CAAGCAGCAUGGGGCAUAAGGUUUAAAUUGUUCAAGCUGGAUUAUAUAUUUUCAGGAAAUACAGGUAUUUUUUUUAAACUAAACAUUAAUUUGGAGGCUUUUAUUUUUUUAUUUUACAUUUUAUUCAUUUUUGUGUUUGUUUUCUUCUACUUACCUUCACUGUUUUAAUUUUAACAUUGCAUCUCUGUGUGUUUUGUGUUGCUUCAACAAAUAUAUCCACACUUUUCUUUUCUUUUUUUUCUCUACUAAGUUGGUGAUUUCUAUGUUUCAGGAUUUAUUGGCCACUGUAUUAAAAACUAUAUUAACCAGUGUUUAAUAAUAACUGAAAACACUAUAGUUCAUUUAAAUAUUUGAGAUUUCUAACCAUGCACUAAAUUGCAUUUAUUUGUUACUGCUCUGUUUAAUUAGUUAUUUUUAGGUGUGGGAUAUUUAUAACAAAUUACAUGUUUUACUGUUGAAGCCUAUUUCGGAAACAUCAAUUAUAAUAUAUAUAAAUAAAUAUAUAUAUAUAUAUAUAUAUAUUUUUUUUUUCUUUGUAAAUAUAUAUUUAAAAUAAGGUAUUUUAUUACUUGUUCUGUACAUGUAAAAGUUAUAUAUAGCUACAAGGGACACGUGUGAAAGUGUCACUGUGGGGUUUGUUCACUAAACAUCGAAUUAGAGCAAAUUAAAAAUCAGUUUCAAAAUUUUGACUAAAAUAAUAAAGUUGUGACUUUAGCUGAGUUGAAGAAUGUCUCCUGUUUUUGCUUUAAAUUUAUCAUUAUAAUGUGAAUUUGCUAAAAUGUAGAUUUUUGUGAAUAAACCCCUGUGUCGAAACUCAUGCAAUAACAUUAAUAUCUGCACAUUUAUUUAAAAAGAAGCAUUAUAUUUAGGGGCUAAAAAAUUAUUUAUCUCCUGGUCUCUGAUUCCUUACCCAGUUAAAGGCACACUAUAGCAGGCAUAGGCAAACUACAGCAUCACAGAUGUUUUGGACUACACCUCCCAUGAUGCUUUGCCAGCAUUAUGGGUGUAAGAGCUUUAUGGGUGUAGUUCACAACAGCUGGAGUGCCAAAGGUUGCCUAUCCCUCCACUAUAGCUUAGAAAUAUCACUAGUUAGUUUUAGGGCCCACCAUUCCUGCAAUUUCAAAAUGAAAUAAGACGUAAAUAAAUCAUUUGCUCCCCUUCUUUCAAUGGUUUCUCCUAUCCUGAUGUCAUCCUGAAUGCGUGCCUCCAGGAUAAUGAUCCAAUCAAAUUCUCCUCAUGAGGAGCGUUGGUGACUGAAGGCGCAAGCAUGGUGCUCGCGUGAUGCACCUAUGAUUAUGCCAUAGAGCUUCAUUGCAUGCACUGCGUAUUUGCACAUGACUUCACGGUAUCCUAGGUUUUCCAAGUAGUAAGAGUCCUGGCUCUCAUACUCAGAGGGCUUGACGGUGUGGCUUGAAGCUGCUCUUCUAAGCCUUCUAAUUAUUUAAAUACUGUAAUUUUUGGCCUCAAAGAAAGGGGGAAGAACUGUAGGCACUAUAACAAGUUUAUGUAGAUGAAUAUGUUAUAGUGAGUACAGUGUUCCUUUAACUCUGUGGGACCGUCAGUAUUUUAGGUGCUAUCUCCUGGCCCCUUGGGGUUAACAAUCAUAAAGGAGUUUACUGCUUGGAAUCAGAACACUAGGCAUCGAUUGGCCCCAUAGAUAUGUUAGGGGUUAGACCCCCCCACAGAGCAGAUUGUCUGUCUCUAAUUACAUGUUUAAGUCUCACAGACCUUGGCAUGUAUAUGUGUAUAUACAUAUAGACUAUUAAAGGCAGCAGACAACAAUGAAGAGUCACUGUUUGCUGGUAUCAUUUACAAGCUGACGCAUAUUAUUUUCAGGUGUCUUGCAUUAUUAGACCUUUGAAACUUCUUUACAAUAGAGGUCUGUGCAGUUGCCAAAAGAUCCUGGACAAACACACACAGGGAAGAGGAACAUUGAGAGCCCUGGUGGACCGGUGGUGAAACCCUAGUGAUCCUAGUGAGAGCACUAUAUUUUAUUCUUUUUUUCUGGGUCGAAUAACACUAAUUCGGCCGCCGAAUUUGAGCCAGAUAUUCGCCAAUCAAAUAUCACUCCGCAUAUCCUUGAGUGGGGAUUAUUCCACUUCACGUGCGCAAUAUCAGAGCUAGGUUUUAGCUCUGAAAAAUGCGAGUAAGACUUUUUUCAUUUUAUUAUAUUAUUUUAUUCAUCUAUAUACUGUGCCAUUGGAGUCCUGUUUCUGUUUUUUUCUACAUAUGCUCUACUGGAUCCCAAGCAUAUAAUUGUGAAGAUUUACUACAUUUUACAUCUCAAGAAUCCCUGUUUCCAUAUGUGGCACCUAUCAUUACGGACUUAUGAUAAGUGUUUUGGACUACUGCUUACUACUUAUUUUAUAUUAAUAUUUUAUAUGUUUUAUAUGUUUUAUUAUAUAUUUUAGGCGCAACCUUAUUUUACUGUUCUAAUAAAUUUGGUCCAUCGUCCUCCCUAUCAGCAAUGAUAGGAGAAAUUAAGGCUAAAAUUAACAAAAUUAAUUUAGAUCGUACAUCUCUCAUGGUGAGACGUCUCAGGAAAACAUUUUACUUAAAAGGCAACAGGGCCUCAACUCUUUUGGCAUCCAAACUCCGGCAUGUGAAUGCCCAAUCAAAAAUAGCAUAUUUACUUGAUGAUCAGGGGCGAAAAGUGUUUAAUCCAAAUAAAAUUAGUGAUAUGUUUGCAGAGUAUUAUAGUAAACUUUAUAACUUAGAAUGUAAUUUGGACCUUCCCCAGCCGUCUGCAGCAAUAAUUGAUAAAUUCUUAGACAGAGUGUCAUUGCCUCGGCUGUCUCCAGGACAUUUAGAAAGCUUAGAAUGUGAAAUAUCAGCAGUAGAGAUAGCUGAGGCAAUCAAACUUAUGCCAUCUGGAAAAGCCCCUGGUCCUGAUGUAUUUACUAUUUUAUAUUAUACAACUUUUCCAGAAAUUUUAAUUCCCCAUAUGACUAAAAUGUUCAAUUCCUAUAAGUCCGGGGGAAAGAUGCCAGAGGAGUCCUUGUGCGCACGAAUAGUCACCUUGCCAAAGCCGGGAAAAACUCCCGAUAGAUGCCCUAACUUUAGGCCCAUUUCUCUGAUUAAUAAUGAUUCAAAGAUUUAUUCUAAAGUUCUCGCUAAUAGAUUAAGCAAAUUAAUCCCAUUGCUAAUUAAUAAGGAUCAAGUAGGUUUUGUACAGGCUAGACAGGCGCCAGACGGAACUAGAAGAUUCAUAAACUUGAUUCAGCACAUCAAUAUGACCAAAACGCCUUCUUUGCUUCUAUCUCUAGACGCAGAGAAGGCGUUUGACAGGAUACAUUGGGGAUAUUUAUGGAGAACAUUAGACAGGUUCAACAUACCAUCAUCCUUUAUCACAGCAAUUAAGGCGCUAUAUUGCGCACCCUCCGACCAUGUCUCAGCUUCUGGCUUCACAUCCAAAACUUUCUCUCUAACCAACGGGACGAGACAGGGGUGCCCUUUAUCUCCAAUUUUGUUUGUCUUAGCGAUAGAACCCCUGGCAGAACUAAUUAGAACGACCCCACAAAUUGUACGAAUUGCUAUUAAAGACUCCGUUCACAAAAUUGGCCUGUUUGCAGACGAUAUAAUCCUAGCUGUCAAAAACCCAAAGGAAUCUUUGAGACACCUCAAGGACAUUUUAACUCAAUUUGGUGAGAUAUCGUACUACAAAUUAAAUGAGUCCAAAACUCAGGCCCUCCCGUUUCAUUUAAACAAUUUGGAAACCAUUGCCCUUAAGAAAUCAUAUUUAUUUGAUUGGAGAAUUGAUUACAUGGAAUAUCUUGGCAUUAAUUUAUGCAACAAUUUGGUCAAUAUGCACAAUCACAACUUGAGGAAAGCAUGGUCGGACUUAGAAAAAGAGAUGGAGAGAUGGGGCUGGAUGGAGCUCUCAUGGCUGGGGAGAGUCACAUCUAUUAAAAUGACGAUACUUCCCAAAAUUUUAUAUUUGUUUAGGACCAUUCCUCUGUCCAUUCCAUUAUCAUUUUUUAAUAAAGUUCACUCGACAAUGCUGAAAUUUAUCUGGGGGAACAAGCUUGCCCGAGUGAGGCCCACUUCCCUGCAGCACCAUAAAUCGAAUGGCGGUAUCGGUGUCCCCGAUAUCCGCAAAUAUUAUUUCGCCACUAACACUGCCGUGGUUGUGAGCUUUAACAACCAGGUUGAUAAACCCAGAUGGAUGGAAAUAGAAGAAUCAAAAAUUUUACCGGUUAGAUUAUCAGAAUUACCUUGGUUAAAUCCUAAGAAAAGACCUGGAAUUAAAAAAUUAUUUUUAUCUACCAAGACUACGCUUAAGGCCUGGGACCUUAUUUUUAAAAAUGACCAGUCUCCCAGUUUAUAUAGAGCAAUGCCUAUUGAGUUAUUGAAAUAUUAUAUACAAUCCUUAAAAAUAGAAUUGUUGAAGAAUUGCUCUAUAACUAAUCUGGACAAUUUUUUUUUUAUGGCAAUGCUAUUCUUUCUUUGGAAAAAUUGAAGCUUAAGUAUGGAUUAUCAAAUGUAUGUGAACUGGAAUGUAUGCUAAUCAUUGACAAAUUGAAAGAACUAUACCAGGUAUCUGAAACAGAUAAAAACUAUAAAUCACUUGAGUUAUCUCCUUUAGAGAAAGUUUUUUUAUACAGUCCCGCUAGUAAAGGUAUGAUAUCCUUAUGCUAUUUGUUUCAUAAUGCCAAGCCCUUAGUUAAAUUAAAACAUAUGUUGUCAUGGGAGACGGAGUUGGGUGCCCAGUGCGAUUUAGAAGAAUGGUUCGUUUUUUUAAAAGGUUUAAAAGGUAUUUCGUAUUGCACCGACCAUUUUGAAAAUCAUUAUAAAAUCUUAUAUCGCUGGUACCUGGCUCUGUCUAGAUUGCACAACAUGAACAACAUGUAUUCUGACCGGUGUUGGAGAGACUGUGGGGGAGUGGGCAAUAUGGCCCAUAUCUGGUGGUUCUGCCCCAAGUUAACUAAUUAUUGGAAAAUGAUUCAUGAUCUAAUUAUUAAAGUGAACAGAACCAUUAGCAUCUUAACUUCGGAACUAGCUUUAUUUAAAAAACUCCCAGAGUCUGUUAAUAGUUCAGAUAAAAUAAUCAUAGGCCACAUUCUGAUUGCUGCUACAUCCUGUUUAUCUAGACAUUGGAAGUCCCAAAAUGUGCCAUCUCUCAGAGAAGUUUUUAAUUUGAUUCUAGAAAACAAGGCACACGAAUUAUCGCAUAGAGCCAAUAUGCAUGGUUUCCCAAUAUUAAAAUAUAAUUGGGAUAAAUGGGAAGAAAAAAUCAAAACAGUUUAUGGUCUUUGAUAUAUUUAUUGUUAAAGUGCAUUGAUGUACAACAUUUUUGCCAUAUACAUUAUGUUUAUUUCAAUGAUGGAUGGAUACCCCUUCCCAUUUCCAAGUUCCCCUUCCUUUCCUACCCCUAACACAAUGUUUGUAUUAUUAUCACUUGUUAUACAAAAUUUUAAAACUUUAAUAAAAAUUAUUUGAAAAAAAAAAACCAUCUUGCUCAGUAGACAGCCACUGAAGGUGGAGUUAACCCUGCAAUGUAAUUAUUGUAGUUUAUAAAAAACUGCAAUAAUUACAGUUGCAGGGUUAAGAGUAGUGGGAGUUGGCACCCACACCACUCCAAUGGGCAGAAGUGGUCUGGGUGCCUGGAGUGUCCCUUUAAUGCACUUGUGGACACAAAAUAGUUCUAAUUGAAGGCUUAUGGCGAGUCUCUUCUAUCCACUCACAGUUGAAAGGAUUACUCACUAAAGUGAGGAUUCAAAGUGAAUUUAAAAAGAAUUUCCAAAUCAAGGCCAAAAUAGGAAAACUGAACAAAUUCAGCAAUACUUUCAGCUCGGCUACUUUGACCUUAAAUUUGAAAUUCACUUUGAAUUCUCUCUUAGUGAAUAACCCUGUGAGACUAGAUUUGAGUUCACAAAUGAUUGUUAUAAAACAAAGAAAAAACACAUGAGGAUCAUGUUCAGCUCUCCCUGGUUGUCCCAAAAUAGUAUAUAUGUAUAUGUCUCUUUAUGUAUUACAGCAACCAUGAACGGCACAUAUGCAUCUCUCUCAGAGGUCAUGAGGGCUCGGGGAAGCCCUCUAUGUGAGAAGGAAGUGUGGGCUCUACUGAAUGCUGCUUCAGAACAGAUUUUGAAGCUUUCUAAUAAUGGUGAGUGCUAUUCACAUUUGUUGAAACAAUUAGUGAAAUAUUCCAAAACAUGUUCAAAAAAUAAAUAAAUUAUAAAAUCAAAGAAAAAUGAAUACAGUAACGCUUGCUAUAUACCUAAUGCCUGCUUGAUUUAAGGCUGAUUUAAUUUUCCAUUUUAUUCUACAGUAUUUUUAACACUUUAGAGCAGUGCCAAACAUCAUCAAAAUCCAAGUAUAUCUGCAUACAUAUAAUGCCAGUGGAUUUUGGUCUCUUCUUGGGGCUUUUGCACCUGAAAUGUAAUGCAUGGAGGAUAGAUGUAAGGUAUAGAUGUAAGCUCAUUUGGUUUUCCUGUGUUUUAGUUUGAUUAUCAACACGUUACAUGUGUAAAGAAAAAUGAGGGGGGGCGGAGCCUGAUUGGCUAGCUGAUCAAACGUAGGCUUGAAGCGGCACUGUCGUGUGAAACUUGCCUUUCCCCAAUAGAUUCCUCUUCUCUCCCUCUCUCAGGAUCUGUUCUUCGUUUCUUCAUGUCUGCUCUAGUUUUCUUUAAAAUCACAAGACAAAGUAGGGACUAUUUGUCUUAUGGAGGUUUCCUACGCCUGACCAGCUAUGACCAGCAGAGGAACAAAGUGUGCUUCAUUUCCGAUGGUCAGAGCAAUUUCCCCACAAUUCUCACCUUUCCUCCAUGUUCCAGUGUUCUCCGUGUUCCCCACAAUUCUCACCUUUCACUUUUCUCGAAUGUUCCAGGCUUUUUAGACAGAACAUCGUGGAAACUACCAAAUUGCGUCCUAACAGAAUGAGAAUAGUGUGACGAAGUGCCCUUCGCCAUUUGUACCUGGAGAGGACUAAUUGCCAGCCUCCUGCCCUGCAACUAUGGCCCCUGGAAGAUUUUGCCCUUUAAAUACAUUAUUUGGGCAUAGUGAAUUUUAUUAGACUGGUUCUGGCCCUUUAAAUGCUCUGACAAAGUAUCUGCAGUUUUGCUAUGCAUUCGGAUGCAGAGUGUGAAGAAAACCCCUGUUUUAUGGACUUAGUUUGACUGUUUUAUUCCCCCCUCCUCUUAGAACACCAGUUUAAACCCUUAAUAACUGUCAUAUUUUCAAACACUGUCUGACCCUUUUAACUGUCAUUUUGUUUUCCUCUGAGGAGGAGUUGUUUUGCUGCAUGAGUGCUGUUGCUUUUGUGUGCUCAUUAAACAGACCUGCUUGACCCUUUCUUGAAGCCUUGGCUCAUGCUUGGGGGAUGGGAUAAGUCUGCAGUGCUGAUGGUGUCGGUUGGAGUGCUUGGAGUCCUCGGCAAGCACUAGGAGCAUCGAUUGGCGGAGGUACUCGGUCGGAGUGCCAGCGGGUCCGUCACAAACAGUUUCUCCAUUCGUGUUAGGACGCAAUUCAGGACUUUGUUCGUGUUGGAAUUAUAUUCAAAUGAAUGAAACUCUGAUCCUGUUCGUGCCGCGGCUGCAUCUUGCAGCCGCUUAGUAGAUAGCUCCCUAAUUCCCGCGGUAUUAGUGAGCUAUCUACCAAAAGGCUGAAAGACCAAAUUUACUAACACUAAGUAAAGAUUACUUAGUAUUAGUAAAUAAUCUGCCCCUACUCGCUAUACUGCGAGUAGGGUUGUAUGUCUAUUAAACAGCCUCUGGCUGCUCACAGUUACCCCCCAAAACCCUGCAUCCCCCUCCCGAGCCCCCCACCCGCGCUGCAUGAAUGUGGGCUAUUAAACUGAAUGGGGGACCUAUUGCCCUCCCCGGCCCAGACGCCUGAGCGGCGGGCGGGGGUCCUAAAUUACAAUAAAUGGGGGGACCUAUUGCCCUCCCCCCUGGCACCCACCUCUGAGCGGUGGGUAGGGGCCCUAAUUGAAAAUGUGGGGGGGACCUAUUGUCCUCCCCCCGAGCUCCUACCCCUGAGCAGCGGGUGGGGACACUAAAUUAGAAUAAGGGGGGAACCUAUUGUCCUCCCCCCGGCCACCAUCCCGGGUGUGGGUCCUAAAUUACGACAAGGGGCUAAAUGAAAAUGUUAACCCCCCCUCAGGUGACUAGGGAUCCCCAAGCCCCUAGUCACCACCCCACUCAAAAAAAAAUUAAUAAACCCCUACCUACGCCCCACACCCUAAAAAUAGUGAGGGGGGAACAAGAGAACAAAAUACUUGCUAAAAAUAAAUACAACUUACCAUUUGAUGUCUUCUUUUUUCUAAAAUCUUCUUUUUUCAGCCUUAAAAAAGGCCAAAUAGGAUGAUAGGUUUUCCCACCCGCUUAGUUUAAUAGCCCCCACUCUCGCGGUACGGAUGGGGGCUUGCGAGGGGGGAUACUAGGGUUUUGUUUUUUUUAACAGUGAGCACCCGCAGGCUGCUAAUUGUUUAAUAGACAUGCCCCUACUCGCAGUAUAGCGAGUAGGGGCAGAUUAUUUACUAAUAAUAAGUACCGUAUAUACUCGAGUAUAAGCCGACCCGAAUAUAAGCCGAGGCCCCUAAUUUUACCCCAAAAAACUGGGAAAACUUAUUGACUCGAGUAUAAGACUAGGGUGGGAAAUGCAGCAGCUACUGGUAAAUUUCUAAAUAAAAUUAGAUCCUAAAAAAAUUAUAUUAAUUGAAUAUUUAUUUACAGUAUGUGUAUAUGAUGAAUGUAGUGUGUGUAUGAGUGCGCAGUGUGUGUGUAUGAGUGCGCAGUGUGUGUGUAUGAGUGUGCAGUGUGUGUGUAUGAGUGCGCAGUGUGUGUAUGAGUGCACAGUGUGUGUGUAUGAAUGCAGUGUGUGUGUAUGAAUGCAGUGUGUGUGUAUGAGUGCAGUGUGUGUGUAUGAGUGCAGUGUAUGUGUGUAUGAGUGCAGUGUAUGUGUGUAUGAAUGCAGUGUAUGUGUGUAUGAGUGCAGUGUGUGUGUAUGAAUGCAGUGUGUGUGAUGCAGUGUGUGUGUGUGUGUGUGAUGCACUGUGUGUGUGUGUGUGAUGCAGUGUGUGUAUGAAUGCAGUGUGUGUGUAUGAAUGCAGUGUAUGUGUGUAUGAAUGCAGUGUGUGUGAUGCAAUGUGUGUGUGUGUGUUAUGCAGUGUGUGUGUGUGUGAUGCAGUGUGUGUAUGAAUGCAGUGUAUGUGUGUAUGAGUGCAGUGUGUGUGUAUGAAUGCAGUGUGUGUGAUGCAGUGUGUGUGUGUGUGAUGCAGUGUGUGUGUAUGAAUGCAGUGUGUGUGAUGCAGUGUGUGUGUGAUGCAGUGUGUGUGUGAUGCAGUGUGUGUAUGAGUGCAGUGUGUGUGAUGCAGUGUGUGUGUGUGUGUAAUACAGUGUAUUUGUGUUGCAGAGCCUUGGUGGGGGGUGGGCAUUUCUAUAAAAAAAAAAUUAAUAUUAUUUACAUUUUUUUUUGUUAUAUUAUUAUUUUUUUAAUAAUUUUUUUAUUAUUAUUUUUAUUUUUUUUAUUAUUAUUUAUGUAUUAUUUUAUUUAGUUUUUAGUUCAUUUUUUUGUUAUAUUAUUAUUUUGUUUAUUAUUAUUUUUAUUAUUAUUUUUUAUUAUUAAUUUAUUUAUUUUGUUGUCCCCCCUCCCUGCUUGAUACAUGGCAGGGAGGGGGGCUCUCCUUCCCUGGUGGUCCAGUGGCAUUGGCAGUUCAGUGGGAGGGCAGAGUUGCUUGCAGCCUUUCAGUCAAGUUUCCUCGCUGCCGGGUCCGCAGCUCCUCUGUCAGCUCACACUGUAAGUCUCGCGAGAGCCGCACUAUGACCCCGCGGCUCUCGCGAGACUUACACUGGGAGCUGACUGAGGUGCUGCACGGACCGGCGCGGAGGAGGAGGGAGCUGACAGGAGCUGCAGGAGAGGUAAGUAACAGCUCUGCCAGCCCCCAGUCUGUAUUAUGGCAAUGUAAAUUGCCAUAAUACAGACUGACUCGAGUAUAAGCCGAGUUGGGGUUUUUCAGCACAAAAAGUGUGCUGAAAAACUCGGCUUAUACUCGAGUAUAUACGGUAAUCUUUACUUAGUAUUAGUAAAUUUGGCUGAAAGACCAAUUACGUCUUUCACCCUUUUGGUAGAUAGCUCCCUAAUACCGUGGGAAUUAUUUGAAUGAAAUUCCGAUACGAACAAAGUCCCAAAUUGCGACCUAGCAUGAAUGGAGAAACUGUUCUCAUUCUGUUAGGAUGCAAUUCGGUAGUUUUGCCGGCGUUCUGUCUAAAAUGAAAAAGUGAAAGGAGGCUUUGCUGGAACAUGGAGGAAAGGCGAGAAUUGUGGGAAAAUUGCUCUGACCACCGGAAAUGAAGCACACUUUGUUGGGGGUAGGGUUAGGGGUUAGGGUUAGAUUCCUGUCAUCAUUACCUUAAUUUUUCCUCCCUCUCCUGUUUUGCCACUUUUCAGAAAUCCAAAGCACUUUGGCACUUCCGAAAUUCGGCAGUUCGGCACUUUGGUAAUUUGGACAUUCGGAAGCUGAAAUUCGUCCGAAUUUAAAUUUGGACCGAAACGAAUUGCACAUGUCUAGUGGGCGGUUUGGGGAUGUAUAUUAAGAAUAAGGGAUGUAGUGGGAGUUAGGUGCAGUAGUGGGAUUAAGUAGCUGUGCUAGAGAAGGAGGGCUGUAGUGGGCAUUAGAAGCUGUAGUUGGGGUUAGGAGAAGUAGUGAGGGUUAGGAGCUGUACUGAAUAUUAAAGGCAGUAGUGAGGGUUAGGGGCUGUAGUGGGGUUUAGUAGCAGCAGUUGGGGGUUAGGAGCUGUAGUGGGGUUAAAGGCAGUAAUGGGGGUUAGGGGCAAAAGAGGGGGAGUUAGAGGCUGAUGUGGGGGAGCUGUAGUGGGGUUUUUAGAAGCAGUAGUGAAGGGCUAUGAGCUGUAGUAGGGGUUAGGACAGUAUAUGGGGGAUAGGGGAAGUAGCAUGGUCGAUAAGGGACUGAGGGGAAAGUUAGAAAAAGCAAACAUCUUAAAUUAAAAAUAAAGUUUUUCCCCUUUGGCCAGGGAGAGGGGAAUCUUGUUCCCUGGAGGUCCAGUGUGAAAUGUGGCUUGUCGGAACCUCCUUCCGUUUGGCUCUGGGAAAUUUAUCAGAACAUUGCUGCGGUAACCUGUGACAAUGCUCUGAUACAGUAGAAGGAGCGGAGAACUUAACCUGAAAGUCCAACCCAUUUCUCCCUCUUCCCCCUCGAUAUCAGGGGCCGGCUGGCGAGCAUGGCAUUGCGGUCACUGCUUGGCUUCUUUGGUGGGGGGGCCCUGGUUUACCCUUGGGUCUGAGUGCCAAGUGCCCCCCAUUUUAAGUCUGCAGUAAAAAACCUUGCUGUUCUGCAGAGGGGUCAACGUAAAAUAGCAGAUUAAAACUCUGCUACUUUAAUCUAAUGGUCUCAGAAAGACCAUCUAAUUGGUGCAGCACAGCAUUUGUGUGGCCAGCCUAUGCUUUUCUGUGCGAAAAGAGGGAGAGAUUCAGUUUGGUGAAAAGGUAAGUAAAAUACCCUUUUUGCUCCCUGGCAGUGGGGGCCUGGUCACCUAAAUGGUGACUAGGCCAAUAUGGCAUUAGGAAUUUAUAUUUGUAUUCCUAACGUUUCACUGUUCCUUUAACUGUCAGGGGAUGUUCCAAAUCAAUUAUUAAAAGUGACAAAUUCUUUUGAAAUCAGCAUUUUUAUGAAACAGGUCAAGAGGAGGCAUGCAAUUAACCCCUAAAGCAUUUUUCCAUGCUGAAGUACAUUAUGGGUUUGGAAUGUUCCUUUAAAAAAUAAUUUGCAUUCUUGAUGCAAAUUUGAACUUAAGUUAAGCAUUAUUCUGAAUUUAUGAUACUCGAUUUUUAACUCGAUUUUUGACACUUUCCAAAUUCAAAACUCAUGAUUUUUGAUAUUGUUAAGAUUGUUUGGUUUAUUACACACAGCAUCAACCCUCACAACACAAUGCUCACUUUUUGUUGUUUUUUUUCCUUCUCAUGUUGGCAAAGUAACUCAUAAUAUUUCAUAUUCAUUCAUAGUCACAAAAAACAUAAAAUAAAAUAAAAAUACCUUAUGCAAACUCUGAUGUUUACUUUUUUUCCAGAUUCCAAAACAUGGAUAGACAUCUCACCCUGGUCACUUGUUAUUUCGUGUUCUGGGAAUUUGUCUUUCCGGAAAGGAUUUUGCCACAAAGCUGCUCCAUUUAGAGCUCCAGAAGUGACUCAGGAGCCCACUAACACAAAGGAGGUAAGAGGUUCUUUAUUUUAUGAUUCCAUAGUUAUCAUCCCAAUUGGCUUUCCAUGGUAAAUGCCAUCUGAAGGGUAGAUAUACCUAUGCACCCACCACACCUGUUAAAGAAAUAAGAAUUAUUUCAAAAAAAGGUUAAUAGCACCACAAUCACUGUUUAUCUCCAUCAACCAGUGAUAUGGGACAGAAGUGGAAACUGCUCAAGACCCAAUAUUUCAUUCAGGGUAGUCGUUUUUUUGGACAGACUGGAAAGGAGAUUGGAAAAUGGGUGUUUGAGCAAACAAAAAUAUAGCAAGGAAAAUUUAAUGAAUUAAUAGCGACAGUGACGGAACUACAUCCGGCUGCACUAGAGCCUGCAUGUUUGGGGGGCCCAGCUCAAUGGGCCACCUGAUGGACGGCUUUGGAGGAAGUGUCAGCCUUCCUACCAGAUAUUUACAGAGCGCAUUGCGUGGGACAGAGAAGGAGGGGGAACACGAAGGGGAGAGCAAAGACAGACCCAGCACCAUAGAAUGCUUCAGUCACAGUCGCCGAAGUUUGACUGGGGUCUCUCUGGAGCUCUUUCCUUCCAGACAGGUAUCGUCCCCUCUGCCUAUUCCUCUGCCUGCAAUGUGAUAGCUCUUAAACAUAAAAACAUAGAAUGUGACGGCAGAUAAGAACCAUUCGGCCCAUCUAGUCUGCCCAAUUUCCUAAAUACUUUCAUUAGUCCCUGGCCUUAUCGUAUGUCUAGGAUAGCCUUAUGCAUAUCCCACGCAUGCUAAAACUCCUUCAUUGUGUUGACCUCUACCACUUCAGCUGGAAGGCUAUUCCAUGCAUCCACUACUCUCUCAGUAAAGUGAUACUUCCUGAUAUUAUUUUUAAACCUUUGUCCCUCUGAUUUAAGACUAUGUCCUCUUGUUGUGGUAGUUUUUCUUCUUUUAAAUAUAGUCUUUACUGUGUUGAUUCCCUUUUUGUAUGUAAAUGUUUCUAUCAAAUUCCCCCCCGUCUCGUCUUUCUUCCAAGCUAUACACGUUAAGAUCCUUUAACCUUUCCUUGUAAGUUUUAUCCUGCAAUCCAAGAACCAGUUUAGUAGCCCUUCUCUGAUCUCUCUCUAAAGUAUCAAUAUCCUUCUAGGAGAUACAGACUCCAGUACUGCGUACAAUACUCCAAGUGAGGUCUCACCAGUGUUCUAUACAAUGCAUUGAGCACUUCCCUCUUUCUACUGCUAAUACCUCUUGUCUUUAUAAAGACACUUACAGCUCUCAGGCCUAGCUCUAUUUGAUUUGCCAUGGGGAAUCAGAUGAAUCGCACAGCCAGCCAAUAGGUCCAAAGACUCUUUUACUGGGAUCCCUAAAAAUCCACACAGGAUACACCGUUCCAAAAGGAACUAACAUACUCAGCUUUAUUUUUACUCAGUACUAGCCCAUAUGCUUGUUACCUUAAGAUGUAAUGUGACAACUUCAAUAAAAUACAAAUAACCAGAUCAUAUCAGACAACAUACAUGAACAUAAUGACAUAUUUAUAAAUGGGUGAGGAAAACAAUAAUUAACACAAAACGUUUCUCCUGCCUGCAGAAUUAGUACUAUGCAAAUCUACCUGAAUAUGCAAAUGAACAAGCCUUACUAUUCAGGUAGUGCAUAUAGCUGUUGCUACCAACAGAGGGCGCUGUAAAGACUCGACAGCCAAAUCCAACUUGUUGGCAGCAAGCAUCAGCAGGAGCACAUAAAACAUUUAACCACAACCAAUUAUUUUAUACACACCCUGCACCUUUAAUGGACACAGGGUGACUAAAACAUAAGAACAAUUUAGGAACCUAUGUAAAGUGUUCUUCUGCUCCCAGUUAUGGUGACUACCGUCACAGAGUGUGUAUGUGUCAGUGUUUGUUUCUAUGUAAAUGUCAAUGUGCUUAUAUGUGUGUAUCUAUUUGUCAGUAUGUCUGUAUGUGUCAGUGUAUAUUUGUGUGCGUAUCAUUGUAUCAGUGUUUAUAUCUAUAUGUGUGUCCGCAUGUGUAUCUUGUGUGUGUGUAUGCCUCAGAGUGUGCUUCUGUGUGAGUCAAUAUGUCGGUGUGUGUAUCUGUGUAUGUAUAUGUCAGUAUAUGGGUAUGUAUAUGUCAGUGUGUGUCAAUGUGUCAGUGUACCUAUGUAUGUGUCAGUGUGUGCAUAUGUAUGUGUAUUUAUGUGUGUACCUGCUUUUCAUUGUGUAUAUAUGUGUGUCUGAGUGUGUGUAUGCGUCAGAGUGUGCUUCUGUGUGAGUCAAGAUGUCAUUGUGUAUCUGUGGGUCAAUGUAUGUAUAUCUAUGUAAAUAUGUAAAAAAGCAAAAUACAAAAAGUCCUGCACUCCAACUUAUAACAAUUAAAUCUUACUUUACCUGGUGCUCAGCUACACUGUAGUAUAAAAUGCCAAAUCCAGGAAACACUCUAGGCUAUUCAAAUUAAAUUUCAUUUAAAAAUAAUUCCAAAAAUUACAUAGAACAAGCAAACAAAGUCGACGUUUCAGUUACUAUAGGAACUUUCAUCAGGACUAGAUCAAUUUUGUGUCAGUGUGUGUAUCUGUGUGUGUCAGUGUAUGUAUUUGUGUGUGUCAGUGUAUCUUUGACAAUGCUUUCCUAUGGGGAGACCUAAUUUGCUCGCAGUGCUUGACACGCAUACACAUGAGCCCCCCUGUCAGAUGAGGCCCGAUGAGGCAGAGUACUGACCCAGCGCCGAGGGAGAUCGAUGCUGAAAUCGGGUAAGUAAAUAAAGGGUUUUUUAACCCUUUUUAUGCAGGGAGGGCACAAGGGAAUUAUAGUGUUAGGAAUGCAACAUUAUUUUCCUAACACUAUAGAAUCUCUUUAACUCUUGUCACUCCAUGUCACUCUAGAAUGUGCCACCCUUUCCAAUCUAAAUACCAGCCACUGACCUGGUUUCACCCUCUCUUUGCCCAACUCACCUAGAAAGAGAAUAAGAUUAAAUAUGUGUGUAUCUGAAUAGAUUUAUAAAGAUAUUUUUAUCUCCACAGCUAAUGGUGUACUCUUUGGGGAUGACGCUCUACUGGGCUGCUGAGUACAAUAUUCCUAGACAUCAGGUCUGUAACAUUUGUUUUAUACAUGGAGAGUUCUCGCUCACUCUAUUUCUCUCUCUAAAAUCUGCUUGUAUAUAAUAUAUUUAGAACAUAGUAACUGCUAAAUGGCUUAAAUUAAUUAAAUAGUGUCAGGAAUACAAACAUACAAUGCGUUGGGAAAGCAAUGGGCGGAUAUUGUGCAUUUACAGCAAAACACCACACUAUGUCAAUCAGCAUCUCCUCAUAGAGAUGCAUUGAAUCAGUGCAUCUCUAUGAGGAACGUUCAUCGCCUCCAUGCAUGACUGCCACUAGAGGUGCUACUAGGCGGUAAUGUAAACAAUGCAUUUUCUCUGACAGCCACUAUCAAACAGCCACUAGAGGCACUUCCUGCUUGUUAGGCGACUUUUGGUGCUGUGCAUGAGGACAUCCAGUGUCAGUUAAUUACCCAUAGGAAAGCAGUGCAGAAAGGUGCAAUGUAGCACUCACAUUAGCACACGUUGGUGGAGGUGGAGCUAUUCUAUGUAUUUGUCAAUGUGUUUAUAUGUCAGAUGACGUUGGAGGAGGCAGAGCACCGACCCAACUAUGAGGGGGUUUGGCGCUGGAAUCGGUUGAGUACAGAAAGGAUUUAUUAACCCGAGGGAGUGGGGCCAGAGGGAACUAUGCUGUAAUGAAUACAGCUUCGUAUUCCAUACACUAUAGAAUACAUUUAAGCUGUAAUUAAAUGUAAUUAAAUUACUAGUUACUAUAGUGCACCUUUAACCCCUUAAGGACACAUGACAUUAUGAUGCCAGGUAAAGAAAGAUUUGGGGAGGAUAUCUACUAGCUUCUGGUCUUUCCUCCCUUGAUGACAUUAAUUCUUCAGCUACUUACUGACAGAAGUGUUAAAGGGAAACUCUAAUGUUAGAACUAGAAACAUUUAUUUCUAAUGUUAGAAUUAUUUCUUGAUUAUUUAGAUUUAGUGGUGCCCCCGUAACACGAACAUUAAAGGGACACUAUAGUCCCCAGAAUAACUACAGCUUAUUGUAUUUGUUCUAGUGAGGAUAAUAAUUUCCUUCAGGCUUUUUGCAGUAAACACUGUCUUUUCAGAAAAUUUUUUAGUGUUUACAUUACAGCCUAGUGAUAAUUCCACUGGCCACUCCUCAGAUGGCUAUUAGAGAUGCUUCCUGGGGAAGUGCUGCACAGUGUGCAGCACUGCCAUUCAGUUUCUCCACCCUUUGCUUGGAGACACUGAACUUUCCUCAUAGAGAUGUAUUGAUUCAACACAUUUCUAUGAGAAGAUGAUGAAUGGCCCUGGCUCUGUUUGGCUUGUGUUUGCUCUGCCCCUGAUCUGCCUCCUUGACAGUCUCAGCCAAUCCUAUGGGAAAGCAUUAUGAUUGGCUUUUGUUCAACACUUCUGAUGAUGUCAACCAAGCAGGCAGAUCAGGGGCAGAGCCAGCAGCUGCAGUCUUGAACAAAAGUAAGAUUUUACUAUUUAAGGGGGGCCAGAGGAGCUAGAUGGUAGUUUUAGCACUAUAGGGUCAGGAAUACACAUUUGUUUUCCUGACUCUAUAGUGUUCCUUUAAUUAGAUAUACUUACCUUUUGUCCCAAUCUGUGCCAGAAAACAUUCAUAAGACAAAAUCUCAUCAGCAACACACAUGAAAAUCUAACCAUGUAGGACAGUACUUCAUUUCUAAUGCUGUUUACUUUUAGACGCAAAGUAAGAGGGGCUAAUGCAACUAACAUUCAUUUUCCAGCCUGUGAAUCUUGGUUCCAAGAUUCAAUCCAUCCUUAUUGCAAUGUGUGAGGAGAAUCCACGAUGCAGGCCAAGUCCAGAGAUCGUUGUCCAGAAAUGUCAGGAUCAUCAGAAACAGCUUUCCUUACUUCCUGCUUGUUUCUACAUCCAGAGCCUUGUUAGACUGGUGCUGGGUGACCUUUCGCAGGUUUGUACAAUUUUUUUUUGUAAUUUUAGAACCACAGAGUGUUGAGUCUGACAUUUAAAAUCAAAUACUUGAGAAACUUGUAUCUAAGAAAAUUUAAAGAUAAGUAUUCCAUUAGGUUAUGUGAGAACUUUUCUAAAGUCCCAUUAUUUUUCGUACUGUCAAAUCUCUUGCUAACGAAUAAUGGACUGGAUGAGCUACCAGGAGUGCUAACCAGAGAGUGAUUUUUGCUGUUCAUUUCUGCUACUCUGCAGUGGUAAUGGUAUCAGGAUUGAUCUGGCACUACCAUUCUAAGGAGUCAUAAAUAUUGGAAAGGUUUGACUUCUUAUCUGAGGUUCCUUCCUGCCGCUUCCUGACUCAACUACUGCCUAGUGAAAUCCGGAAGCUCUAGUCAUUCAGCUAAGGCUGGUGGUGCAGACACUCUUUGGCGCCAAUGGAAAGCUGAGAAGGAGCUCAGGAGAGCUGAGUAGGAGCUCAUUGAGCUGUAAAGGAUGUGGGGAGGGGCCCCCAGUGGAACUAAGAGAGGUAUUAGAACAGAAGAGGAACAACUACUAUUUAAAGGGGGUGAGAGGACCAGGUAAAAUGCAUGUAUCUAGUUAAAUUAAUAAUAUUACAGUAUUAAAAGGACACUAUAGUCACCUGAACAACUUUAGCUUAAUGAAGCAGUUUUGGUGUAUAGAACAUGCCCCCGCAGCCUCACUGCUCAAUCCUCUGCCAUUUAGGAGUUAAAUCCCUUUGUUUAUGAACCCUAGUUACACCUCCCUGCAUGUGACUUGCACAGCCUUCCAUAAACACUUCCUGUAAAGAGAGCCCUAUUUAGGCUUUCUUUAUUGCAAGUUCUGUUUAGUUAAGAUUUUCUUAUCCCCUGCUAUGUUAAUAGCUUGCUAGACCCUGCAAGAGCCUCCUGUAUAUGAUUAAAGUUCAAUUUAGAGAUUGAGAUACAAUUAUUUAAGGUAAAUUACAUCUGUUUGAAAGUGAAACCAGUUUUUUUUUUUCAUGCAGGCCCUGUCAAUCAUAGCCAGGGGAGGUGUGGCUAGGGCUGCAUAAACAGAAACAAAGUGAUUUAACUCCUAAAUGACAGUGAAUUGAGCAGGGAAAUUGCAGGGAAAUGAUCUAUACACUAAAACUGCUUUAUUUAGCUAAAGUAAUUUAGGUGACUAUAGUGUUCCUUUAAAGGGACACCGUAGACACUGUAUCUGCUUCAUCUCAUUAAACUGGUUAUAGUGUCUGGAGUCCCCUGGUGCCAUCAUUUCUUUCAGCAUUAAACAGUUUUUAAUGUUGUAAUGUUUUAAUGCUAAACAAGAGACCCCGGCAGUCCAUCCCCUCUGAGCUGCUUUGGCUAAUAAGGAAGUAUUACCCUGAGCAGCAAUGGGCAGCUGUGAUUGGCUGAGAGUGUCAGCUGACUGCUUUUAGCCUGUCAGAGCUCCAACUGACGGUAUGAAUGGGUAUGACAACAAGGAAGUGUGUAAUAUCUGCCUUAGCUACGCAUACAGAAGGGUCUGGACUGUGGGUGGCCAGGGACUCUUAUUUUGUGGCAUACUGCACAAACAUGGUGCAACACUGAAUGGAGGGACAGUGCCAGGGCACUCCAGGCACUAUAACCAAUUCAAAGAGAUGAAAUGGCUAUAGUGACUACAGUGUCCCUUUAAUUAAUACAAUAAGUAGUGUGUAGAAAAUCCAUAAAAUGCAAAGAUGAAAGUGUGAAUUGGGUUUCGCUAAUUAAAUGACGCUAAUUAAAUGGCAGAAUGGUUUAAGGCAGUUUAUUACCCUGGGAGAUGAAUGAAAACAUGCUUAAACUGAUGAGUUUUAAUGAACUCAGUAAGAGGCAAUAACAACUGUCAUUUAUUUAGGUGCUUGAGGUACAUUUAGUUUUUUACAUACAGUUAAAGCAGAAGUUCUAACCUUAGCUGUAUCAAUUUUUUGCAACUUUCAAAGCAUUUAUUCCUUGAGAGCAGUAGAUGGCGCUCUCAGCCAGUUGUCAAAAGUUGAUAUAGCUAAAGCGGAAUGAGAAUGAGAAGGACUGUGAUAGGCUAGUGGUACCCCAGGUAAGUGUCACACCAUUACCAUUUGAUCCCAUCAUUGGUGAUAAAGCCAGAAAAGCUCCUAGCAACAUAACCACUAUGGAACUUUAAUACUUAAUUUACUUAUCCUUAUAUUUAACAAAUGUAUAUUUGUGAGUUGUAAAAAAUAAAUGAAUUAGGAAUCCACAUUUUGUUAUCCUGUAACUGGGGGGCUUUUAUUUUAGAUCUGUCAUUACUCUAUUACACUAACAUUAAUAUAAGCUCUGUCUUAUGUCCCUGGCACUCAUCAUAGAGAAAAGAGAGAACAUUACACAUUUUUUUCCCCUCCUAAUUUACAAUGUUUACCCUGACUUUGCCUUUUCUGAACUAGAUUAUCCUCCUGAGACCAAGCCCAUUCAUGUAUGUCCUCUGUACUGGACAUUUCAUUCACAUGCAUCUUGUUUUAUUCUUUUGAGCUGCUCUAUCAAUCCCUGCUGUAUUGUAAAGAGGACUUCCUGAGCUUUCCAGUGAUAUGUCAUGUGAUGCUGGGCACUUCCUCUCCCCUUUCAUCAAACUUGGAAGGCAUAUUGGAAGACAAUUUUUUCCUCGGUUCCCAGGAGGUUAUGAUGUAAUUUGCUAAAUCUUAAGUAUAAAUUUGUUUAACCGCAAAAAAAAAGAUACCUGGGGUUCCUUGGUACCUGCAGUGAUUUAACUAAUGCUGGUACUUUCCUGCAUGCCGGUCUAUGCCUUCACUGGGCAUCAUGGUCCUUAAAGGACCACUAUAGUGCCAGGAAAACAUACUCAUUUUCCUGGCACCAUAGUGCCCUGAGGGUGCCCCCACCCUCAGGGACCCCCUCCCGCCCGGCUCUGGAAGGGGGAAAGGGGUAAAAACUUACAUUUUUCCAGCGCCGGGCGGGGAGCUCUCCUCCUUCUCUCCGCCUCCGUUCCUCCUCCUGGGCUGAAUGCGCACGCGCGUCAAGAGCUGCGCGCGCAUUCAGCCCGUCGCAUAGGAAAGCAUUUACAAUGACAGUGAGAAGCAUGCAAGCGCCUCUAGUGGCUGUCAAUGAGACAGCCACUAGAGGCUUUGGGGGAAGGCUUAACCCAUUAAUAAACAUAGCAGUUUCUCUGAAACUGCUAUGUUUAUAAAAAAAUGGGUUAACCCUAGAGGGACCUGGCACCCAGACCACUUCAUUAAGCUUUCCCACGCUUUGUAAAUUGACUCAUAACUCUCUGAUUGGUUGAUUGGGGUGGGGGCCAGGGGAGAGGACAAUAGAUCCCCCCCUUAUUCUAAUUUAGGGCCUCCAUCUGCCGCUCAGGGGUGGGGGCUCUGGGGUUUUUUUACUGUAAGAAUUAGGAGACCAGUAAUAGGCAAUACCUACACAGAUGUUGCUAGGCUCAGAAUAAGAACUGGCAUUUAUCUUAGGCCAAGGGCAGUUUUGUGCAUCCAUGCUUGGGAAGAGUCAUAAUAUACAGAGGGCUCAAAGGACCCAAAUGGGUAAACCUUGGAAUUACAGCCUUCAACACAUUAGAACAAAGUAAGCAAAGCGAUCCAGCAGAUUCUCCAUUCCUCUGCGUUCCUUUCUUAAAGUUUAUCAAAGUGCAUUAGAAAAAGAUCUGGUCUUUAUCAAGCUUGAUACUCUUCUAUUGAAAUGUUGUUCUGUCUACCUAUGCGCACCUUAAUGAAGGGUCAUUGAAAAAAUUAAGGACUUUCUGGCUUGCUUUGCUUACCUUGUUUCCCCUUCCGGUUUUGGUAAAACUGGAUUAAUUGAACUCUCUGGGAUAGGUGCUUCUUUUAUUGUUGUUUUUGUUUGCACACAGAAUUGUCUGAUACUUUUUUAUAGUUAAUGUAUGAACUACUUAGAGUAACUAGAAAUUAAAGCAAUGUCUGUUUUUCUUAAAGAUGCCAAAAGAAGAUACCCUAGAUGUACAACUUGCAAGGAGCCAGAUGAUAAGAGAGAGACUGAAACAGAAGUCUGCUUCAAUAUUUUCUUCAGAGCCAACUACUUCAGGCAUGUAGACAGUUCCUCAAAGAAACUUCUAAUGAGUUACCUUCUAAUGAGACACGUGACACAUAUGUACUUUGAUGAGAAUUCCUAUACAACCGAAGCGGACAGCAAGAAUCUCAGUACCAAUUUCUUAUUUAAAGGUCCUGAAAAAGAAUAAGAAAACUUUAGAGAAAGCAUCACUUUAAUUAUGGCCCUGGAGCAAAUGCAAAAACCCUUGAAAACUGUUAAAUUCUGUAGUACAGACUACAGGCACCAUGAAUAUUGCAAACCACUAAGGUCAUGGAGUAAUCUUUAAAAAAAAAAAAACAACACUCCAAGCACCAUAACUACUGCCCUCCCCCCAAUGCAAGUAAUCAAACCGUUUUUGAAUGGUUUGCCUUUUUACCUCCAUUCCCCAUUUCCACAACUAAAACGGAGAACCAGAAGCUGUAUGUCUGAGCUAAGCCCUGCACUGUGGCUUAGCUCAUUAGCUAAGAGUGAUCUGCUGGCACACUCAGUCAAUGAGCUUGGCCUUUAUUGUAGGGCUUAGCUCAGGAUAACUAAUUGAAGCACCUGCUUAGGAGCUUCCACCUCUCCAUCAUUAGUAGUGGAGGCAGGAAGUGGCACCUGACAGACCACAGGUAAGAAGUCAAAUCACUCACAAAUGGUUUGACUACUUACAAUGAGAUUGUACCAGGCCAUUCCUGGUACUAUAAGCAUUACAAAAAGUUGUAGUGGUCAUAGCGAUUGGAGUGUUAAACCAAUUAAAUCAAUAAUUUCUACAUGUAUCAUUGUAAUCCUGCCCAUUGCCUGUCGUGGCAUCCCUAAAAUGAUAUGGCGAAAUAUCUGAUGAUCAGCAGGUAUAAAAAAAAAUAUUGUGAAAAUUAAUAAUAGAUGACUGUCUGCCCAACACAAACUCUCAGGUCGAUUUUGUUUAUUUGUUCUCUAAAGUAGACUUCUGCAUGCACCACACACUCGUAUUUAACUGUUAGCUUGUAAUACAUCAUCUGAUUAUCCUUGGAAUCUACUUGUUGAAAAGUAUUCAUUCUACCGCUGUCUGGUAGGCUUCAGAUUCUGUCCCAACAUGAAAUUAUUUUCAAGAUGAAUAAUGUUUAAAUCUAGUUGUAAAACCUGCUAGUAGAAGUAACACUGAUACAGCCAGUGCAAACAUGAAGGAUGAAAGUUGGUUUUCCACUUGCAGGAGUGAAAUCUCAGCUCUUGUCAGCAUGGGAGAAAGAACCAAGGUUUUCACCUGGCCGAAAAUGUGAGUCCUCUAUCAACAGGUGAGCAUUUGAUGAGUAAAGCUUCUUUGGCUGCUCUACAAAUUAUGUAUGUUUGUAGUUACAUCCAAUACGAUUUUAACUGAUUGAUUAUUAUGGGAUCCAGUUGAAGUGUUGUCUUGCAUUAAAUAAUUACAAUUUCAUCUUUAAUUUAGAAACAAAACAAAGUUUAUGAAAUAUUUCUCUUUCUUUUGAUCUCUAAAUAGAAAAGUCAAUGUUUUCUUAAAUGCUAAAUAUUUUAUAAAUAUUUUUGGACUUUUUUAUUUUUAUUUUUAAAGUGUACCUGUAAUGGUACUGUGUACUUUACACAAUUUAAUUACUCUCAUUAUUCUGCCUAUACAAUGUACUAGGAAAUUCACAAGUCAAACUACAAUUUUUAUUUUUUUAAAUCAGCCCCCAUCUUUCUGAGUAUCAGCAUAGAUGACUCUAUGCCAAUGUCUGUCUGCCAGAGGAUACACCUCGAGGCUGUUGUCUUGCAUAGAGUGCUGUACCAAUUAUCUGAGGCUUUCUAAACAGGCACAGUACAGGGAAGAGGCUGUUGCUCAUGAUGAUGAGCUAAUGGCAACGCUGGAUCCAUUGGGCAGGACAUACAACAGGAAUACAUAGAGUAAAAGAAAUCCAUAAUAGAUUCACUUUAAAGGAGAACUUUAAAACUGGCUUAACCACCUUUUGUGCAUACACCACAUCAAUUCCUUAAAAUACUUACAAAUAGAGCCAGCAGAUCUCUUCAGGUAGACACACACUUCAUAGCAUUGAACACAAAAAAAACCAAAAAACAGUAAAUGUGCAGAUAGUCUUAAAAGCAGAUAUUUAAUAAUUAUGUUCGAUAUACAGUAUGACAACUUUUCCUAUAUCUGAUGGCUGUAUUUAUAACUUUUUAAGUACUUACUGUAUAUGGUGUACGUACAAAAGAAGAAUAGGUACAUUUUAAAGUACUAAUACUUUUUAUUAGUUUUUACUUAUUCUAUUUGGGGGUGUAUUAUGGAACCUUGUGAGGUGCACUAAAAUGUGUAGCAGCAAAAAAACAACAACCUGUUAAUGUAUAUUCUUAAAGGACCACUAUAGUUCCAGGAAAACAUACUAGUUUUCCUGCCACUAUAGUGCCCUGAGGGUCCCCCAGGGGGAGGAAGGGGUUAAUUCCUUACCUUUUUUCCAGUGCCAGGCUCCCUCGGCGCUGGGACUCAUCUCCCUCUUCUUCCGUUAUCUUAUACUAUACUAUACUUAUACUAAUACAUUAAAAAAAUGAUACAUGCACAGACUUUUAUACAUGUAAUCUUUUUACAAUAAUAUUAAAAAUCAUGAUUUCCUUAAAAUUUUUAUUUUUUUCAAUUUUCCUUUAAACUCAAAAAUUGCACAGAUAUUAACAAUUAACAUAAAUUAGCUCACUUGCACUAUAUCAGAUUGAUAUUUGUUCAUUGUACUAUGUUUUUAUAAAGUUUUCAGGAUCCAACGCACCAGACUGACAUUGAGAUGCAUCGACCUCGGUAUUGCCAGUGGUCUGAUAGGUCAGAUACUUCUCAAGAACAUGGGCCAUUCUGCAAGUAUCCUGCUUCUGUAAGAAAUUCUGUAUUUUCACAAAACAAGGUAAUAGGAAAAUGGUAACUCAAUGUUUAGCUGCUUAAAGGGACGCCGUAGGCACUGUAUCUGCUUCAUCUCAUUAAGCUGGUUAUAGUGUAUGGAGUCCCCUGGUGCCAUCAUUUCUUUCAGCAUUAAACAGUUUUUAAUGUUGUAAUAUUUUAAUGCUAAACAAGAGACCACGGCAGUCCAUCCCCUCUGUGCUGCUUUGGCUAAUAAGGAAGUAUUACCCUGAGCAGCAAUGAGCAGCUGUGAUUGGCUGAGAGUGUCAGCUGACUGCUUUUAACCUGUCAGAGCUCCAACUGACGGUAUGAAUGGGUAUGACAACAAGGAAGUGUGUAAUCUCUGCCUUAGCUACACAUACAGAAGGGGCGGGACUGUGGGUGGCCAGGGACUCUUAUUUUGUGGCAUACUGCGCAAACAUGGUGCAACACUGAAUGGAGGGACAGUGCCAGGGCACUCCAGGCACUAUAACCAAUUAAAAGAGACAAAGUGGUUAUAGUGACUGUAUGGGUAAUAAAAUGCAUAUCCAGUGUCCCUUUAAAGGAUUAAAAUAUUGUUACAAAUAGAAAUGCCUUUGCAUAUGCUUAAUUUCAUUUUAAAGCUUCAAUUUAGUAGAUUCAAUAGAUUUUAUAAAACGGAUCAACAAUAUUUUUACAAAUGACCUGUUUAACAAUGUUUUUAAUACCAGAUAUUAAUUUUUCUGUCGGGAAACUCAAUAAAAAUAAUAAUAAGUUAAUGGAAUGGAGCUAGAAAAUAUACACUACAGUGCUGUAUGACAACAAGUGUAUUGAUUUUUCUAAGCAUAUUUUAUUAGAAUCUGAAAUCUGACCACCUUAAAUUAACUUCAUGCUUCUCUCAUGAAUUAUUUACUAGUUGGAAAUCAAGUACUAAAGGUUCCAGAAUGCACAAAAUCAACAAAAAUAGUGUAGAUGCCAGUUUUGUGUUGUAAACUAUUACAGAAUGGGAUUAGAGCUAGAGGAGGGGUAGGCAACCUUUGUCACUCGAGCUGUUGUGGACAACAUAUCUGAUAAUGCUCUUACAACCUUACUGGUGGCAAAGCAUCAGGGGAGAUCUAGUCUACAACAUCUGGAGUGCCAAGCCUUGUCUACCCCUGCACUAAAGCCUACUUCUCAUGAAACUAUAGUUUUACUUUGCAAAUUGUAGGAUUGUCAGCAAAACUAAUGUGUCAAGGAUGGGCUGGUAACAACUCUAAAUUAAACAUCUGUAAUACCGUUACAUGGAGGCUGUAAUAAAAUGUCAGAAUGUCGCUAAGGGGUUAAAGCUACUUUUCAUAUAUGAACAGUCACUAUUUGGUUCAUCAAUCCCUCUAUCUUCUUUACCUCGAAGUCCCUAUUUAUUUACAAUUUAAACCUUUGUAGAAAAGGCAUUGAAAGGUGCACACAGCAAUACUAUUCUUAGCUGUAUUUGUAAAUAGAAUACCUUUGAUCAUCUUCAAAAUUACAUAUGUACAGUAAGUAUACAGUAUCCAUUAGAUCCCAAAUUUAGCAUUCAUGUAAAAUAUCAAAAUUGAAAUGACGCAUUUUAAAUUGUGAGUGUUUAAACUGAUGCGAUCAUUGCUAUGGAACCAUAGUGUUAGCUGGUGUUUCGAGUUAGGGAAGACAUCAUUUUGGUAGAAGGUUUUCAGGAUUGGAGGUUAAGGUUCUAUGCUUAGUAUAUUGUUAUGGGAUUUAUAUUUAGGUUUUCACAUAGUAGUUGGGAGACCUAGAGUUAAAGAUACUUAGGGUAACUCUUUGUGUUCCAGGUGCUAUGGAUUGCUUUAUCCAUAAUUCUCAAACAAUUGACUACCCGCCUUUUUUAAGUCAACAUAUUCAUGUCUACAUUUUUAAGUUCAAUUUUAGAAGUCACUUACAUUUCCAGGUAUGUCCUGUGUCCUGGUUACAUCUUCUAAAAUGCUCACCUUUUGUUGUUUAAAAUGUUGUUACAUUUUGAUUACAGCUAUUUGGGCUCUAGUGUCUUCUAAGGCUAGUGUCUUGCCUUCCAUGUUAAACCUUGCUUUGAAUGCUCUUCAUACAGUGCUGAAAUAGCUUAGCUAAAUUAUCCAAUAUAUCUGGAGUUUUAGAUGUUCAAACACAGGUUAUUCAAUGAGAAAUUGGUAAGACCUAUAAAACUUCAAUUGAUGUGAAAAUAUAUUACUACUCCUACAAGAAAAUUACAUCCCUAUAUUCUUUUGUGAUUCCUCCAAAUAGAUGUCACGACCUGAAUUUGUGGUUUUUGCUAAAGAACCACCUGUUACCAUAGACCUGCCAACCAAGAUUGUGGUAAGCAGAGCACGUUUUGUUUUUUUCCACUAAUGCGUAGAGGGAUUUCCUUAGAGAUUUCUGUUUAAACACAGUGUCAAGUACAAUUAAAUCACUUUUAAUCAAGUGAGUUGUCAGUUGUAAAGAAACAGUAACAUCUUAAUUAUUGUUUUCUCAGCAAAUUGCUUGGGGCAAGAUCUGUUAAACGUUCUCACCUUGAAAAGAAUGGAAGUGGCAAUCUAGUCUGGCCAUACUGUUCUAAACAAUAGAUGUCAGCAACGUUUAUAUAGAAAUAUAUUGACCUUCAGGUUCCAAACCCUGGAGAUAUAUGUGUACCUUUAACAACUACCAUAAUUGAGUGACGAAUGAAAUUUAGUGAGUAAACAUUAUGCAGUUAUCAAAUGCCAGCACCAUCUGUGACUACAUGCCAAUAUUUGACACAUUUGUUACUUUGUUACUUAUCAAAUCAGUUGGUUUAGUUACUUGUGCAUUUUCUUCUUCUGCCUCAUACAUUGCUGGAUGUAUGCCUUAAAAGAACUGUAUGGGUAAUAAAAUGCAUAUCCUUGUCCACCCACCCCCUAACAGUAAACCUAGUAAAUUAUUUUUUCCCUAAAUAGUGUAAAAUUGAGCUUUAGAAGUACCUUUUAGAAUCUUUAGUUUGAUCAGAUUUUCUGCUCCUUCUCUGAUUCGUUCACCCUUUGCUUUUUCCCUGCUUCCUGCAUUUCAGCUGGACUCUCCACCAAUGGCCAUGCUCUGGUGAUUCUCUGUGAGAAUCAGUAAUAACACGCCCACAACGACUGUCCACCAAUGGCCAUGCUCCAGUGAUUCUCUAUGAGAAUCAGUAAUAACACGCUCACAAUGUCUGUCCACCAAUGGCCAGGCUCCAGUGAUUCUCUAUGAGAAUCAGUAAUAACACGCCCACAACGACUGUCCACCAAUGGCCAUGCUCCAGUGAUACUCUAUGAGAAUUAGUAAUAAUAGUUGAGUUCGAAUUCCACCUGGAUAACGGAGACUUAGGGGUAUUCUUCUGUGUUAGACAGGAAUUAAAACUUAGUAUCCAGUACCAGUGGUAACAGUCACGUACCUUAAAGGAUACACACAAAAAAACGAAAAUAGUGUAACACAGUUUUAUUGUUAUAAAGUAAACCCCAACCCCUUAUUCGUACUCAACUAUUAUAUUAUCUAGCUUCCCCUUUAAACAAUCUUUUGGGGAUUACUGCACAGCGCUGACAUUCAUCUACAUUUGAACAAUCGGUUUACAGGUUUGAGGAAUAACCUUUUAUGUCUGUCAGCUUUGAAUUUUAUUUCUGAAUUUUAUUUUUUUCGUGUCACUCAGACUAUUAUAUGUUUUUAUAUUGCGCUUUUUUGUUUUUUUCUUUGUAAGUCCCAUUGGUGUUAAUCAGUGGUGGAACCUGUCAGUACAGCCACACCAGGGCCUGUAAUGUGUUGGGGGAUGGCAUCAUGUGCUGCAACCUUUCACAGCACGACCGGCCCCUACCAGAUCUGUAGUGCUGGGAGGAAGUGAGUGGUGCAAGUCAUUUGCUGUUCAACUUUUAAUGUUGCACUGUCAUGCCGAACUUAUCUUUCCCUAAUCAAUUCCCCUUCUCUCCCUCUCUCGGGAUCUGUUCUCCUUUUCUUUCUAUCUGCUCUAGUUUUCUUUAAAACAUAAGACAAAGUAGGGACUACUUUGUCUUAUGUAUAUUUCCUACGCUUGACCUGCUCUGACCUAUGAGUGCUCUGAUAGGUAAAUAGUGAGCCUUCCAGAUAAUCAAUCAGGUAAUGCUUACUAUUUUCCUAUAAGAGCACUCUUACUGGUUGCCUUAAACCAACCAAUGAGAGCUCUCUGACUCAAAUUGCAGGGUGUGGGAAGGCUUUAUAAGCCUUUCCCUCCCUGCGCAGCGCAGUCUAUGCGGUGCCCUCACUGGGUGAAGAUGGAUUCUUUUUUUAGCGUUGGGAUUUGUUUUUUUUGUGUUUUUUUUGUGAGAGGGUCUUUUUUAAUUUCAAAGUAUGAUGGAUUUUAUGGAUUUUAAUUUGGCUUUUUUGGGGGCUGAAAAAAGAAGGUUUUAGAAAAAAGAAGACAUCAAACGGUAAGUAUUUUUAAAUUUUAUUUACAGGUAGUUUUAUUGCUUUACUUUUUGACUGGUAUUCAAUUGCUUGUGAAUAAAAGAUUUAUAUUGUUAUGCACAAGCUUCUCUGGGGCGAUAUUUUACUCUUUAUGUCUUACUUGUCAAGACUGGUAUUGAAUUGCUUGUGAAUAAUAGAUUUAUUUUGUUAUGCACAAGCUUCUCUGGGGCGAUAUCUUACUCUUUACGUCUUACUUGUCAAGACCAACUUAGUGAUCCCCAAGCUAAUUUCUCAAUUUUUCUUGUGUGCCCACAGAGCAAAAAAGGAAGGUCAUACCUCUCUCAGAGGAACCUUUAUGUGAUUCUCCCCAGUGGACUCUGCUUAGAAGUAAAGUGUGACACCAAAUCCCGUGCACGCACUGUUCUGGAAUCUGCAACAGCCUAUGCUAAAUUGGAGCAACCCUCUUACUUUGGUUUGGCAUUUAUGAAAGGUAACUGUGUGUACAUUGCAUGUAGCAACAAAGCCACGUAAUGAACAUUUAAAACAUUAAUCGAAUAGAACCAAUAACCAAUUACACAGAUGCAAAAUAUAUUUGUACUCGUACAUUUAAUAUUUAAACUUCUAUAAUAGACUAUAACGUCUAAAAUGCAAUUCUUAAAGGGACACUUUAAUCACCAGAACCACUACAGCUUAAUGUAGUUGUUCUGAAGUCUAUAUCCUGUCCCUGGACGCUUUUAAAUGUAAACACUGACUUUUCAGACAAAAGGCAGUGUUUACAUUGCUACCUGGUGGCACCUCUAGCGACAGUCAGUGGGUCAGUGCUUCACACUGUGCAGCAACUACAUUAAUGUUCCCUAUACGCAUGCAUUGAUUCAAUGCAUCUCUAUGAGAAGUUAAAUUGGCGCAAUGGCAUUUUGCCGUGCAUGCGCAAUAGUCUCCCAGUGCUUUGCUAUGAGGAAGCAUUGGAUUGGCUGAGGUCGUCAAGAUUGGGGAUUUCAGCCAUGGAGGUAGGGCCAGCCACAGCGUGGAAAAAAAGUGAGUAAAAAAAACCCCCCUUUCCCAUGUGAUUGGAGGGAACACACACACUUACUGACUGACUCAGACUCACUCACAGACAGACAGACACAGAGACAGACACUCAGACCGACACUCCGACAGACACACACUCACAGACAUACUCACAAACACACUCAGACAGACGCACACACUCAGACACACUCACUCACAAGUAAUUAGUUUUUUAUUUAAAUUUAAAUACACCCAGCCUCCCUUCCCUUAGAGAGCUGGAGUGGAUAUGCUUUCCCUGGGGUCCAGUAGGGCUGCUGUCAUCUCCCUACUCAGCUCCCUCUAGCGCACUAUUUAGUGAGCCGGGGGCUGGAGUGAAAUCAUAACUGAGCUCCGGGCAUCACUGCUAGCCGCACAAGGGAGCAGAGCAGGGAGAUUACAGCUCCUUCGCCGUGGCACUAAGUCAGCCGCCCGCCUCCCUCUGCUCUCCAUUACCCGGCUGCUCCCUUCCGUCAGCUGCCCACCUUUUCUACCACAGCUCUACAUGAGCCAGCCACCCCUCUUCCUCCCUCUGCAAUAAAUUAGCCGCCCGCCCAAUUCCCUCUAUCAGCCGCCUGCCUUCCUCCAACAGCUCUCCAUCAGUCAGCGACCCCCGACCUCCUUCAGCAGCCUGCCUGCCUCAGUCCUCAGUGAUCCCACUGCCCACCUCUGCUCUCAGGCAGCCGAUCACCAUGGGGGCUGAACAUAUAAAUAUAUAUAUUUUGAUAUCAUACACAUAUAUUAAUAUACAUUUGUGCAAAUAUAUAGAUGCAUAAUACUCCCACAAAUCACCAAAUCACAUAGAGAAAGCAAAAUUAUAUAUAUAUAUAUAUAUUUUUUUUUUCUUCUUUUUUUAAUUCAAUUUAUUUUAAGUUUAAAAAAAACAAACAUAGACAGACACAUGGAUUUUUAAUUAAUGAAUACUCACUGGCACACACACUGGUGUGUAGUCACUGAUACCCACACAUACUGACAUAUUCUCAUCAACAGACACUGGCACACAAUCACUAAUGCAUACACACUCCCUGACAUACACACAUUGAUCCAUACUGACACAAACACACACACACACAUUGAUCCAUACUGACACACACACACACACAUUGAUCCAUACUGACACACACACACACACACACACACAUAUUGAUCCACACUGACACACAUACACACAAUAAUCCAUACUGACACACACACACAUUGAUCCAUACUGACACACACACACACACAAACACAUUGAUCCAUACUGACACACACACAUUGAUCCAUACUGACACACACACACACACACACACACACUGAUCCAUACUGACAUACACACAUUAAUCCAUACUGACACACACACACACACACACACACACACACAGAUCCAUACUGACACACACACAUUGAUCCAUACUGACACACACACACACAUACACACAUUGAUCCAUACUGACACACACACACACACACUGAUCCAUACUGACACACACACAUUGAUCCAUACUGACACACACACACACGUUGAUCCACACUGACACACACACACACAUUGAUCCAUACUGACACACACACACACACAUUGAUCCACACUGACACACACACACACAUUGAUCCAUACUGACACACACUUCAAAAAUACACACCAAACACACUCACAAAUACACCCUCAAAUAUACACACUCUAAGAAUCAGUACAAUUAACAUGAAAUGCCUGGGUGGCUCUGCUCACUGAGCCUACCUUGCUCCUUGAAAUAUAUGGAAUCAGCUACUUCCCAGCAGCCUGCCUCCAGCUCUCUGACCGGUCUCCCUGCCGCACAGCACUUUACACACAGGAAGCAAGACUUCAGAAGACCCGUGUGGGCUGCCCUGCUCUGCCUGAUUGCCAGGUCACAUGCUUCCUGUGUGUGAAGGCUGUCAGGCAGGGACAGAGACUUCCAUCCUCCCUGCACUCACUCCAGGCUCCUGCCAGCUGUCUGCUCAUUGUCUCACUCCGAGCAACAUUGAAAGUUCAAUUUACUGCACCUGCUGCUUGUGAGUGGAUAAAGGAAAGCCUCUUCUAGAGGUAAGAGGUGACUUAUGUUCCCCAGUACCCCCAAUGUGUGUGUGUGUGUACUGGGUGGGGGUAGGAAGGGCUGCUGCACUGUGCGGCCCCAAGUGCCACGGCCCUGCUCGGGAAGAUUAUAUAAUUCAUGAUAAAAGUCUUGGAAUGCCUGGCCAAUUUCCCCAGGGUUAAAGGGACAUUGUGAGGCGUGGCCAACCGCGGAGCUGAAUGGACGUGCACUUAGUCAGCUGAAAGUGAAUCCACACUAAUCGGAGACACAGCAGCGUUAUGGGGAAUCCCAAAAGACAAGGAGGCGGUCACGAGAGAACAGGGAAAACCCGGAUACCUAAAUCAGACUCCAUACCCGAUUUUUCCGAGACUCCUCUGACCGUGAGGCCGGAGCCGUGGAUGCUACACGACUCCCAACUCUAUGACAGCUGGAGGACUCUACAUCCAAUCCAACCAGGAAAGACUAUUCCUUCUACUCACCGCCAACGGACAGCUUUACCCGAAUAGAUAUGAUAUUCCUCCAACAUAGACAUCUAUCCCUUAUCAAGGGGGCCACCUAUGGCCAGAUCUCGUGGUCAGACCACGCUCCCCUAUCAGUGGAUCUGAUGAUCCCUUCCCUGCCUCAGCCACAUCCCCAAUGGAGACUUACCGACCUCCUGCUCAAUAACUCAGAUACAAUUACUAGGUUGCAGGAUUGCAGGAACACCUGAAGCGAUACUUUACAGAGAACGACCACCCAGAUACAGCCCCAGUCCUAAUAUGGGAAGCACAUAAAUGUGUAGUCAGGGGAGAACUAAUAAAAAUUGCCUCUGUCCAGAAACGCCAAAGAGAUAGUAGAGUUAGAACCCUAACCAAAGAGAUCAAAAAGCUAGAGGAACAACAUUCCACUGACCACUUGUGAGCAACCUAUAAGACUCUGUUAACGAAACGCACAGAACUCACUACCACCCUAAACCUACACGCCAAGCGGAAACUUCACUUAACUAAACAUACCUUCACUUAACUAAACACCCAGGGGUGUAAAAGCGGAAGACUAUUGGCCGAAGCACUGCGGCAAGGCAGACAGUCGACCUUUGUGUCUAGCUUUAGGCUCCAGCACGGGUCGCACGCUCAUAUGAUGCCAGACAUUAUGAGGGCCUUUACAAAGUAUUAUACAGAACUUUACAAUCUCUGGGACACCCCACCCGACCCUACUGACAUACAAAAUUUCCUUCAUAAGAGAAUCAAACACACCAUACCACCUAAUGCGAGGGAAUUCCUAGAGAGCCCUAUCCCAGCAGAAGAAUUUCUACACACAGUUAAACAGUUACCGGUAGGAAAGAGCCCAGGCCCGGAUAGCUUUAAAGGCAAAUACUACGGGAUCAUGUCCCAAACCCUGUCACAGCCAAUCCUUAACGCCUUUAACGCAAAGAAUCUGAAGAACACUAUCCCUCACUCUGCAUUAGAAGCUAACAUUAAUAAUACCUAAAGAGGGGAAGGACCCAACCAAUUGUGGGAGCUAUAGACCCAUAUCACUAAUAAACAUAGGCAUUAAGAUUUUCACAAAAAUAUUGGCCACUAGACUUAAACCCCUGCUUUCGGGACUUCUACACAUAGACCAGGCCGGGUUCAUCCCAGGCAGGGAGGCGAAAAAUAAUACCACCAAGAUCAUCAACCUAAUGCACUGGGUGCCAACCAUUGGCAAUUCCUCUCCCAGUAUUCUGCUCGGAAUUGACGCCGAGAUGGCGUUUGACAGGGUAGACUGGUCCCUAAUGCUGGCCACAGUGAAAGGCUUAGGUUUUGGAGCGAGGUGGCUGGAAUAGUUGGGUGCAAUUUAUUCAUCUCCCACAGUGAGACUGAGAAUUAAUGGCCAAUUAUCUGAACCAGUCCCUAUACAAAAUGGUACGAGACAGAGAUGCCCUCUCUUCCCCCUGAUUUUCAUCCUAGUACUAGAGCCAUUCCUACAAGGGCUCAGGCACAACCAGCAGAUCUGGGUCUUUGUUAUCAAUGAGGCGGAAUAUAAGGUCUACGCCUUUGCGACCUUGAUGUCGCCUCUACGAGUUAAACUUUCCCCCCAUCCUAAAUGCUAUCUGGGUCAGGCUCCGCCCACACGCCUACCCCACCGACGUCAGCCGGCGGGGGAGACCUAAUGCGCAUGCGCGGCAAUGGAGGCGCGCGCGCAUUAAACCCCCCCAUGUGAAAGCAUUAUUCAAUGCUUUCCUAUGGGGAUUCUGGCGACGCUGGAGGUCCUCAUGCAUAGAGUCGUUUAAAACACUUUUCGUGUUCAAAGAACAUGGAAGUCCCUCUAGUGGCUGUCUGAUAGAGAUAGACAGCCACUAGAGGAGGACUUAACCCUGCAAGGUAAUUAUGUGUCAUAUGUCAGAUCACCAGUUACUACAAAUAAAUAAACCUAAAAUCUAAAGGUCAAUCUUAAAGGAAUAUUAAAGCGUUAACAAUACAAAUCUACAUUUGUAACGUGUCUCUGUCCCUAGUUGUAUCUGUUCUGUCCUGUGUAUCACAUAAAAAAAAUUUAAAUAAAGGUUUUUACUGACAUUUUUUUUUUUUAAGUUAAGUGUUAUGGAAGUGAGUGCUAUAAUUUUAUAAUAAACAUUUCUGUUGGUUUUUCUUAGGAAAAGAAUUCAUUUUCCUGGAUGACGACUCUGUUUUGGAGAAGGUGGCACCUGAGGGAUGGAGCAAGACUCCUAAGAAAAAAUCUACAAUUGUUGCAUUUACACUCUUCCUCAGAGUCAAGUAUUUUGCCCAAGAUUUUAGUGUACUAAGGUGAGUCUGAGCUGUGACUGGGUUGUCUGAAAUGAUUGGGGUUGGUGUAUAUGUUGUGCAGAGAAAAUGUGCCCUUGUGGGUGGGAUCAGCCUAAUAUGCAACUUGUAAGGUUCCCUCUGUAAUAUAACAAGUGGGCUAAAGCCUGUAUGAAACUUGAGCAGGCACCCACCAACAUACAAGCUAUUUGAGAUGUUGUCUGUUCUCAGUUUGCUCCCACCCCCCCCAAAUAUUUUUUUUUUUAGAUAAUUUGCACAAGACUGGGGUCUCCCAAAAGGUACUCUUAUUUUCUCCUGCAUAAAUGCUCAUUACUUUUAAUGUGUAGUUUACAAAACCACUUACCAUUAUUGUGGUCAUAACUUCAAAACACCCAAUGUGGUGUCUACAUCUUAGAGUUGUUUAAAAUGCCCUGUAUCACCUUCUUUCUUUGUUUCAUCUUUUAAAUUUUUAUGUUCUGAUGUCAAAAAGCAUUCUUCAUCAUAUGUUUGUGAAAUAAUACAUUAUUGUUUUACCUAAUGUGUGUUUCAUUAUUUUUGAAAAACUGAAAUGAGCCCUAUGAUUAAAGAUUUGCAAAGCAAUUGACACAUUUAUUUGAUGAAACCAAGAUAAUUACAUAAAAAGAUCAUGUGUGACAUACUACAAAUAAAUAAAUAGAUUUUGCUGACUACUCCUCCAAGCAUUAGAAGACAUUCUCUCUGCAGAUGGCAUUGAAUUGAUUAUUGAUAAAUAGAAUGCUGGUCUUUUAAAGGGACACUAUAAUCACCAAAACAACUUUAGCUUAAUGAAGCAGUUUUGGUGUAUAGAUCAUGCCUCUGAAGUUGCUCAAUUCACUGCCAUUUAGGAGUUAAAUAACUUUUGUUUCUGUUUGUGCAGCACUAGUCACACCUCCCCUGGCUGUGACUGACAGCACCUGCAUGAAACCAAAAUGGUUUCAUUUUUAGUCAGAUGUAACUAACUUUCAACGUUUUUAUCUCCUGCCUGUAAAUUGAACUUUAAUUAAAUACAGGAGGCUCCUGCAGGGCCUAGCAAGUUAUUAACAGAGCAGGAGAUAAUAUAUUCUAAAUGAAAUAGAAUUUGCAAUAAAGGAAGUGUAAAUAUUAGAUGACUAUUUACAGGAAGUGUUUAGGAAGGCUAUGUAGGUUGUAUUAAGGGAGAUGUGCCUAAGGCUGCAUAAAUAAAGUGAUAUAACUCCUAAAUGGCAGAGAAUUGAGCAGUGAGACUGCAGAUUAGUGAUGUCCCGAACGGUUCGCCGCGGACUCAUCAUUGAGUAAACUUUGACCCUGUACCUCACAGUCAGCAGACACAUUCCAGCCAAUCAGCAGCAGACCCUCCCUGCCAGACCCUCCCACCUCCUGGACAGCAUCCAUUUUACAUUCAUUGUGAAGCUGCAUUCUUAGUGAGCUGUCCAGGAGGUGGGAUGGUCUGGGAGGGAGGGUCUGCUGCUGAUUGGCUGGAAUGUGUCUGCUGACUGUGAGGUACAGGGUCAAAGUUUACUCAAUGAUGAGUCUGUGGCGAACCGUUCGGCGAACCGUUCGGGACAUCACUACUGCAGAUGCAUGAUCUAUACACCAAAACUGCUCCAUCAAGCUAAAGUUGUUUUGGUGACUAUAGUGGUCCUUCAAGAUAAAAUAAUUUUUGUUAGCUCUUUAUUGAAUAACCAUUGUGCUUGAUUUACAUGACAUACUGUAAUUGCCUACUGCAGUCCCUAUUUGUCUUUUUUUUAUUCUUCCUUCCUACUAAGGCAUUGCUCAAUGAGACACCAGAUUUACCUGCAGUUACGAAAGGACCUCUUGGAUGAGAGGUUGUUCUGUAACAGAGAGGCAGCUCUACUCCUAGGUUCCCAUGCCCUGCAGGCUGAAGUGGGAGACUGCCCACCAGAGGUACUGUAUCCCAACUGUUUUGCUCACAAAAUGAAGUUUGACAGCAGGAUGACAAUUUAUUUGCUUAAACCAUAAAUGCAGAUAGUGAUGCGUCUAGAAAAUAAAUCUGUACACAGCAAACUUUAUCAUAAUAAUGUUUAUUGUAUAUAUGUAAUAAAACCUUGAGAUGAAAAUCAAACCUCAAAUCAAUAUCAAAAUCCAUUAAUUUUAAACUAUCACUCUUAAUCUUUAUUCUUCUACUACGGGGUUCUCCAAACUCUGGCCCUCCAGAUGUUGCUAAACUACAACUCAAAUUAUUCUCUGGCUAUCUAUUUCACUCAAAGAAUCAUGGGAGUUGUAGUUCAGUAACAUCUGGAGGGCCAGAGUUUGGAGAACCCUACUUCUGCUACAUCAGGCUAAAAUGAAAGCUGGAGUGAGUUCACUACCAAGAUGCACAAUUAAUGUGUAAAUUGGCCCACUGUAAAAGAAAAUCAUCUUCAAUUAAGUGGCCAGAAAAAAAUACAUUUGCACCUUGAUUCCAAGUCAGUCGGUUCAUUAUAACACAAAGGAGUCUGGAUAUACAGCUGGAUUUAUUGUGUACAUAAAAAACCAUGCAAGCAAAAAAAGAUGUCCAUGUGUAUUUCUUUUAAAAGAUCCAUGAAAUCUGACUUGUGGCAUUGGAAAUUAGUGUAAAUAUACAGAUCCAGGAUAAUACAUUGUGGGGUAUGAAGCCUUCAAAGUAGUGAGAAUAUUAGAUACACUAGACCAGCCCUAUGUUCAUCACAGGAAAACUGACAAUCUACUGUCAUUCUUUUACCAACAGCGAGAUAGCAUGCUCAUUAUCAGUAAGUCAAUAUGAAGGCUAAGCUGCAGUUGAUAACGUAGAAACAAGGUUGGAACUAGACUUGUGCAUUAAUGUUUUUCCGCUUUAUUCUAUUCCAGAAUAAGUGGAACUGCCUGGGAUUUGCCUUUGGAGACUUAUUUAAUAAGUAAGAUUCCACAGGUGAAUCCUAAACGAUGGACUGAAAAGCAUGAAUGUGCGGGUCUAGUUGGAACCAGUAGCUGAGUGAUUUCCAUAGACAUGUGAGCUGUUAGUGGUUGACUUUUUAGUAGUGGCUGCCAAUAACUCCCUACUGCUAUUUGUAGAAUUGAUUAAAGUAGCAACAGAUAUUUUAGCAAGAAGUGACUGGCCCUUAAAAAAUAGUAACAGAUACAAAAAUGCACCAACCCAAUGCUUGCCUAGGGUAUAAAUGUAUCCAUUUUCCAUGCUUUAUUUUCUUAAUAUAGCCGAUGAAUGUGUUUCUCAAUACCAGUAUAAUUUAUUUGACACACACACUAUUCUAUUAUCCUUGUAUAGCUACGGGAGCAAGAUUUCCAUCCUGAAGAUUUUUUGCCACCAAGGAUCCUGGAGACUCCACAAGCUGUCCAUGAAAUGCUACUGCUACAUCAGCGUCACUUUAGUCUGUCGAGGAGGGAAGCUGAGGCGGAAUUUCUGAAGGUAAUAAUCUGAUGCAUGACUUUUCUACAUACAUUAUUAUUAUUAUUAUUAGCAUUUAUAUAGUUUAUCUCCUAUAUUUCUCUUAUUGGCAGAUAUGUUUUAUCUGUUUUCACCCUAAUGUUUCAUUACCUUGCUCGCCGGUUAUCUUAUUUAUGUACAAUCUCUCUGUGCUUUUACUUUGCAGGCAGCUCAACAAUUGCCUGAAUACGGCGUUUUGUUUUACCGCGUGCAACAUGACAAGAAAGAGUUGGGGUGUGAAGAUCUCUUAUUAGGGAUCUGCUCCCAAGGGAUAAUGGUCUAUCAGGACAGAAGGGGUAAUCAUAUUGCAAGCCUACGUUUUCCAUGGAGGGAGAUACAGACUCUUUCAUCCCAUGUGAGUGGACUUCUGGACACAAAUAUUUAGGCUCAAUCCUCUACUCUAAGGUCUACACUUACCAAAUAUAACUUAAAUGCAAGAGCAGAAGUGACAAUGUGACAGUGCACUGUACCUCUUCAUUCUAUGAAGAUAUAUUUUGUCUGAACCUAUUUGUGUUUUGCUGGUUUUCCAUUGAGCCUGUGGUUCCAUGUACAUUUUGUGUAUUGCCAUAUUAUGUAGUUUUGCUACAUAUGUCAAAGAUUGUAUUUUGGAUUGUGGUUCCCUCCUUAUCCCUUUUGAAAGAACUACAAAUUUUGGGCAGUAGAUUCAGAGAACAGGAAGAAUCAAGAAAGAAUGUCUCGCUAGCAAUCUCCAAAAGAUUUGUUCGAUUUUACUCCCCCAUUUUACAUUAUGAAAUAUAUUUUCUUGUACUUCCUAUUAUUUAAUGCAAAAACAAAACAAAUCUAAUUUCAUGAACCCCCCAACCAUUACCCCCAGAAAUAGACAAUUUAUAUGAAAGAAAUAUUACACUUGCACAAACAUUUUUCAUUAGCAAGAAAUGUUUAGAUGAGAUAAUUCAUAUUCAUGUAAAACUAUUAGGAUUAUUCACUAAAGUGAGAAUUAGAGGUGAAUUCAAAGUCAAUUUCAAAUUUAGGCUGGAGUAGUUGAAUUGAAGGCAGAGCUGACUUAGAUAAUAUUUUCAGUUUAAGUGUUUUGACCAUUAAAGGGACACUAUAAUGACAAGUCAUCAGAACAACUACAGCUUACUGUAGUUAUUCUGGUGAGUAUAAUCAAUCCAUUUCGGUCUUUUUGAAGUAAACACAGUUUUUUUUCAGAGAAAAGGCAGUGUUUAAAUUACACCCUAGGGAUACCUGACAUUCAGUGUCUCCACCCUCUGCAUGGAGACACUGAACUUUCCUCAUAGAGAUGCAUUAAUUCAAUGCAUCUCUAUUAGAAGAUGCUGACUGGCCAGGGGUGUGUUUGGUUUGUGCUGGCUCUGCCACUGAUCUGCCUUCUUGACUCUCUUAGCCAAUCCAAUUGUGAUUGGCUUGGAGCACCAAUUCUGAUGAUGUCAGCCAAGAAGGCAGAUCAGCACCAGCAGACUGGAAUAAAGGCAAAAUACUAUAUUUAGGGAGUUAAGGGAGGCAAAGAGGCAAUUUUAACACUAUAGGGUCAGGAACACAAACGCAUUCCUGUAUAGUGUUCUUUUAAAAUUGCAAAUCACUUUAAAUUCUCAUAUUAGUAGAUAACUCUAUAUACAUAUAAUAUUGGACAAUUUGCCCCAUUAAUUGUGUAUCAAUAUUCAUGAGGCCACAUAAGAAGAAUCAAGUGGUGUCCCUCAGGGGUCUGUCCUGGGACCCCUUCUAUUUAACAUGUUUAUAAAUGAUCUUGAAGACCGCAUUGGAAGUCACGUUUCAGUGUUUGCAGAUGACACCAAACUUUGUAAAACAAUACAAUGUGAGCAAGAUAUUACUUUGCUGCAGAGGGAUUUAGAUAGACUGGGGGACUGGGCACUCAAAUGGCAGAUGAAAUUUAAUGUUGAAAAAUGCAAAGUUAUGCACUUCGGCGUAAAGAAUACACAUGCAACGUAUACCCUUAAUGGAAGCGAAUUAGGGAUAACAACACACGAAAAGGACUUGGGAAUUGUUAUAGACAACAAACUAUGCAACAAUGUGCAAUGUCAAUCAGCAGUGGCCAAGGCCAGUAAGGUAUUGUCAUGCAUGAAAAGGGCAUUCAUUCUCGGGACAAGAAUAUCAUUUUGCCUCUUUAUAAAUCACUGGUAAGACCCCAUAUUGAAUAUGCUGUGCAAUUUUGGGCACCUGUUCUAAAGAAGGAUAUUAUGGCACUAGAAAAAGUGCAGAGGCGGGCUACAAAACUAAUAAAAGGAAUGGAACAUAUCGGCUAUGAAGAAAGGUUAACAAAUUUAAACCUAUUUAGUUUAGAAAAACGUCGCCUGAGAGGGGAUAUGAUAACAUUUACAAAUAUAUUCGGGGCCAAUACAAACCAUUGUGUGGAAAUCUAUUCACAAACCGGACUUUACAUAGGACACGAGGCCAUGCGUUUAGACUGGAAGAAAGAAGAUUUCGUCUAAGGCAAAGGAAAGGUUUUUUUACUGUAAGAACAAUCAGGAUGUGGAAUUCUUUGCCUGAAGAAGUGGUUUUAUCAGAGUCCAUACAGAUGUUCAAACGGCUACCUGAUGCAUACUUGCAAGAACAGAAUAUUCAAGGAUAUAAUCUUUCAGUGUAGGGUAAUAACUGCUUGAUCCAAGGAUAAAUCUGACUGCCAUUCUGGGGUCAAGAAGGAAUUUUUUUCCUAGUUUGUCGCAAAAUUGUGCUUCAAACUGGGUUUUUUUGCCUUCUUUUGGAUCAACAGCAAAAAAACAAAUGUGAGGUAGGCUGAACUUGAUGGACGCAAGUCUCUUUUCAGCUAUGUAACUAUGUAACUAUGUAAUUACUGCAUAAUUUCUCACAACUACAUUCUGUUAAAUUACUGCUGAAAUAUUGUAGAUUUAACUGAAACAUAUUAAUUCCUUCAUUUGCAGAGGAAGAAAUUUUCUGUGGUGAGUUACUCCAGUGGGAAGAAACACUCAUUUCUCACAGACAGUAAUAAGACAUCUAAAUAUCUUCUGAACUUGUGCAAUGCCAUCCGAACCUUCAAUUCUAACCUUCAGCAGCACCAAGGAACUGCAGGUGAGGAACCCCUUAACACAAUUGGGAAUCACAUUAAAUUAUAUUUCAAAUGUCCAGGGCUGUCUUUAAUAUUUUAAAAAGUUACCUUGGAGUAGGGCUUGUCUUUUGGUCUUUUCAGACCUAAAGAAGUAGGACUAGGUGAGUAGGCAGUGGAGCUGGUCUGUCCAGACACCCUCACUGCUCAUGGCCUUUAACAUCUGCAUUACUAUUGUAUCCACCCCACCUCCCCCCCCAACAAACAUGCACAAUCAGCCUGCAUAACCCAUGUUUUCUUUCUUAGCUUUCUCUUUUUAGACUGUUUCUUUCACAUAACUUAUUUGGGUCUAAAACCCACAUCCUUACUUUCUUUCAGUUUGCAACCCCCAAACGUUUGACAAUUAUCCUCCUUCUCAUGCUUUUUAUUGUUUCCUUCUUGAACUAUUAAAACAGUACUUACUUAUUCAAUCAACUCUUUCCUGAAAGUUGCUAUGCAACAUUAUCUCUUUUAACUUUAUGAUCAUAACCCUGAGUGCUCUGAUGGACCCAUUACCCUAGCCCAUUUGCCUUCUCUGUUUUCAAUGUAGAGGCCUUUCAGUGGGGUUCCAGUGCUAGGCAGAGAACAUCAGCUGACACUAUCAGUCUAUCACAGGACAUUGAGAAAAUACUUUAGAAAAGUAUUUACAUAUGGAGGAGUCCUUUAAUGAAAUUUGUUUUAUCUGCCAAUGUAAAACAUCGCCUUUUCUCAUGUUUGCAUUUUACCUAAACCAUGUCUGUAGUGGCUGUCAAACUGACAGCCAUUAGAUGUGCUUCCUCAUUGGAGAGACCUUUGAGUUUUGAUGGUCUUCACAUUAGGCAUCAUCUCGUAUAGCAUUGUAAUGUGAAAAUCAUCCAAUGCUCCUCAUAAAGACACUCUGGAUUCAAUACUUCUCUGUGAGAAGAAUUUUGUUGAAAUGGCACAGCAAUUGUUGUGCAUGCUACCUACACCUAAAUAUUUCUCCAUGAAAAGCACUUGAUAGGACAAAGUUAUCAAAGCUGAUGACUUAAUCUGAGCAACUUCACAAAGGUGGCUAUCUCACCUCUGGAUUACAGGUACGUAUUUUGUCAUUUUUUCCCUUCUGUUGUAUAACAAGAUCGACCAGUUGUAGAAAUGCAAUAAGGAGCAUGCUAAUGUUAAAUCUAAAUAUAUUUAUUUUUAAUAUUAGAGUGUUCCUUUUAAUUUCCAAAUGGCUCUUGUCUGAAGGUUGUGAACAUGAACAAACAACAAAGUCUAGACAGAUGGCCCGGAGCUGGUCAAUGUAUAAUGUGUUUGGUAUUCCAGAGGAUUCCCAUGAGAUGGACACAGUCUAUGAUGCUCAACAAGAUGAUCUUCUGUUGAUGCAGAGAAUGUCACAUUCAGAGAAUGUCUUAUGUUUUGCCCAUGCUGAGGAUGUGAGAAACAGGAUCCUGAGUAAGUCAUGUGACAUCAUAAGUCUUGACAAUAAAAAUGGAGAAGAGAGCACUCUAUACAGGUGAGACAUAGUUACCAAUGUGCGUGUGAAUUUGUACAUGCCCAAGUCCUAUAGUGUUAUUCAGUAAAAUGAGAAUUCAAAGUGAAUUAAAAAUAAAUGUCAAAUUGAAGGCCAAAAUAGCUGAAGUGGAGAAGUUCUCAAAUCCAUGUAUGCUUCCAGUUCUACUACUUCAGCCUAAAAUGUAAAAUUCAUUGUGGUGAUACAUUUGUGCUUGGGAAAUAUAUUUAUAUACUUAGUGAUGAGAUAUUUUGUUGAACGCUCUAUAUACUUGCAACUUUUGUUUUUGUUAUCUGCAUGGUAGAUUGAACAUGUUUGACAGACAAUCAUAUUGCUUAUUGACAGUCUGCAUGCCAAAGGUAAACAGUCUGCCAACUUAAAAAAACAUUGAAGAGACUUAACCACCUAACAAUGAAAUACAUAUUAAAAUGCAAUGUUGGGGAUCCAGUACUUUUUACUACAUCUGUGUGUCUCAUUGUUUUCUCAUUCUCAAUAUCUUAAUUUUUUUUUAAAAUGUUUAGGCACUUGUAAGGAAACCUAGUAUAUUCAAUUCUCAUUCGGUAGUUUCCUCCCGAACCGCCAGAGCAUCAGUGAGUAUAGCUCUCUGUUCCAUAGAUAGAAUAGACAAAAUCCAUACGACUACAAAUAGCUUUACAAGAUAAUUCCCUUAAUAAAGCAUACAAAUCCCCAAACAUCAGCUGAAGUCAAGAACUGGCUUUUAAUGACCACACAAAGGCUUUUAUGCAAGUCUCCAUGCAAGGGGACAUCCCACAGGGAGGGACACAGUAUAACCAAUCAGUUACAGGAAAACAGUAAAACACACCCAGCACAAACAUACAAUUCCCUCCCUUAGUUCUGGAGAUAAUCAAGUCUGAUAAAGUAAUAACUUGAUUAUCUCCAGGCAGAAAAAUCACAAUUUUCCCCAAUAUCCAGAACACCACUUUAGACAUGGGGUAUCCCCACAAAUAUGUCCCCUUAUAGCCCCGAUCUGGGUGACCAACAUAUUCAAAUUUCACCCAGAUCGGUUCAGGGGUUCUCAAAAAGUGUAGAAGUCCUUUGUGACUGGCUAACCGCGAGGUGGCUGCCCAAAACAGUUCCAGGAUUUUGGGUGGUUUUGCCAGUCUAUUCAGUUAAGUGGCAAAAAACGAAUAAUUCCACAAAUGGAUUCCCCUCUUAGCAGCGAUUGUUCCCCUCGUUCGAAUGCACAAAAGUACCGAAAAGCGCUCUUCUAGCUAUUCGGGAAAUAGAGAUCCAGCAUUCGCUUGUUGAGACCGAUGUUCAGGAAGUCGAGUGUCUGAUUUAAGUUCCAGACACUCGACGACCAAGCCUUUGUUCGCCUGAAAAAAGAUGGCCGCCGUUUUCUCAGCCACGUGGCGUUCGGUAGUACGAACACUGGCCGCACAGAUAGAGGGUUCAAUUGAAGCAUUCUUUGAAGUUUAACGAGCCAGGGGGUGGUCUCUGUUCGGUAGUUAUAUCUACCAAAUGAAUAUGGAAGAAAUAGAACACAUGAAGAGGGAUUUCUUCACAGCACUAUUAUGGCUUUAACCAUGUAUGUCUCUCUCCAGCUCGUUUACCGAUGAUCCUCUGAAGCAAACCUACAAGCAGAGUUCAGAUUACCUAUCCAUGCACUGUAGUCGGAACACAUCCUGCAGUGAGUAUGACACUCAAUCACAUAAUUUUGUAAAGGACGCGAUCAUAAAAAUACUUGGUCAUUUUAAUGGAACAACACCAACAAUGCAAAAAAUAAAUAAAUAAUAAUAAUAAUAAAAUAAAUAUAUAUGAAAAAAGAAAUAGUAAGUCUGGCACUCAAUCCUCAAGUAAUAAACAAAAAAACUUACACCAAGGUGCUGCUCUGCGCUGAGGGCACUCAAUGGAUUUCCAAAUAACAAAAAAUUUAUUUUGAAUGUUGCCAAUAUGGAUCAAAGUUUCGACCGAACAGGUCUUUAUCAAGUUCCCUCAUCUUUAUUAUAUUAUAUAUAUAAGGAGAAGGAGGAUAGUUGUGUAUAUGUGUAUAUAUAUAUAUAUAUAUAUAUUACAUUAUUUAGACCAAAAUAUAUCAAAAGUUGUGUCUGGAGAGAUGUAUAAUUUCCUGAGCCGAACAUUACCAUUUGGCUGAUCAGUUUGCUAUAUUCAUACAAAUAUGUUUGUCUGUAUGUGUAUGUUUAAGCAUGCAUAAAAACUGAAAUAAUACAUAUUGUUGAUGGUAUUUAGCAAAAUAGUAAAACAAUGGCAUUUGAAGCCUUUUUGAAUGUAUGAAAAGUAAAAUGGCACCUUACAUUUUAAACAGGCUUCUUAUUGUAAGUGAAGUUCAAAAUUUAUUCCAGUAGAGGGAGAUGUUCUCCUAUUUUUCAGAGACUUUUCUUGUUUUAAUUUUUUUAUUUUUUUUAUUUGGAGUUUUGAAUAUGCAUCACAAAACAAUACACAAUAAAACGAGGGAUUUAAACUAACAGAGAGAAAAGAAACAAGGGAUCACUCGCAGUAACAAGUAUUGCACACAUACAAAACAGACACUCAACAAAAGUGACCUAGUAACAUUAUGGUCUUGCCUUGUCCAAACUCAACACUAUAACAAAAGAAAACCAAAACAACAAAAAAUAGUUAAGUUACAUAAAAUUACAAGGACUGAAAAUGGAGCGAACUGAAAAUGGGGAGGGAAGAAGCCAAAGGGCUAUGUGUUCAAAAGAAGGACUGAAAAGAUCAGAUGCAACAGGAGUGUGAACGAAGGUAGUGUUGGACCUUGGUGAUGCCUGUUACCAGUGCAGUAUGCUAAGGUGCUUAAUGUAAGAAUAGGAGAGAGAAAGACAAAAAGGAAACAUAUGGGUAGGCAGCCAAGGAAUCACACUAUGUUCAGCAAGUAGAGAAAAAGGGAAGAAAAAGAAAAAAGCAGAAGUAAAGGGAGUAGAGAGAAGAACUAAAAAGAAAAGCUGAGUGAAAGAAUGUUUUUUCGACUCCAUGAAAGAGAAAUAAUGGAACAAGGAGUAUAAAAGGGUGGGAGGGGAAGGAGUUUGCCAAGUACACUGAGACUUAAGAAAGAAGAAUCCACCAAAAACAUCUUAAAAAUAUUAAGAUUAAGCUAUGUUUCCAUUCAGCCAUGGGUCCCAAAUUUUGUGGAAUGAUUUAGGAGAUUGAGGCAAUUGUGCUGUAAACAUAUCAAUGUCAUGUGCCUCCUUAAUCUAAUGGGUAAUAAAGGCAGUGGUAUAUUUUGGAUUUGUGCUGCCCUAGGCACCACUAGAUUUGGGCACCCCCCAAAUCUAAAUCUUCCUCCCCCCCAAUUUGUGUCAAGGUCACUUUUUUGACUGACAGACACAGGCCCUCAUUGAUACAUGCACUGACAUACACUCAAUUGCAGAUACACAGUCAUUGGCACACAUAUACAGUCAUUGCAACACACACUGUUUAACCAACACACACUUUCACUGACAGGCACACACUGACACACCCACUCACUGACAGACACACUCUCAGAUACACAUAAAAUGACAGACACACACUGAUACACCCAUUUGACACACUCUGACAGACACACACUUUCACUCACUGACAGACACACACUGACAGCUACACACGCACUGACAGCUAUGCUCACAGACUCACAGAGCGUGAGAGAGCAAGAAGAGUGGAGGACAGCGCUUCCUUGCCACCUGGCUAGAUUAUUAGUAGUUUAACACCUCGGGAGGGGCACUAAGAAGGACAGACCCAGGACAUGAGGCAAACAAGGCAUUUGUUUGGGAGCUUGGGUGGUGUUUUUUGGCGCCCCUCUGAAAGUGCCACCCUAGGCAAAUGCCUUGUUUGCCUUGUGGUAAAUACAGCCCUGAAUAAAGGGCAGAGUGAAAAUAAAAAUCAGUGGACUCCAUAGUGGUCAACCAUUGGGCCUAGAUCGCAGUGUACAUAUAAAUGUCUUAACUAUGAGCUCCUCCCUUGCUCUGAGGUCCUUCAUUGAGAAAUGAGGUGGUGGAUCUGGCUUAAGCCAGAAUAGGGGUUUCAAAUGCUUAGCCAUGUUCAGUAGUCUAAUGGUCAUUUUUUUUUUUUUUUGAAUACUGAGGUUGCCACUGAGGUAUGGUGGAGUUGGAACGAGGUCAGCUUUGAUGAUUUAUCCUACACUUGACAAUCUUGACAAAGAGGGGAUCUUAACCAAGCUCCAAUUCCUUUAUCAAAUAUUGGAGCUUGCCUUAAGUUCCACCCUUUAUCAAUAUUUUUCAGGCAUAGGAAAAUACAUAGGACAAAGUAGUCUUUGUUUUAAAGAGCAAUAGAUCGGAAAUUAAUAACAGAGGAACAGAUUCUGAAAGCAGAAGAGAAGAAGAAACAAUAGGACUAAAGUAAGUUGAGGUGACAGAGACACUUCAAUAGGGGUGCACACAUACAUUUGGCCAUAUAGUGCACGUUACUAAGUAAUUAGAUAAAAAAGUUAAUGAUACCAAGUGCUGGACACAGAUUGUUUAUUGAAAUCUUUGUUAUUUUAUUCAGGUACCCAGAACAACCCGAAGUGGAGUUCAGUAAAUGAGGCAGAAAGAGAGAUUCUACAUGUCAAAUUGAGGAAGGACCCAAGAUAUGGACUAGGUAAGACUAUGUUGUACCAUGUAAUGAAUCUGAUAUCCAGCAUUAUAUUCAGAAUUACACACACACACACAGUCUGGCAUAUACACAAGUAGAUAAUGCCAGAGUCACACAUAUACAUUUAAACAGAUAUACAGACAGCCAGAUACACAAUGUCAGACACACAUUGUAUUGUAUAUUGUAAAAGCAUGUGGAAAUGAUAUCAUCUGUCAUGUAUUUCUGGGAACUUGGCAAGCAGGAUUUUUUCAUUCUGGUGGUUGAAUGGUCCUAGGGCAAGUAGUGUGAGGUUAUGAAAUGAUUUUGAAAACCUAUAUGAUUUAUGCACAGAAUUGAUAUUAGGCAGCUUGGUAUGUAAAGUAAAGUGAUGAUCCAGGCUCUCAAGUAGAUAGCAUAACAGCAGCUUUAUUGGGGCAAACAAACAGCAAUGUUUUGACUCAACUGGACUGCCUAGACUUCCUAAGUCAGGUGUGCUGUGGGUGCUACUAGCCCCUAGCACACAAGUAACAAUAUCUCAGUAUGUGCAGCAUUUUUAUAGAAGUGGUCAUGAUGGUUGGAGUAAUCCUUUAAGGGGUUGUCUCUGACAGGGUGUGUGUAGGAGAACCUGUGGCAGGGUUAUGACAGGAUGAGGUAGUGAGUGUGGCAGGGUUAGGGAAGUGAGGGUUACAGUGUGAGUAGGGCAGGAUGAGGGGACAAGUGUUACUGGGUGGCAGGAUGAGGGUGGAGGUGAGUGUCACAGGGUGAGGCUACGUGGAUGUGACAAGGUUUGGGUGGUUAGUAUGUCAGGAUAAGGGGGGGAAUUGAUAGGUCGAAGUGCAGCAGGAUGAGUUAAGGGAUGACUAUGUUUGGGGACUGAGUGUGUGUGUGUGGGGGGGGAGGGGGCAGGGGGUUAACAAUAAUUCCCUAAAUUGGUACCGUUGUGGGAUUGCCAUAUUUAAGAGUACUAAAUUAGGGAGCUGUGUUUAGUAGAUAACUCCUUUUUGGUAUCCUUAUGGCAGUCCCACAUAAGGAUUAGGGAGCUAUCUACUAAGAAGCUGAAAGAACAGAAUUAUGAAAAGCCCUUCCUUUUUUCUUAAUUUUGGUCUUACAGAUAAAUUUACUAAUGCAAAGUAAAAAUACUGGGUAUAAGUAAAUAAGAGAGAUUAAAUCCUAUCUCCUGUCCCUAUCCACUGUGUUGUAAGCAGGGGUAUGUCUACUAUACAGCUAACAGCCAAUGGCUGCUUGCUGUCAUAAAAAAAAACUAGCAAAAGGCCAGUUUUUGCUAGCCAGUCGCUAAUCCAGUAAAAGAGAUAUGGCACAGUUUCCCCUUGCUCCUAUAAAUUAAUUAACUGUGCCACAAACCCCACAAACCCAAAUCUCAAGAUUUUCCUUUCAGAGCACUCUGAUUGGUAUGCUUAGAAGGUGAGCUUGUGAGAUAGCUCAGUGGGCUAAUGCAUUAUCAUCAGACUCUGUUCAACUCUUGGGGGUUGUAAGUUGAAUCCUGCAUGGUUGACUUAGCCUCCAUCCUCCCAAGGUAGACAAAUUGAGUACCAUUAAAUUGGGUAAUAGUUAACAUCCCCAGGAUGUACUUGGAAACCAGAGCAAUCUGAAUGUACCUUUCCUGGGUAAAUACUUUGUUAUUAUUAUUUAUUGACCCUCAUAGGUCAAUAAGGGGGAUUUUAAACAUUACAAGGAAAUUAUAGGUAUCUUCCUAUUUGUAACUAAAUUACGAAUGAAUGAAAGAACUACAUUUGUUUCAUUUGUAAGAAUUUGCAUUUAUCAAUGUGUGUUUUGGACAAAUGAACAAAUUGCCGAAAAUUCAGAUGAAACACCCAAGUCUACCAAGUGUGGUUCCAGGGGCAGUUAAAUAAAAAUCUUUUUGCUUGUCCUUGUUACAUAAAGCGUUAUAACUUUUCAUAUGUCUGAGCAGCUUCUUAGAAUAUCGAUGAAUCAACUUAUAAUAUCUGUAUACCUAUUGGUUCUACCACUGUAAAAUAAGCUACAAAGGGUUAUGUACAUCUGUUUGCACUGUACAAAUUAAAAAUAUCAUUAUAUUUGGUAUAGAUUCAUUGACAGAUGGUCUUCAAUUACUAAAUUGCAAUUUGUUUGUAUUUAUGCUAAACCUUUGACUGCUAAUCCACAGGUUUUGUUAUCAUUGGUGGAGAGAAUAUUGGGAAACUAGAUCUUGGUAUUUUUGUAGCUUCUAUAAUUCCCGGGGGACCCGCUGAGCUGGAUGGACGCAUCAAACCAGGUCAGGGACAUAAACCAAUCUGCUCCAAAUUUCUUAUAAUAUGGUUAAUGUCUCAAAGCAUUGAGAUAGAUUAUUUUACAUAUAAGGUCUCAUUGGAAGUCCUCAUACUACUAAAACAUUUACUUUUGGAUGCAGGUAUGUUUUACCUGAUGUAGAUUAGGAUUUCAGAGGUGGAAGAUAUUGAUAGCAGAUAUGUAACUAUAGUGUUUAUUAAUUAAACACCGAAUUGCAUUUAUUUGAUUUAUCAGUUAUAUAAUCAAUUUUUAUCUUGAAUUGGUUUUAGUACCUGGGAUCCCAGGCACUGGCCCCCCAUUCAGUAUUAAGCCAUUCUCGAGCAGUGUGACACAGAUCAGCCCCUAGCAAAGGUAUGGUUAGGGUUAGAGGUUACACACUUCCUACUUGCCAUAUCAAUUCAUAGGAGCAGUGGUGGCUGUGAUAGGCUAAAAGUGGUCAGCUGAUGCUCUUAGCCAAUCACUGCAUCUAAGUGUUACAUAGACUACUAAUACGUUCUCAUUAGCUCAAGCAGCACAGAUGGGAGCUAAGUUUAGCAUACAGUUUUAUCUAGCGGUUUUGGUGUCUAUAGCAUGUCACUGCAGGCUUUUUAUCUGAUUGCUUGCCACUAGAGGUGUUCCUAGACACCAAUGCAAACACUGCCUUUUUCCUGUACAGGGUGCAUCACUGGCAUUCAGCUUUUCACAUUCUGCAGGGAGAUACUGAACGUUCCCCAUAGAGAUGCAUUGAUUCAUCAGUUCAGAUACAUUGGCCAUACAUUUUAAAUUCACUUUGCAUUCCCAACAAUUCUCAAUUUAGCGAAUAACACUGUUAGUGUGAUUCCUUUUUUAAAAAUUGUUAAUGCUUCUACAGAUCCAGAUGUGUGACAAUAUCGUCCAAAGUAGGAUUGUAGAGUAAUAAAAGAAAGUAAGAUAAUCGCAUCAGCAGCUUGACUCCUAUGUGAUUCCUUUUUUUAACCAUUUCAGUGCUGGAAACAUUAAAGCAAUUCUCAGGUAAAACAGUACUCUGAGGCCGUUGUACAGGAAAGAUCAUUCUACAGGAGUAAGAAUAGCAUAACAUUUCUUCAUUUCAUACAUAAUAAAAAAAUGAGUACAGUCCAUUUUCUUUAAAGAAUUACAGCAAGCAUGUCAAACUCGCGGGCCGCAUGCGGCCCACAAGGACCCUCUUUGCGGCCUGGGGAGCCGAGCGUACAUGCUUAGUGUUCCAAGCAGAGUAGGCACCUGCUUUCCCCAUAUUGCAGGUGCCUACUCUGCUAAAAUUUACCUGGCCGGGGAGGAGGGCCGUGAGGGAGCUCAGUGUUCCAGCUCCUCACUGCACCCUCGUGUGCGCCGGCAUCACUUCAGUCGGCGCACGCGAGGGUGCAGUGAGGAGCAGGAAGGACAUGUGAGUGUGUGCGUGUGUCUGUCAGUGAGUAUGUGUGUGUGUCUGUCAGUCAGUGAGUGUGUGUGUCUGUCUGUCAGUGAGUAUGUGUGUCUGUCAGCAAGUAUGUGUGUGUCUGUCAGUGAGUGUGUGUCUGUCAGCACGUAUAUGUGUGUGUGUAUGUCAGUGUGUCUGUAUGUGUGUGUGUCUGUCUGUCAGUGAGUGUGUGUCUGUGUGUGUCUGUCAGCAAGUAUGUGUGUGUCAGUGAGUGUGUGUGUGUGUGUGUCUGUCAGUGUGUCUGUAUGUGUGUGUCUGUCAGUGUGUCUGUGUGUGUGUCUCAGUGUGUGUGUCUCAGUGUGUGUGUGUGUCUGUCUGUCAGUGAGUAUGUGUGUAUGUCUGUCAGUGAGUAUGUGUGUGUGUAUGUCUGCCUGUCAGUGAGUAUGUGUGUGUGUCUGUCAGUAUGUGUGUGUGUUUGUGUGUGUGUGCCCACAUAAACUUAAACCUUGUUUAUGUGGCCGUGCCACACUUUGAGUUUGACACGCUUGAAUUACAGGAUACUCACUUACAUGUUUUGCUUCUUUACCAGGUGGUCGUUUGAUCUCUAUGAAUAACGUUAGUUUAGAAGGUGUUACCUUCAAAAGUGCUGUUAACAUCCUGCAGAACUGUGGCGAAGAGGCUGACCUCAUUCUCUCCCAACCAAGAGGUACUGUGACCAUAGAUGCAUCUGAUUUUAUGUUCAUCUCUAAAAGAACACAUAUAAAAAGUGAUUACUUUUAAAAAAACGCAGCUGGCAUUAAUACAUAGUGCAAAAAUGCAGCAGACAUUGGUGCGUAAAUCAUCACAAACUGACAAUAUUGCAUAAAUGAAUUUUAUGACAAAAUAACACUUCUGAUUAGUCCUUCUGCCAACUGGUGAACUUAUGUUCAAUGUAAAAACUGUAGAUUUCUACGAAUACAAACCUUAAUAUAAACUGCCAAACAUUUCCAAUGGAAAAAUAGGGUCAUUUUAAUUUCAGGGGUGUGAUUGGAGGUGUGGCCAGGGGUGAGACUGUUCUGAGAAAUUUUAGGUGACUUACUAAUAACAAUUUAUGCAAUCAAAAUGUAAAGACAUGUACUGUAGUUUAAAGGACCACUCUAGGCACCCAGACCACUUCAGCUUAAUGAAGUGGUCUGGGUGCCAGGUCCAGCUAGGGUUAACCCAUUUUUUCAUAAACAUAGCAGUUUCAGAGAAACUGCUAUGUUUAUGAAUGGGUUAAGCCUUCCCCCUAAUCCUCUAGUGGCUGUCUCAUUGACAGCCACUAGAGGCGCUUGCGUGCUUCUCACCGUGAUUUUCACAGUGAGAGCACGCCAGCGUCCAUAGGAAAGCAUUAUGAAUGCUUUCCUAUGUGACCGGCUGAAUGCGCGCGCAGCUCUUGCCGCGCGUGCACAUUCAGCCGACGGGGAGGAGAGAAGGAGGAUCGGAGGAGGAGAGCUCUCCGUCCAGCGCUGGAAAAAGGUAAGUUUUAACCCCUUUCCCCUUUCCAGAGCCAGGUGGGAGGGGGUCCCUGAGGGUGGGGGCACCCUCAGGGCACUAUAGUGCCAGGAAAACGAGUAUGUUUUCCUGGCACUAUAGUGGUCCUUUAAAGAAACAUGACUGUGAAUAUAAUGACUUUGUUAUACACAUCAACAAUAUGGAGCUCCUAGAAAAGAGGGACGUUGGGACAAAGGGACAGUGGUAUUUGUGCCCAAGAUAGGGACCGCCCAUCCUAAAUAGGGACACUUGGGAGGCAUGUUAAUGGAAUGGCUGACCUGGAUAGCUUCAUGUAAUAAAAAAGAAGAAUGACAAUGAAUUGAUGUUCAUCUCAACUUUUGGUCAAUAUUGGACAAUUGUACAUAACAUCUACAUUAGAGAAACUACUUUGUAGUAUUUUAAAAAGACAAAGAAGGAUAAGUUGGGUGAAUUUCACUUGUUUUAAUUUAAGGGGUACUCCACUGCCCAAACCGAAACAAAAGAAUAAAAAAAAAAAAAUCAAAACAAAAAACAAACAAACUCUGAUAUACACCAAUAAAACUUGCAUGUAUUUAAUUAUGCUUUUUAUCAUUGAGGGCAUUUCCCAAAAAAUUUGCAAAAGCUGAAGAUCUCUUGUCUGAAGCCUUUGUAAACCCUCCCCUUCUUACACCACCUAUACUGUCUGUGUCUGUGACCUCUGUGACUGUCCAAUUACAGAAUUCCAAAUGAAGACCAAUGAAACGCUUUAGCAAAGCAGGUGCUCUGGCCAAUUAACUGCCUCUUGAGUUUAGCUCCAGUGAGCUAACCUAACCAAGAAGUAACAGGAUAUGUUGUCUGAUUGUCAGCCAGGGGCUGUAACCAGGUUAAUUUAUAAAAAUUGUCUAUAUUUCAAUGAAAAUGUAUUUAUGAUUUGGGUUCCUGUAUACUCAUAAAAUUCCCUAAAUGGUGUAUAUAAAAGGUUAAAAUCACAUAAUUUGAUUGUCAAAAAAUGUAAAUUAAUGGAACACUUCACUCCCAAAGUAUCUUCAUCUCAAUGAUGUUGCUAUGGGAGCUAUAGUUCCUCUGCGCCCUCUUACCUUACCGUUUUUAAACAAUUUAACCCUGAAGUUGUGUCCCUGAAGUUAGCACCAUCCUGUCCUGCCUCCUCUCUCCUCAUUGUAGCUGCCAUACUGAUAUGAUGAAGGAUUGGCUUGGCGGUUCUGCUGAUUCUCACCGCCUAUAACACGCUACCCUUUAUCAUGAACACUUUUUCAUUGCAAUACAUCAGAAAUGUGUACAGGAGUGCAAUGCUGAUAGGACUAACCCAGUCCUGACCAUCCGAUUUAAUUUGUUCAAACUGUAUCACUGGCAGCAUUAUUUUUUUUCCAUUUAAUCUGAAUAGACCUACAGUGAAUAUAUUGUAAGCUGAAACUCAUCUUUCUUUGAUUCGCUUUACAUGGAAAACAUGCUUGGCUAUUCCUUCAAACCUAAUACACGUAACCAUAUUUUUUAACUUCUUGUGUAUUUUUAGUAAUUAACAAAUUAUUUUAACUUAAUUUCUUUUCUCCACAGCUAGCAAGAUCAAUUGCAAUUACUCAGAAAGACAAAGUUUAGAUACCAUUAAAGGAGAGAAUUUGAGAAGCAGUCUGAUUUCAGGCUUACAUGGAUCGCAUAGCAGCCAAAUGAGUUUAAUGGGAGAAAACUUCAAUGUCUCACCUAACCAAGGACACUUGACUGAUGAUGGUCGGAACUAUGUUUUUUCCCAAGACUUGGUAGGUAUAACUAGUAUUGUUUCGCUGUUCAAAAGAAGCUAUAGAUCUCAAUGACACAUGUAGAAUGAUUUUCAAGUGCAAACAAAUCCCUGUAGAGAAGAUUAAACUAACUCUCAUGAGCAGGGUUAAAUACAAAUUCUCAACUCAUUAUAUAGUUUUUAAGAUAUAUAUUCAAAAUAGAAAAUAAGUAGAUUACUGUUUUCGAGCAUACACAAUACAUGAAAUGCAAACUCACGUAGACCUUUUAUUACCACGAUGAAUAGUUGAAAAUCACCUUUAACUUUUUUUUUUCAUGUUCUGCCUCUCUUCAAACAUAUAUUAAAGGAACAUUAUUGGCACCAUAACCACUUCAUCUUUAUGAAGUGGGUAUGAUGCCUGGAGUCUGCCAAUGACCUUCUUCCUGUCUUGUGUUAAACCGUUUUUGAACAGUUUAACACAGAAGUAGUCAGUGUUUGCUACCUCCCUUCUUGUGCACUGCUAAUACGAAAUGCUAGGGACUUCUGACUCUCAGAAUCAGAACGGAAGAGGCAGGGAGUGGUUCCAGGUAGACCCCAGUUAAAACGUGAAACCUUUUCCAAAUAGUUUGACUGUUGCAUUUGGAGUGCGCUGUAGUGGUUAUGGUGCUUGGGAUUUUUUAACAAGAAUCUAUUAUGAGAAAUCUAUUAAGUGAAAUAUAUAAACACAAUAAUGCUUUUACUUUGUGAUUCAGGACGUAGUUGGAAGAGAUAGUACUGAGAUAAGAUCAGAUAAUACAUUUCUAGUGCAGCUACGGAGAGAAGAUGAGAGCCUUGGCUUCAGUGUGACGGUAAGUGAGCACCAACCAUCAAUACACUUGUAUAACUAGGGAAUAGCUUUAGAUUAUUGAAAUCAUUGCAGAAACAAUUGCUGUUACUUAAAUAUGGGGGAAGUUGCAUUCUGAAAUAUUUUCCCUUUAAAUUCCUAUAUUAUAAAUUCACUGUUUAAUUGUUUUUUGUUUUUUUUGUAACAUUCAUUUUAUAGAACAUUUUGCCAUUUUACAUCAUUAUCAGCAUUACAUACUUUGUUCAUGUUGCAAAAUGGGUGACACGAUAACAUUUGCAAAUUCAACAUCAAAAAGAAAGGAAAAACCAAAAGAAAAAUAUUACGAAUGCAAUUUACUCAAUGAUACGUAUAUGUUCCAUUAAUUAAAGGACCACUAUAGGCACCCAGACCACUUCAGCUCAAUGAAGUGGUCUGGGUGCCAAGUCCCCCUUGUUUUAACCCUGCAGCUGAAAACAUAGCAGUUUCAGAGAAAGCACUGGCUGCGCAUGCGGCUCCACACGGGAGCUGACGUUGGCAGGGGGAGGAGAGUUCCCCAGCACAGAGGGAACCCGGCGCUGGAUUAAGGUAAGUGGCUGAAGGGUUUUUAACUUCUUCAGCCCAGUGGGAGGGGGGCCACAAGGGAGGGGGGAACCUAAUAACUCAAUAGUGCCAGGAAAAUGGGUUUGUUUUCCUGGCAUUAUAGUGCUCCUUUAAGGGGACAAUAUAGUCACCAGAAUCACUACAGCUUAAUGUUGUGUUUCUGGUGUCUAUAGUCAGUCCCUGCAGGCUUUUCAUUGUAACACUGCUUUUUCAGAGAAAAUAGUGUUUACAUUGCUACAGUUGCUGAGACGCCACUAGAGGUGAUCUGCAUGAAUACGCUGAACUCUCCCCGUAGAGAUGCAUUGAUUCAAUGUACUCCAUUCUCUAUGAGGAGACACUGAUUUGUGCAGUGUUGCAUUUUGCUGCGCAUGCACAAUGGUCUUUCAAUGGUAUCCUAUGGUAAAGCAUUGGAUUAGCUGAAGUCAUGAAGACUAAUGAUCUCAGCCAUGGACCUGCUUAAAAUAAAAAUUAGAAACAGUACAAUUGCAGUCUAUAUCAAUGCCAAUCUAUACUGUACAUUUCUAGCAGUACCAGGAAUCCAUAAUAUGUAAAAAUAAACUAUUUAUUAUAUUCCUAGGGUGGAGUUAAUACAAGUGUCCGACAUGGAGGGAUUUAUGUAAAAAGCAUUAUUCCAAUGGGACCAGCUGAUCGGAAUGGAAAGAUUAUGAGAGGUAAGAUACGUAGGCGUCUCAAGUUGCUCUCAAAGUCUCUGACACUUUGUCUUGGUAUUUGAUCAAAAUCCAUGCUGAAUCUCUCUAGGCAUUAUGUGCAUAUAUAUAUAUAUAUAGAAAGUGGAAAGACCAGCACUCAAGGAGUUUUAACAGCUUUUACUGUGUAAAGAUAAAUCAACGUUUCAGCUCCACUAGGGAGCUUUCAUCAGAUGAAAGCUCCCUAGUGGAGCUGAAACGUUGAUUUAUCUUUACAUAGUAAAAGCUGUUAAAACUCCUUGAGUGCCGGUCUUUCCACUUUCUACAAUUGAGCUACCAGAGCACCAGGUAAAAUAUAUCUUUUUAUUUUAGUGCAGGGGUUUGACAUAUUUUUUAUAUAUAUAUAUAUAUAUAUAUAUUUAAUUUUUAAUAUGUAACAAUGCCAUGAUUCCAAAUAAAUCUGCCCUUUAAAUGUAAUUGGGAAAUUUGUCUGUUGUUGGCUUUCGUAAGGGAGUGUCUAAUAGAAUCAAUAAUAUCAAUGAUCCACAAAUCUAUUCACAAACCGGACUUUACAUAGGGCACUAGGGCAUUUAGACUGGAAGAAAGAAUAUUUUGUCUAAUGCAAAGAGAAAUUCUUUUUUUACCGUAAGGACAAUAAGGAUGUGGAUUUCUCUGCCUGAAGUAGUGAUUUUAUCAGAGUCCAUACAGAUGUUCAAACAGCAACUAGAUGCAUACUUGCAAAAACAGAAUAUUCAAGCAUAUCAUUUUUCAAUCCUGGGGUCAAGAAGAAUUUUUUCCCCCUGGUUUGUUGCAAAACUGGGUUUUUUUUGCCUUCUUUUGGAUCAGCAGCAAAAAACAAAUGUGAGGAUGGCUGAACUUGAAGGACGCAGGUCUCUUUUCAGCCAUGUAACUAUGUAACUAUGUAGCAGAGCUACAUUAUCGCACACGCCUAGUGGUGUAGACAGUUUCACACAAACACAGCUUUAUAAACCUAUAUCAUCACUGUGGAUAUUUUUUGCAACUAGAAUAACCAGUGCCUAUGGCAUUAUCUUUUAUAUAUAAUUGUAUAAUGCUGACUUACCAGGAACAUUUUCCCUUUGAUGUCUUCUCUAUCAAGAAUAAUUAACAGGAUUUUCAUUAUAUACCAAAGCUUGAAGCUUGCAAAACACUUGAUAAAUUACUGGCAAAAUAACGUCUCUACAAGAUACACCAUAUGCAUUUGAGCCAACCCUAAUUCCUCUGUGUUUAUUGCAGGAGACCGUUUGCUGGAGGUGAAUGAUGUUAGUCUUCUUGGAUUCACACACCGGCAAGCGGUAGAAUGUCUGAAGAAUGCUGGACAGGUGAGUCAGCUGAAUGUCAUAUUGUCUUCAUCCGUGACAUUUAUCUCCAUACUUAGAUCCUCUUUUACCUUUCUAUAUUCGUAUACUGCAUGUGCCUCUUCUGUUCAGUUUCACAAUCACCAUGUGAUAUCAAUUUGAAUUCCAAAAAGUAUAGAAACCAAUUCUGGGCCUAAAGGGUAAUGGUAAUCUUAGUCUACUUUAGAGUUUUAUUGCUUUAAAAUACAACUUUUAAACAGGAUUCUUGUAAUAAUGACAAUAUAAUAGCUCUGCACUGAAAAAACUUUCUGAAUACGCUUUUACAUUUUGCAUUAGUCAUCACAAUUGUGCGCAAUCAUCAUUACUUGGAAGUUAUGGCACAUUAUUUCUAUGAAUAUCGUUUAGAAUUUUUACACUACAUACAGUUGAACAUGACGAAAGUUAGAAAUGUAAAAAUCAAACGUUUAUAGCUGACUUGCAACUAACUGUGUGUGGCGUGGCUGUUCAGCGGUAUUGCAAAGUUCAAGGUAUUGCUAGUAGUAAUUGGGCAUGCACUGGAGUCAUCCACUAAUCCUAACUAAAUAGAUGAAUGAAUACAAACCAUUUCAUGCUUUUCAAACAUCUCGGCUGAAAAGUACAGCAAUGGGUGUUUCAUUCAUCACUAACACUAUACCAAUAUACAAUAUACAACCACCAGAAGGCAGCAAGUUAAAUCAGUAUUAGAGGAAUUCAAUCACUAAAAUAUCUAUAAUCCACUUCUAUAUAGCUCUCUGUGUCUGAAUCUUUAUUUAUUUUUUUCCCCUGGACACUCUAGUUUUAUAAAAUACAUAAGGGAAAAUCUAAACUGCUUUUCCUGCAUAGGAGUGCACACAGGGUGUGCCGGGUGUACCCAGACACAACCUAAUAGACAGAGCAUUGGCUUAAGUACAAACCAGCAGGGAGAUCAAAAAAUUUCUCUGACAGGCCCUGCACCGCUUCUCUUUAAUUAGGCAUGUUGUUGAUCGAUUCUGAUCAGGCCAACCACAAGCCAGCAGGGAGAUCAAAAGUUCUCUCUGGUGGCUCUUUAAAAAUCAUUCCAUGGAGGUCCAAAGUACAGCCGCACUCCAUCGUGAUUCACUCAUCUCUUGCAUACAGCUCUCAGCCUCCUCCACACAAAACUCAUACACACCACUCACACAAACAGAGCCCAGGGAUCUAGGGCAGGGCCCAAAAACAGAUACACCCUGCCUAGGGACCUGAGCAACCUUAAUCCAGAUCUGAUUAGAGUCCCUCCUCCAUACCUUGCUACACCACUAAUGAUCAGCAGCAGUGCUUUUAAUUAGAAUUAUGUGUGGAGCUAUGCCCACAUCUCCUCCUAUUGCACCCACCCUGUCACAAAUCAAUCUCUGCUCUUUCUCUCCACUUUAGUGGCCCCACGCUGACAGAUGCGCUGUAUGAGCACUGCUACAACUACUUAAAGGAACACUGUAGUCACCUAAAUUACUUUAGCUAAAUAAAGCAGUUUUAGUGUAUAGAUCCCCUGCAAUUUCACUGCUCAAUUCACUGUCAGUUAAAUCACUUUGUUUCUGUUUAUGCAGCCCUAGCCACACCUCCCCUGGCUAUGAUUGACAGAGCCUGCAUGAAAAAUAAACUGGUUUCACUUUCAAACAGAUGUAAUUUACCUUAAAUAAUUGUAUCUCAAUCUCUAAAUUGAACUUUAAUCACAUACAGGAGGCUCUUGCAGGGUCUAGCAAGCUAUUAACAAAGCAGGGGAUAAGAAAAUCUUAAUUAUACAGAACUUGCAACAAAGAAAGCCUAAAUAGGGCUCUCUUUACAGGAAAUGUUUAUGGAAGGCUGUGCAAGUCACAUGCAGGGAGGUGUGACUAGGGUUCAUAAACAAAGGGAUUUAACUCCUAAAUGGCAGAGGAUUGAGCAGUGAGGCUGCAGGGGCAUGUUCUAUACACCAAAACUGCUUCAUUAAGCUAAAGUUGUUCAGGUGACUUUAGUGUCCCUUUAAAUAGACAUUUAAAUGCCUAUAGCUGCAAUGUGGUGUUGGCAGGGUUAAAUAUCAUUGAGUCAUUAACACCCCUAUGUCAGCUAACCGAUGAACUGUAUGCAGCACUAAAAGUGAGCACUGCAUACAGCCAUUUAAAUACAUUUAGAACACUGUAGCUGUAAACACACCGCUCAUUUGCAGUUCAUCUUUCUGGAAGGCACUCAAGGGAAACUACCAGGAUCUGAGCAGACCAUGACAGGGUCUUCCAGCAUUGCCCCAUGCCGAUUGUGAUCGGUUAUGGGCUUUGCCGCCUGUCCAGCACCAAAACCUGAGUAUGCAGCAUGCCUGAUUUUCAGUAUUAUAGAGAAACCCUUCUGCUGAUAUCGGUACUUAUUAGAAUUAGCAGAGAGUUUCCUUAGGGUUAGUGUAAGGGUAGGGUUAGGGUUUGUGUAGAUUUAGAAACAUAGAAUGUGACGGCAGAUAAGAACCAUUCGGCCCAUCUAGUCUGCCCAAUUUUCUAAAUACUUUCAUUAGUCCCUGGCCUUAUCUUAUAGUUAGGAUAACCUUAUGCCUAUCCCACACAUGCUUAAACUCCUUCACUGUGUUAACCUCUACCACUUCAGCUGGAAGUGUAUUCCAUCCAUCCACUACCCUGUCAGUAAAGUAAUACUUCCUGCUAUUAUUUUUAAACCUUUGCCCCUCUAAUGUAAGACUAUGUCCUCUUGUUGUGGUACUUUUUCUUCUUUUAAAUAUAGUCUCCUCCUUUACUGUGUUGAUUCCCUUUAUGUAUUUUAAUGUUUCUAUCAUAUCCCACCUGUCUCGUCUUUCCUCCAAGCUAUACAUGCUAAGAUCCUUUAACUUUUCCUUGUAAGUUUUACCCUGUAAUCCAUGAACCAGUUUAGUAGCCCUUCUUUGAAUUCUUUCCAAAGUAUCAAUAUCCUUCUGGAGAUACGGUCUCCAGUACUGCAUACAAUACUCCAAGUGAGGUCUCACCAAUGGCAUGAGCACUUCCCUUUUUCUACUGCUAAUAUCUCUCCCUAUACAACCAAGCAUUCUGCCAGCAUUUCCUGCUGCUCUGUUACAUUGUCUGCCUACCUUUAAGUCAUCUGAAAUAAUUACCCCUAAAUCCCUUUCCUCAAAUAUUCUUUACUCUGCGCUUGGGUUUUUACAUCUUGCACUUAUCCACAUUAAAUGUCAGCUGCCACAGCUCUGACCAUUUUUCUAGUUUACUUAAAUCACUUGCCAUUUGGCUUAUCCCUCCUGGAACAUCAACCCUCUUAUAUAUCUUAGUGUCAUUAGAAAAUAGGCAUACCUUACCAUCAAGAUCUUCUGCAAUAUCACUAAUAAAAAUAAUAAAAAUACUAAAGAGAAUGGGUCCAAGUACAGAUCCCUGAGAUACCCCACUGGUAACAAGACCAUGCUUCGAAUAUACUCUAUUGACUACAACUCUCUGUUGCCUGUCACUCAGCCACUGCCUUACCCAUUCAACAAUAUUGGAAUCCAGACUUAAAGAUUGCAGUUUAUUGAUAAGCCUCUUAUGUGCAACAGUGGCAAAAGUCUUACUUAAAUCUAGGUAAGCAAUGUCCACUGCCCCACCCUGAUUUAUUAUUUUUUGUUACCCAAUCAAAAAAAUCAAUAAGAUUAGUUUGGUAUGAUCUCCCUGAAUAAACCCAUGUUAUCUCUGAUCAUGAAAUCCACGUGAUUUUAGAUGUUCAACAAUCCAUAGAAACAUAGAAACAUAGAAUGUGACGGCAGAUAAGAACCAUUCGGCCCAUCUAGUCUGCCCAAUUUUCUAAAUACUUUCAUUAGUCCCUAGUCUUAUCUUAUAGUUAGGAUAGCCUUAUGCCUAUCCCACGCAUGCUUAAACUCCUUUACUGUGUUAACCUCUACCACUUCAGCUGGAAGGCUAUUCCAUGCAUCCACUACCCUCUCAGUAAAGUAAUACUUCCUGAUAUUAUUUUUAAACCUUUGUCCCUCUAAUUUAAGACUAUGUCCUCUUGUUGUGGUAGUUUUUCUUCUUUUAAAUAUAGUCUCCUCCUUUACUGUGUUGAUUCCCUUUAUAUAUUUAAAUGUUUCUAUCAUAUCCCCCCUGUCUCGUCCUAUCCUUUAGCAUGGUUUCCAAUAUUUUCCCCACUACUGAAGCAAGGCUUACUGGCCUAUAGUUGCCCAACUCCUCCCUACUACCUUUCUUGUGAAUGGGCACAACAUUCGCUAUCAUCCCAUCUUCUGGGACUGCUCCUGUUAAUGAUUGGUUAAAUAUAUCCGUUAAUGGUUUUGCUAGUACACCACUAAGCUCUUUUAAUAAGUUUGGGUGUAUUCCAUUAGGCCCCAUCAACUUAUUUGUCUUUACAGAGGAAGAGGUUCUAUUUUAACUGUCAAAAGUAGACUCACAUGUAACAAAUGACUUAUUUGUCCUUCUUCCUAACUGAGUACCUUUCCUUCAUUUUCAGCUGUAAAUACUGAACAAAAAUAUUCAUUGAGACAGUCAGCUAGACAUUUAUCCUCUUCUAUAUACCUUCCUUCUUUUGUUUUUAAUCUAACUAAUCCUUGUUUUACUUUCCUUUUCUCAUUUAUGUAUCUGAAAAAUGUUUUGUCCCCCUUUUUUUUGCCCUUUUUUUUACUGACUGCUAUUUUCUCUUAUGUGUGUGAUUUGGAAGCUCUUAUAACUUGCUUAGCCUCUUUCUGCCGAAUAUUAUAGAUUUCUCUUCCCCACUUUUUUUUUUUCUAUAAUUACUAAAUGCUAACAUUUAGUUUUUUACUAAUUUGGCCACUUCUGUAGAGUACCACAAUGGUUUCUUAAUUUUUUUGCUUUUACUGACAAGCCUACUGCAAUUUUCUGUUGCCUUCAGCAGUGCAACUUUUAAAUAAUCCCAUUUCUCUUGGACUCUAUUUAAACUGCUCCAGACUGAUAAUGACUCCUUUACACAUAUUCUAAUUUUAGACAAGUCUGUUUUUCUAAAGUCUAAAACUUUUGUGUGGUGUGACUCAGUCACUGUUCUUAUAUUAAACCACACUGACUGGUGAUCACUGGAUCCUAAACUUUCACCUACAGUAAUAUCUGAUUCCAAAUCUCCAUUUGUUAACACUAAAUCUAGUAUGGCCUCCUUAGUUGACUUCUCAACAACUUGUUUUAGAGACAGUAGGGAGUUUAGAAUAUGUGAGGUCCUGGCCCAAGCAGCUAUUUUGGUAUUCCAGUUCAAAUCAUGAAUUUUAAAGUUACCCAUGAUGAUAACUUCCCCUUUUAUUGUCAUUUUAGCUAUUUCCUCAACUAGUAGAUUAUCUAACUCUUCUAUUUGUCCCGGGGGCCUAUAAAUCACACCUACACAAGUUACUGUGUGAUUACCAAAUUCUAACUUAACCCAAACGGAUUUUCCGUUUGCCUCACUAACUUUUAUUAGGUUAGAUUUUAUGCUAUCCUUCACAUACAGGGCUACCCCUCCACCUUUCUUGCCUUCCCUGUCUUUUCUAUAUAAAGAGUACACUGGUAGUGCUAGUGUUAGAGUAUGGUAAAACUUGUGUAAGUUAGUGUAAGGUAGAGUUAGUCUAAGCAUAGACUUGUGGGUAGAGUUGCUUUAGCAUUAGGGGGAAUUGGUAUAGGGCAGUCAUGGCGAACCUUUUUGAGCCUGAGUGCCAAAACCGCAAUACAUGCCAACCUUUUUUCCCUCAAAGUACCAACACAGCAAUUAAACCUGAAUACUGAGGAUUACGUUUAGAAAAAACAACCUGUACAGUUGUCCGAACUAAUUAACAACUAUUGUUUUAAAAGAAGAACGCAACAACAAAGAGUUCAAAUAAAACAAAUUUUAAAUAAUGAUAUAAAUAGAUAAAUAGAUACAAUUAAGCUUAUAUUUAUUAGUAUCUCCAACAAAUGCAAUACAUACACACAGACUGCUGAACACAUUCACACACACCAACUGCUUAAUACAUACACACACUGACUGCUAAAUACACACACAGUCCGCUGAAUACACACACACAGUCCACUGAAUACACAGACUGCUGAAUACACAUACUGCUGAAUACACAUACAGACAGACUGCUGAAUACACACACACAGACUGCUGAGUACACACAGACUACUGAAUACAUACACACACACAGACUGCUGAAUACACACACACAGACUGCUGAAUACACACACAGACUGCUGAAUACACACACAGUCUGCUGAAUACAUACACACAGACUGCAGAAUGCAUACACACAGUCUGCUGAAUACAUACACACACAGACUGCUGAAUACACACACAUACAGAUUGCUGAAUACAUACAGACUGCUGAAUACACACACACAUACUGCAUUGAGGGGUGUAGUGUAUGUGUUUGUAUGUAAGGGUGUGGAGUGUGUGAGGGGUGCUGUGUGUGUGGGAGGGGUGCUGUGUGUGUGAUGGGGUAACCCCUACCCCAGCUGUGCUGUGUGGGGGGUUAGGGGUGCUGUGCUGUGUGGGGGGGUAUGGGUGCUGUGUGGGGGGAUGGGUGCUGUGUUUGUGGGGGUUAGGGGGUGCUGUGUGUAGGGGUUAGGGGUGCUGUGUAUGUGGGGGUAAGGCUGCUGUGUGUGGGGGGUAGGGGUGCUGUGUGAGGAAGUAGGGUGCUGUGUGUGUGAGGAAGUAGGGGUGCUGCUGUGUGUGGGGGGUAGGCUGGUGUGGGGGUGUUGGGGUGCUGUGUGUGGGGUGGGUAGGAGUACUCUGUGUGGUGAGGGUGGUGGUAAAGAUACAUAAAAAAAAAAAAUAUAUAUAUAUAUUAAAUCUGUUUCCCCCCCUCCCUUCUUCUUACCUUUGGUGAAGGAGGAAGAGACACAGCCAGCCCUGGUGGUCUGGUGGUGGCAAGUAUAUGUCUGUGAAGCAGCUCUCCUGUCCUCCUGCGCGAUGCUGUGUGGAGCGUUGCCAUGGUAACAUGCGGCAACGCUCCACACAGAUUGCUAGCGGGCGGACAGGAGAGCUGCUUCCUAGGUUCCUCCCCUUGCUUCCGUGUCCUCCUGACAGAAAGCAGAGUAGGUGCCUGCCGUUUUGGGACAGACAGCCAGCGGCCCCCUCCCCCGGCGACCUAUAGCCGCAUGCUCACAGAGAGGGCCCAUCACUGGUAUAGGGUUAGCAUUAGCCAGCAAAAGAUUAUUUAUAUCCUGGACAGAUGAGGCAUUAAACAUUCAGGACUGAUACAUGCAUCUAUUUUCAGCUUGUUUUAUUUAUUCCCCUCCCCCACCCUCUCCAUUUUUAAUAUUUUAUUCACACUCAAUAUUGUGUUAGGUAUACACAUAGGAUAUUAAAAGAAAUCCCUUUCUGUCUUUUAAAAAAACAGAACAUAGGAUAUGUAUGGGAGGAAGUUUUAAAUUACUGUUGAACAAAUAUAUAGUUUUAGGUUUUAUUUUGUUCAGAACUUGGACAAUUGCCUCCAUCCUUAAGGGGUUAAGAUACACAGGGUAUAAGGAAAAGAAAAGCAAGAGAAAAACAAAACCAUGACACUGCAGUUUUAGAGAUAGCCUUGUUUGAGCAAGCAGUGGACUACCAAAGUAAAUUCUUCUGUGAAGAGGUGUGGGUAAAAUUGGCCCUUAGAACUUUAUCAUAAUAAAGAGGCUUUUGUAGCACCUAUAUUAAUACAUCUCUUUCUUGAUUUCCUCAUAGUGUGCUUCCAAUUACUUUGAUUCAAGAUGAAAUAUCAUUGAAAUAUCUUUUGUGUCACCUUCAGUUCACAUAAUUAAACCUAGCAUGCUGAAUCAGAGAUGAAUAAACUUUUGUAGAAAUUUAUUUUUAAAUAUGCAUCAAAUCAAGUUACAAUUUUCAUAAUACAAAUAAUACAAAUUCUACAAAUUCUGAUUCCAGCAAACUAUUAGAAUGGUAGGUUUAAUAAUUACUCUAUACACUAGACAGUGUUCUAAAAGUGUAGAAACAUGUCAACCAAUGUAUGCAGGACAUUGCAUUGGUUUCCAUGGUGAUUGUUCUACUUUUAGAACUUAGACCUACUUUUCCCUUAACAGCACUUUUAUAAAUUGCUCCUAAAUGUGUUUUUGACUUCUUUUAUUUAUUUGCAGAUAGUGACUCUUGUGUUGCAGAGUAAAGGAGACUCAGGAAACACUGUUAUUGGGAGUCAGAGUGAAUUCUCGGAGUCUCAACGCUCCACUCCCAGCUACAGUCACACUGAAUACCCACUAUUUGUGACUAAGGGUAAGGGAACAUUCAAAUACUUGGGAGUUUGACAAAUAAUGCCCUGGUCUGUGGCAGUGUAAAAACAUUUCACACAGAAAACCUUUACAUGUCGUUUAUGGAAUUAAAAGACUGAAAAUAUGUAGACUGGGUUCUAUAUUUAUAUUAAAAAAAAAGUCAUAGAGGGGCAGCUCAUGUUUUUACAAUUCACAAACCCUAGAUCAGGCGUAGGCAACCUUUGGCACACCAGAUGUUUUGGACUACACCUUCCACAAUGCUAUGCCAGCAUUAUAGCUGUAAGAACAUUAUGGGGGAUAUAGUCCACAACAUCUGGAGUGCCGAAGGUUGCCUACCCUUGCCCUAGAUGAUGAUUUUACUUCUAGUGAUAAUGCAAUCUCAAACGCAAUGAAAUAUUAUUUGUUAUUAACAAGUAGUUAGUCACUACACACUAUUGGCUAGUUCAGUGAUAGCCAACACAGUCUAGUUACUUGUAUGCAAAAUAAAUUGUUAGACUCAGUGUCUUAUAAAAUACUAUUUAGUAAAUAUCUAGGUUUAUUCUAAGUCAUUCAAAACAUUAUUUGAGGUCUGUAUGAGUUUACAACUUCACAUAUGACACUGAAGUAGUGGUCUGAACCACUCAAAUGUACCAUGAAUAGAGGACUUUAAGCUGGUAAUAUAUAGGUUGAAGUCCUUAUUUUUGGCUUGAUUUGACAAUAACCAGAUCAUAAUAUUGUGUGAAUGCUUAACUAUUGGGUCCUUCCAAAACAGAUAACACAUAUGAAGUAGUGUUGAAGAAGAAUUCAGGGGGAUUGGGAUUCAGUUUUCUGCAGACUGAGAGCAGAAGUUCAGGGAAUGUCAUCAGGAUAAAGAGACUGUUCCAUGGCCAACCGGCAGAGGAGAGUGGACGUAUCUCAGUUGGAGAUGUUCUUCUGGAAGUUAAUGGAAAAUCAGUUUGUGGAUUAAAGUAUCAGGUGUGGUUACAAUGAUUACAUAUAAUUAAGAAGGCAAUAUUUGAUAGACAUAAUGUAAUGCACCACAGGUUAAAUUAUUUUCCAGCUAGUGUAAAAGAGCUUGAGGUGCUUCAAGCCACUAAUAUAAAGGCAACAUAUAUCAAAAUAAAUCUUACAUUUCUCCACAUAUAUGUAAAAUCUAAGAAUUCCAGUAAGUAGAAAAGUCUUUAUUCUAUAGUUUUAACAUCAAUAGAAAACAUUUUCUGAACACACUUGGAAUGGGGCAUCUAUUGUCUUACCGUUAUUGAAAAUGCAAGUAUCAUUCUACUAGCAUUGAUUAAACAACCGAAUAGUAUAUAUUUAACUUGACAAUUAGUUAUAAAAUAUUUGACACAGUGUCCAAUUCUACAUGUAGUAGAGUUCUUUUCACAAUGCACUGCUACAGUAAGAAUGCAUAGAUUUAUUAGAGAUGCAUACAUGGCAUUGCAACAUGAAUGUUGUGGAUUAAUGUACUCGGUCUUAGCCACUGUAUAUAUACUAUGUCCAAUAUACAAUCACACUCACUAAUACAAGAGUAAUGAAUGCUGUGUAAAUGCCUUUUUCUCCUGUCUGUGAUAUCAGGAAAUUCUCCAUCUCUUACAUGGUGCUCCUGCUGAAGUGACCUUGAGGAUCUGCAGACCAAUUGAAGGAGUCCUGCCUGAAAUAGACUUUACUGUACCGGUGAGGACAUUUUUAUUUUUUACUACUGGGACGAGCAACUAUGCUUUAAAUAUGGCACAGAUAUUUACAGUUAUUUUUUAAUGGCAAAUGUUAGGAAAAAUACAGCCACCUUGCCAAAAGGGAGAAAUGUAAUUUUAUGAAGCCAUUUAUUGCCAGCUCCAUGGGAGUUGAGCCCAGCCUGGCACCGAACGUUCGGGAAGGUAUGGGAAGAAUGGGUACCAAAGGCAGAAUAUAAAACCAAGGACCAACGGAAUAGGACAUCCACCUGGUAAAUUGAUCAUUUAUGGACAAGGAGACCAGGGACUCUCUGGCUCACUCCUUGUCUUAGAGCUCCCAUCCCACAGAUUUUUUAUUUCCCACAAAGAUAAUAUUUGAUUUUUUAUCCAUCAUUAUUACUACUGUGAAAGCAAUUAAAUUCAUUGACUCAUUGCUUUUUGCCCAGACUCCUAUGCCAUCCCCAGUAAGAGAGUUACUGAGUAUGAGAAAUUCUUUCCAUGACCUUGAAAGUACGAUGGAAAUAGAUUCAGAAGAUGGGAGCAACUCCGACCAAAGGACUAGUGCUUUACAAGAAAUAUCCUCUACACCUACCUUCAACGUGACCGUGGAGACAUCAACUUCAUUGGCAGAUGAUGUUCGACUGAACUCUUAUUCCAUCUGUGACCGAGAGCCUCAGGAGAGGUGAGAUUAUGAAUGUGAAAAUAUGAUAUUCUAAUAUCAGUGUUACAGAUUUAGCAUAGUCGAUAAAUAUAAAAAUAAAAUCACGGCUUUGCUAGGACUUACAUAUUUUGUGGUAGCUAUAUGCCAAGUAUUUUAUGUUUCAAAAUAAAACAUGCUGGCAUUUUAUAACUAUCCUGGGUGAAGAUGACGAUACCCAUACAAUGGUACAGUACUUUUGGUUCUUUGAGUUCCCUGUGCCUGAUCUUUACUACUAUGAGGAACAUUAGUCCAACUACCGUCCUUUACUAUGAAUCAUUUAGUUAUUUAAUUGUUUUUUUUUUUUGUCAAUCUUUCUUUUAUUAUGGCAUUUGCUUCACAGAGUACAGAAUAAAGAGAGUUAUUACAGGAUAAAACAAAAUAAAGGUAUCAGCAUUGUUUGGAAUACACUUCCAAGAAAGACUGCCACAUUUUUAUAAUAUAUGAACAGAUUAAUACAGGCUGGGUUUAGCUAUUAUGCAAAAUUAAUUAAAGAAUACAUAAACUGUGCUUUUCACAUGAAAAAUACAGUAAAGUAAACAUGCUAUGCAAGAUGUAGGCUAAGUGUAAGUGGAAUUAGUAUGUCUAAUGUGGUGAGUCACAUUGAGGUCAACAAGUUUGUGUCAUUAAACAUAUACGCCUGCUCAAAUGUGUUAAAGUAGGCUUUCAAGAAUAUUGAGAACAAGAAUGAACAGUCAUAAUUCAACUACGUUAGCUUGAGUUGACAGGCUAAUUGCCACCUUAGGACACACAUGCUUUGCUAUAUUUGGGGUAUCUGCAGUUAUGGGGACCCCCAAGGAGAUCAAAACUAACGUAUUUACUUCUAUCAAGCAUCUAGAGGUCGCUUAAAGUGUCCGCUUGUGUGGGUCAGGUGUUGCUCUGCAGUAGCGAUGCAAUUCCCCCUGGGUGUCAGUCCGGGUGUUGUGCUCGCUCUCUUGCUUGGGCGCAAUUCACGGACCGCUUCAUCAGCUGAUUCCCUUGUGUGACCUUGUAGAGGCUGGUCCUUGGAGGGUCUGUAGGUUGCAGGAGAGUUGCGAAAAUGGUGAGGUCUCCCCCGAAUUCCUGGCCUUGUGUGGUGUCUGCAUCCGUGUGCCACAAACUCGGGUGGUCGUGGAGGCCGAGUUUUUUCCUGCAUGGGCGUCACGGAAAGCCCCAGUGUUCUGCCAAUGGCAGUCGCGCUUCUGGCGGUGUGGUCGAUGCUGCAGAGGUAUCCUCCUUGUGACCCUCGGCCCGGGUGGGCAGUCAGUGCUCCAGGCUUGUGGGUUGGGGUCACAUGGGUGCAGGCUUCGUUAGGUGCAUUGCAUCCGCCAUGUUGCUGGGCCCGGUGCACCCGGACCCCAAGCUUCAGUGGGCAGCUGCAGUCCGUACGAUUGUGUAUGUCGAGUCAGUGGGGACUGGGAUAACCCCCGCCGGUCUAUAGGGGAUGGGACGGUGGCUCGAGCUUUGCCUUGCAGUAUGUUGGGGCGGCGGGAGAGUGGCCGUCUCCUGCACCACUGCCAUACUUGUAGGCCACAACAUCAGGGAGGUUGGUACUGGUGAAAAAAUCCAGUUGUGUGGUCAUCUUGCAGGUCUCAGUAUCCCCCAUGGCUUGGUAGCCACAAUAAGUCAAGUCACAGCCUCUGCUCUGCAGGAAUCGGCACUAUGUAGAGUUAGAUGCCAGAGCAGCAGCAACAUGCGACUGCUCUGCUCUGCAGUCAGGCCCCGCCCCCCUAGUUAUUUAAUUGUUGUAGUGUAUUCUACAUCACUGAAAUACCUAUAACCCCUUUGUUAUUAUUAUCUUUAUUAUUUUAUUAUUUAUAUAGCCCCAGCAAAUUCUGUAGCACUGUACAAUGGGUGGACUAACAGAUAUGUAAUUGUAACCAGACAAAUGGACACACAGGAACAGAGGGGUUGAGGGCCCUGCUCAAUGAGCUUACAUGCUAGAGGGAGUGGGGUAUAGUGACAUAAAGGGUAUAAGUAGGGGUAAUGUAAUAGGUUGCUAGAAAAGUAAUCACUGAGAACUUACAGUUGUAGGAGAGGAGUCAUGGGGGUGGAGGGGAUGAAAACCCGCUAACAGUUUAAAUGAUAUGCUUUCCUGAAGAAGUGUGUGUUCAAAGAUUUCUGGAGGAAUGGAGACUGGGUGAAAGUCUAACGGAGAAGGGAAGGGAGAUACACAGAAAAGGUGCAGCCCUGGAGAAGUCUUGGACGCGAGCAUCAGAUGUGGGAAUACGGACAGAGGAUAGGCGUAGGUCUUCGGCAGAGCACAGGGGCCUUGACAGGACAUAUUUGUGUAUUAGGGAGGAUAGGUAGGUUGGAGCAGCACUAUGUAGGGACUUGUAAGCAAGCACCAGAAUCUUAAAUUGAGCCUGGAUCUAACUGGAAGCCAAUGUAGGGACUGACAGAGGAAGGAGGCGUGGGAGGACAGGAAAAUGAACUUUGCCGCCGCAUUCCUUAUAGAUUGCAAUCUGGGAACACGUAAGACCACUGAGAAGGGGAUUGCAGUAGUCAAGGCGAGAAAGAACAACGGCAUGGACCAGCACCUUAGCCGCUUCUGGUGUUUAAUAAGGGUGGAUGUGAGCUAUGUUUUUGAGAUGGAAGCGGCAGGAUUUGGUGAUCAACUGGAUAUGAGGGGUGAAGGAGAGGUCGGAGUCAAAGAGAACACCUAGGCAGCGAGCCUGCGAGGUAGAGGUGAUGGUGGUGCCGUUGACUUGGAGGGAGACAGAUACGGGAGUAGCAACACUCGAGGGAGGAAAGACCAGAAGUUCUGUUUUAGACAGGUUGAGUUUAAGGAAGUGAGCAGCCAUCCAGUUGGAAAUCGUAGAGAGGCAGUCAGAGACACAAGUCAAGAUAGGUGGAGAUUGAUCAGGAGAGGACAGGUAGAUUUGCGUGUCAUCUGCAUAUAAAUGAUAAUGGAAGCCAAAGGAGCUGAUGAGUUUACCAAGGGAGGCAGUAUAGAUAGAGAGCAGUAGGGGACCUAGGAUAGAACCUUGGGAAACACCAACAGAGAGGGGUUGGGGAGAAGAGGCAGAGCCAGAGAAAGAUACACUGAAAAAGCGCUGGGAGAGGUCGGAAGAGCACCAGGAGAGAGCGGUGUCCCGUAGACCGAAUGAGAAGAAGCUGUUGAUGAUCAACAGUGUCAAAGGCAGCAGAAAGAUCAAGGAGAAUUAGGAUCGAGUAAUGGCUGCGAGAUUUAGCAGCGAUUAAAUAGUUGGAUACUUUGGUCACAGCUGUUUCAACAGAGUGACGAGCGCAGAUUCCAGACUGAAGCAGGUCAAACAGAGAGUUGGAUUCAAGGAAGUCUGUCAAUCUUGCAUACACAAAUCUUUCAAGGAUCUUGGAGGCAAACGGCAGUAGCAAUAUAGGGCGGUAGUUGGAUGGGGAGUUGGGUCAAGCUUGUGCUUUUUCAGAAGCGGCGUUUUGGUUGCAUGUUUGAAGGGUGAAGAAAAUGUGCCUGAGGAAAGGGAGAGAUUGAAAAUUUUAGUGAGAGGAUGAGCAAGAGAGGGAGACAGAGUGCAGAUAAGAUAUGAAGGAGGAUAGGUUGAAAAGUACAUUGAAGGGAGAGAAGGAUGCCUACAGUUGAGUCUGGGAGUGAGUCUGGGAGUGUGGGAGAAUUGUAGUCCACUGAAACAUAAAGAAGCUGGAGUAGCAGUAUCAGAGGACAGCCAGGUCUCAGUGAGUGCAAGAAGUGUGAGGGAAUUAGAGAUGAAGAGGUCGUGUAUGGCUUAUUUAAUAUUGAUUUAAUAUUGCUACAGCCUCUAUGACUCUAUGAAAAUACUGCCAUCUUUUUUGUUGCUGAGCUUUUUAAGAGCUCACCAAACACAUUUCAGCUAAUGUUAUAUGAGAAGCAUUGCUUGUGUUUUGUCUGUCUAGUACAAGUGAGAAAGCCAAAGGAGAUGUGACACGUGUACUUAGUGAUGAGGAGUAUCUCACUAUUAGUUCUACUUCUGUGACCCCUCCUUCCUGGGGGGAGACACCGGAAGGCACCCCAGCUGGAUACAGAGCAAUCCAGCAGCAUGCUUUGAAGUUGCUCCCACAAUCCCUCACCUCCACAGAAUCUUGUGAUAAUGAUAGCGAAUGGGAAGACUUGGAAGAAAUUGAAGAAACAGAUGAAAAAAUGAAAGGUUCUCAGGUGAGCAUAUGUAUAAAAUGUAUAACACAUUUUAUGUCAUAUGGAUGUUGAAGUUUGUACAAAAAAUUUUGUAAAAAUAUUUUACUGAUCCACUACAGUAAGGGAACAAAACUGAAUAUUUAUUGUAUGCAACAUUUGUGAUUCUGUUUUUGUUUCUUUAUUCCAUUUAUCGUUUAAUGCUUCUUUUUCUGUUUUUAUAAAAUACUUUAAUAAAUACUAAUGUAUAACAUAUAUGUCAAGGCGGUAAGUCACAAUGGAUACUGAAAUAAUGAAAAAAAAAACACUCACACUUACUCUCGCUGUGUUCUAUAUUUUUUGUAAUGUGUGUAAUGUGUCAUCACUGUGCAUACUAAUGUGAUGUGUUUUUUCCUAUAACAGGCAGGAUGCAUUGGGAAAUUUGAUACAUUCUCCACUCAACUGCCCUCAAAGUUGCAUCUCCCUUCCACAACAAGUAGAAAAUUUCAGGUUGUGAUACCUGGAAGACGGAUGAAGACCCCUUCUCCAAUUAUGAGGUUUAAAGCACCUUCACCUUCCAGAAACAUUGGACUUUCUCCUUCACCAAUAUUAACACAUGUACCUCCUUCUCCUACAAGAAAUCCACCAUUCCAAAGCAUGACCUCUUCUGCAUGUAACAUCUUACAACCAGAACCCUGUGAUUCACACCUGAAACCAACCUUAAAUUCUCCACACAGUAUGAGUAAAGGUGACCAGGAAUACCCUGACACCAUAUGCCAUAGAAACCCUAAUCAAAUAAAUCAUGAAUUUAUUACUUUAAAUCAGUCAACCAAGGACAUCACUAUUGAAGACUCUUCAGAACUAAAUAAUAUUGCUCCUAUACAAACCAAUGUUAAUAGUCUCACUUUACACCAUGAACAAUCAGGUAAUGAAGACAGAACACUUCAUCAAAAUCAUUUCAAUCAGUCCAACAAUGGCAGAAUCAUAGUACAAACUAUUUCUUGUGAUGAAACAAAAAGUGAAACUAGAACUUUGCAUCGUCACAUACCUGAACAUUUAAAUAAUGACCAAAAAACAUUUGAUGGUAACAUUGUGAUCCCUGGAAUUUCCAUUACAUCAUCAUAUUCCAUGUCAACUGACCAGUCACAUAAUGUAGCACAACAAAAUAAGACAACUGGAAGCAAGCACCCAGCCACAGGGAAUGUUUCCAGUGACAGUCAAGCAGGUAAAAUCCUAGCAGUAGUUUACAUGAAUUGUUGAUGAAAUGGGUCUUUAGGGGUCACUGUGGGUCCUUCCAUUUAAACUUCGUCAGAAUUAAUAUGUUAUAGCUUGGUUUCAAAAUCUAGAGAGGACUUGAAGGCCUGACUCUGUUAAGAGUGAAGACUGGCAACACAUUAUGGGAAUUGGCAUUUUGCUACAUCUACCCUAUGACAUUGCUACCCCACAUUUAGAGGGUUUAGGGUAGUAUGACGGUAGUUAGCUGUCAUUAACCUCUUUUCACCAGGCCAAAGAUGUUUUGUGUUAGUGGCAGGCAGUGAUGAGUAGCGACAGGGUCGUAAGCCAGUUCGUAACAAGUUGUCAAAUAGAAGGUGUCAGCACCUAUAGAGAUUAAGGCGAGCCAGUAGCCGCUACUUAGUGACUGGCUUUCCGUAGCAGCAGCUGGUAACAGCCUAUAUUUAUAAAUGUUGCACCUGCUAUAUUAAACCUACACCAUGCCCCCCAAACAUGCAGCAUUAAAAUUGCAACUACAGGAAUACCCUCGUACAAUUAAUUCCAACUAUCAUUUAUCUCUCUUAAAGAGGACACUGGGCUACAAAUAAUAGGGUUACAUUUUUCAUAACUGAAAGAAUAAAAUAGCUGGAGGCAACAAACUAAACUGCCCAAGGGCAGUGUAGGCAGGUUUUGUCACUGCUGGUAAGUAAAUAUCUUGAAAACUGAGUAUCCCCCAAAGAAAGCAAAAGCGACUCAACAUUGUGAAAAAUAGCCUUUCCAUGUCCUAGUCAUGAUAUGAAAUUUGAAUAAAGGCCAUUUUCCUUUAUCCUUGCGGAUUUAGGCCUUUUUCCGUUCCAUGGAGGAGAUGGUUAUCUAACAAUGAUACAGUGCCAAAACCCCACACAUACAACUACUCUCCAGCUCUUGUAGAUAUCCAAUUUACUAUUGUUUUCCUGGCCUGUAGGCUGUUUUAGGUGUGAAAUGCAGUGUAUAAAUGGCUAAACAGGUAACUGUUAACUACUGCACUAGUAUAGUACAGAUCCAUUAGAGUACCAAAGUUCCAAUGUAACUUCUAGACUUGUGCAUAGUAAAAAAAAAAUUGGUUUGGCCAAAACAAUUUGUCUGAAAAAAAAUGUUGGUUGGAAUGAAAUUCGUCCAUUUGGCAUUUCAGUUCGGCUGAAUUUCAGCCAUGCAUCAUUUUGGGAAAACCAAUUAGGAUGAGCCAAUAGGGCUCUAAUAUUGGCUAAUCAGUGUACUGCAAAAUAUAAACAUUGUAUAUACAUUUUGCAGUACGGUAAUAGGCGCAUUUUGCUGCCUUUGGUUAACAGACCAGGUGAGAAAAAGUAACCAACAUAGGGGGAAAAAAUAAGUAAAAAAUUUACAUUUAUGUGUUUAAAUAAAUAUAGAUUUUUAUUGCUUCUUUUUUCCCCCUCUAUUGGUCACUUCUCAAUUGAUCUGUGAAUACAAUCUACAUUUAGUGGCUGUCCCCUAAUCAUCAAACAUAUUUUUUUUCCCCAUCAAUCAUCUCUAUUUUUUGGUGCCACUGAUGGAUUGAAUCUAAUGAACUGUUCGUUCGUUGUCCGUUUCGGUUUUUACAUGAUACAUUCAUAUUGCGCUUCAGAGUUAUGGAAUUAAGAUAACCCAUUGAUUACCCAAGGUUUGGACGAAUUGCAGUUCUUUUGAAACCUAAUGCACAAGUGUAGUCACUUCACAUAACACACACUACAAGUGAACCAUGCUCUUGAGAUAUGAGGAGUUGUUGUAAGGGCACAGUUUGCUAAUGGGCAGUUUUUCUUGCAGAGAGACAUCCUAACAUGGAUUAUUCAACAUCUCAAGAGACAAGCAAGUCUCCGCAAAGUGAUAACGAGGUAAAUAUUUUUUAAUUGUAUAUAGUGUGAGUUUAAAUUUCAGGUUAUUCAGGCUCAAAACUAAACUCUUCAAAAUGUUACACAUUGGAAUUCAUAGAACAGAGGCGCAAUGGUAAUUUGAGUUAUAGUGUGUUUUAGUUAACAACAAGAAAAAAGCUUCUUUAGUGAACACUAAUUAGUGAUAAACUGAAAACCAAAUGUGCAAAAUGUAGGGCAAACUAGCUGAGUUUGAAGUUUUUUUACAAAGCUAUCUUGCCUUUUACAAACUACAUUUUUCAGUUUAUCGCAAUUCACUAUUUCGUGAACCAAUCCUGAAUAUUUCAUGUUUAUUUUCCACCACACAGAGGGAUUGUUUCCAUGUCUGUUGCAAGCAAAUGGCAACAAGUCAAUAAUCUAUAAAAUGACUGAUUCUUGUUAGCAAUUAAUGUUGUAACAUUUAAUGACUGCUAAUUUGUGUCUUACGAAAGGUCUAACAUGUUUCAUAUAGGUUUAACUAGAAAAAGCAAAAUAACAGAUGCACAUUUUUUUUCAUAAUUCUUUAUUCAACAAGAGUAAUAGCAUGGCAUUUCUUAAAGCUGCACAUUUUUCAUUAUGGUUUAAUAUUAGAACUCAAGCUAGAUAGAUGUGACUACUCAAUAAAUAUGCACAUUUUAAGUGAAAUAAAGAAAAACACGAUAAUUACCAAUCCUGCAGAGGCUAGAUUAACUAGGAAGUCAUCCUAUUCUGGCUUUGCUGCAAACAUUCAGCAAGCACGUAAGAGUAGCAACCACUUAUGAGUGUGAGCAUGUGAGGUUAUAUUAGAUAGUAUACUAUCAAUUCCUAUUAUAAUAAACAUACGGUAAGCAUGUCAUAGUAUCAACUGCCUAUGAUUAGGAACAUAUGGAUAAUAUCAACAGUUCACUAGUAUGCAAUUGUGGACAAGAAGACUUAUAAUAAGGCUUAUUGCAGGAAGGAAAUUGAGCAGAAGUAUAAGAGCCACCAGGUAUAUGUUAGAGUAGAUCAAUAGGCAACAAAAAGGAAGGGUACAGCGUUAGGCCAUAUGAUUAUAUGUAUUAGUGGCUAGAACAUUAGCUACAUUGGCUGAAAGGAAGAGUGAGAACAUUAUGGUGGACUUAAAGUGAGCCCGAGUCCCUGUAUCAACCGAUGCCACAGGUAUCUUCAGAUGGGUGCUAGCUCCGCUGUCUUCCAACUGACAUUGGGCGAAUCCCCCACUGCCUCCAGGCCUUAUGUAGGUAUCCUCCAUGUCACUGGGAUGGUGUGUCUGCAUCUUUGCUCCCCGUGCCCAGACCGGUGUACAAGCCAGUGCCAGCUGUCUCAAAGCCAUCCAGCUCCAGUGUAAGGGCUAAGAUCCUGUGAGACAGUGCCACAAGCUUGUAGAUCGUGGCUUCUGGCCCGGAAGAAGAACAGAACACCGGAGCGCCUCUAGGAACCUCAGGAGCAGCUGAGGUGAGUAUUUGUUGCUGCUGGUGGGACUCGAUCGGGGUCCAGAAGGCUUCGCAUACCGCAUCAAAAGCUACGAGGAACCUGGAUUCCCACUCAGAUAGUGGGUGGUCGGUCAGCGUGGCGGCCAUCUUCAGUGUGCCGCGAGGGUUCUCCACCGCAAGUCGAGUGAGAGAUAUUGAGCCUUUCAGGUACCACAGGCUUCUCUGGUGGGGACCGGGAUAUCCCCCACCGGUCCAAAGGGACUGAGGCACUCAGUGUUAUGAGGUCAGCCGCCUCUCCUGACGGUUUGUGCGUCUGCCCUCGUAGGCCUCAAGGCCAGUCGCUUGUAAGUCUGCUAUCGGGGCGCCUCAAACCAGACUACAUAGGUGGCAUGCAGGGCUUAGGUGCAUGUGCACCGUGCGUGCAAGUAAAUCAGCUGCUUUUAUACAGUCAAUGCUCAGGAUAGUAAGAAUACCACAGAAACACGUCUGCCCAUUUUGCUUGCCAGACUCUGCCCCCCACAAAUGCACAUUUUUAAUACAUCCAAUGUAAAAAAACAACAACGUUUAUUUUAUAUUUAACUACAUUGAAUCACUAUAGCCUAUCUAGAAGCAUAGUGUAGUUUCCAAUAAAUAACUGUGAAAUUUGACUAGUCAGAUAUAUGGACACACAAGAGUAAACUUGCUCAGAAAUUCGCAUGUGAAGUGCACAUGUACUGAAGGAAUAUUUUACUGUGGCAAUGAAUUUGAAAGUACACAUUUUCUUGAUAUAUGUCUAAUUUACAAAACAGCAAAUACCAAGUAGUGGUAUCAGUAGGACUUUCGGGAGUAACAAAGUGUUGAUCAGGGAAACCUGAUAGCAUUUUAAGCAAACAUUAAUCGAGUUUUGGAAUUGACAAGUAAUUGAAUUAAGAGCUCCCUUUUAAAGACCAGUAUUGAAACAAGUCCACAGUUUUUUAAUUUUCAAAAACUAGCCACCAGCUUCAGCAAGAAAGUGAGGGAGAUCAUUGACAUGCUGAGAUAUAAUACAUUAUAUUGAUCAUUGCAUAGCUUUAAACUAAUCUGACAAGCAUUAGUCAAUAUAUGCAGGGAAAGAGAGUGAUUUGUUAUGCCCAUGGCAUUGCAAUCAAUAUUUGACUUGAGGGACAAAACCAAUGGAAUUGUGAAAUAUGAAAUAUCUCUUGCUCACCAGCAGUCAUCAGAGGAUACUAAACUGUGUUAUAUUCUAUUGAAAAUAAUAAUAAUAAUAAUAAUAUACUCUAUUGAAACAUAGAAUUAAUAAUAUUAAACAUAAAAAUGUUUGUGAUAGCAUCCAACUGCUCAUACAGUUGCACCAAUUAUGAAGUGUGUGGCACUUAGCAAGGAAUGCAUCUAACUCUUUUUUCACAAAUAUCUAUUGUAUUAGCAAAUAUGCUUCCUUAGAUUUACUAACGGUCAAAAUGUCUAGAUAUUUUGAGGAACAUUUAGUUUUCUAUAUAUUUAGGUCUGAUAUAUCUAUAUCUUUUUCAAAUUGGUUUGCCAUUACAACACACAUUGAUGUUUUAUCCAGUGUUCAUAUAGUACUUUACUUAAAUGUUUAAUCUUUUUUAUGCAUAGCUGCUUUUAAUACUGUCCAGAAAUAUAAACUUGACUGUGCAGUGCAUGAUGAGGCUGAUUGAGCAGACUAGGAAUUGUAGUCUAAAACAGAUGUAGGCAUUCCAAUGUCUAGUCUUGCCCUGAGCCAUCCCCACUGAUUAGAUUGGCACUGAAAUUCAUGCAGUAUAUGAUUACAAGUUCAUAAUCAUGUCUUUUAUUCACCCAGGUCUCAAUUUGUUUUUUACAGAUUUCAGUGCUGAGAAGAAACACCUUAUUUUCAGUUAAUGAUCUUUCAUCAUUUUGUGUCAUCAACACAAGUUGAGACACUGCUUUCAAUGUACUCUUCCUGGUUGUACUGUCAUUGACUAUCAUAACACCCAAAUGAAACACUUUUAGAAAGAGGCUAUUUUAUUGGGAGAUUUUACAUUUUGUGCCAAAGACAAUUUUAAAUUCCCGACAAGGAGUGUUGCCUCAGUCAGCUGGGAAAUGCCUUGGCAACACCAUUAAUUUGAAGAAAAAGCUGGGUCACUCUGGCUGUAAUACAAACCAAAAAGUAUUUGGAAACAAACAGAAGGCCAGCAGUGUGGUUCCAUGGCACUGAAAUUGGAAGAUGAGCUUGUCUUAGUGUGUCACCCUAAAUAGUUAUACAUUAUAUAAUAUAUUUUGAGAGACUUGGCAUACCCAUAUACAAAUGUCUCACGGUGCAUAUGAGUCCAGACAAGAUACCUAUUCAUUCAUCACUUACAUAUCUUUGUUCAUAGGUCUGUUUCAUGGACAUUAACUUGGAGAAAGCAAACAAUGGAAGCUUGGGGUUCUCACUGGCUGGAAACACAAACGAUGGAAUGUUUACCAUAAAGGCAAUCUGCCCUGGUAGUGUGGCAGCACAGGAUGGGAGGCUGUGUGUAGGAGAUUUAUUGUUAGAGGUAAGGGAUGUGCUACAAUGUUAUGUAUGUUGACUCUCCCUCAUAAUUUGGGGCACAGGACAGCAUUACAGUUAUCAGAACAUUUUAUCUUACGUAGCUGAUGAGCUUUCUUGAUUGAAGUCAGAUGAUUCUUUUUUUUCUUUUUAAUCACAGUUUUCUGAUUAAAACGGUCAGGUGACUUGAUAAUAGCAAGUCAGCCACCCUUUCACGGAAAAAUAUGGGGUUCAAGAACACGUGUGACCCUGGUACUUCACCCCCCCCCCCCCAUGCAGCAAAAAUGAAUGCAGAUGCCAGAUAUAACAAUAUUUCUGCUACGCAUAUAAAUAUGAGGAUUCAAUGCAUUGUUAUAAACAAAUAUUUUGAAUAAAUAAUUCAAAUAAAUAAUAAAUAAUGCCCUUUUCUGUUUUCUAGGUAAAUGGACGUGCUUUAACCGGGCUCACACUUGGAAUGGUGGUUAGCAUACUUAGAGAAGCCACAGGCACAGUGCAUCUCUCCGUGCGGAAAAUUGCACAAUGCAGCAAUGAUUGUACAGGUACACAACAAAUCCUCUGAGUAACUAAAACUAUAACGUAAGGAGCCUUGCUAAAAAUGUACCUGACACUAUGGAGGCUUUUACUUGAUUUUUCUCCCUCUUCUCACUAUUUCUGGUACUUCUUUUUUGGUAUGUAUUAAUGGUUGGGCAGUUUUUUCAGAUAUUUAUAAGACUUAUGUCUUCUAAAUGUAUAUGGAAUGUUACUACUGUUUUUUCAAUCAUUUAGUAUGCAUAUUUAUCAUUGUGAUACAUUAUAUCUUUUGUUUGGGUAUAGCUUUAUGAAUGUAAAGGUUUAUUGCCACAUAUCUUGUGAUACCUUUUAUUUUGUGCCCAAUUAAUAAAGUGCAUUUUAUUUAUAUCGAUGUGCUCCUCAUUCAUUAUCAUUGUCUAUUCAUUGACCCAGGCUGUCAAUAGAUGUAUUGCUAUUAUAUGUAUAGUGUAUUUGAUUAUUGUGAUGUAUCCUGUUGUAUCCAAUAUUAUGGGAGAAGGUGCAACCGGGAGUAGGUGCAAACAAAUAACUAAUAUUCUAUGCACAUGCAUCAUAAACAUUUAGUGUUAUAAGGUUGGCUAAUGGCUAGUAAAUUAUAGACAUGGCUAAUAGCACAUAACCUAAAAUUUCUAGCAUUACUCUGUAUAUAUAUAAAAAAACAACAACUCUGCAAUCAGGCUUUCCUGAUGUUUUAGCAUAGGGAGUAUUUACUUAAUCUGCUGUGUCGGCCGUUAACUUUGGCAGGGUAAGUCACUCAACACUGGAAUUUGUGCAGGUAGACAAAAUCUGGUGAAAAUGGCUAAACCCCAACUGCAAUGGGAAAUCUCAUAUUUACUAAAGCCAAAUCCGCUCAGAAAUCAGCCAGAAUGAAUCUGCACCAAUUGGCCGGAUGCAUUUGGCGACUGGGUUAAAAUCAGUUUAAGUUUAAUCCCCAACACUCAGUGGAACAAAGGAAAGGACAGUGAUUUGUCCAUUAUUUCAAUUAAAGUCAAACAUCUGAUGCCCACAAGUGUGACUUGGUCCCUCCUUAUUUUAUAGGCCUCAUCUCCAUGGGAAUAAGGCCUUUCUAGUGACUGAGCAGCAAUGGUAACCCAGUCAGUAGUUUUUAAUCUUAAGUAUAUAUGCAAUUGUGGCAAAUUGGAGAAUAAGGAAAGUUUAAAUCCUUCCAUAUACUAAUAUGAGGGUUAUUAUUAUUUUAUUUUUAAUUUUUAUGUGCCAGCUGGCUAGCAAGCACAAUUCUUUAAUAGACUGAACAAUGUCAGGAUUUUGCAUUCCUCAUUGUCCUGUACAGCACCAAAUUGUUUGACACAGUUCAGUACAGUUUAGUGAAUAACCCUUUUUUUUUGCUGUGUCCAUGAGAUGGAGACAACUCCCCAUACAAUAUAAUUUUAUUCUGAAUGAGGUGAUGUUGGCAAAUCUGACAGACAACUAGUAACAGUAGCUUUGUUAGCAAUUUCUAUAUCGGUUUAGUGCAAGAAUAGGCAACCUUUACCAUUCUCUAAUGUGUGGACUGCUUCUCCCCUGAUGCUUUGCCAGCAUUAUGGCUGUAAGAGCAUUAUGGUAGAUGUAGUCCACAGCAUCUGGAGUGCCAAAGGCUGCACAACAAUGGUCCAGUGCAUCAUAUCAAAAAAUGUGUGUGUUAUUACAAAUUGGAAGAAAAAAAGUAUUCACACAUUCAAAAUUUUUUUUCUCAGAAAAUAAAGGAAUUUGUUCAGAUCUGAAAAUCCACAUGGCAGAGGAUGUCAAAGUAGAUUCAGAAAAGGAAAACCUGCAAUCACCAGGCAAGUAAGUCCUCUGUUCUUUAUAAACAGUUGGUAUUUGAAAGAAAAAAACAAUACUAGGGAGAUAUCUAGUAAGCUUCAAAGGAACACAAUAGCGUUAGAAAUACAAGCCACACUCCUGUCCAAUCAGGUGCAGCAUUUGGCCUCAUGAUCUAAUUGCAAAAUUGUUGCUGUCUGGAAGAUGUAAUGUAAUGUUUACAUUGCAGUGUUAAAACUGCAGGGCAUUAAGCUGACGUGGUCUGGGUGCCUUUAGAGGACUUUUAACUCCCUCAUCAUUACCAAGGUAGGCAAGAUUCAGAAGAGAGAAGAAAAGUUCACUGCAAAGUAUGUGUUUAUUUGUUGUUAAUUAGGUUUGUGUGAGUGACUAGUUAACUGUGUGUUCUUAUGGCUAGUUAUUUAUGCAUAUGUACAGUUGUAGAUAUUGUCGACCACACAAAAAUCUUUCACACACAAGGCGCACACACAUAUAUAUGCUACACACACAACCCAGCCCUCCCCCCACCGGUUAUCUGAGUUUUUUUUAGCAUGUAUGUUCAUUCCUGAUUUAGUGAUGUUGAGUUCAGUGACUGGGUUUUUAAUUUGUUUUUGUGGUUAGCAAACUACAACACUAUUAAAAGACUAGGCAUGACACCUAGUCUUUGCUAUUUUAGUUCUGGAUAUACUGCAUCAUGGUCCUACUGGAUAUCUCUGGCUCCUUUCCCUGACCUAGCUGCUAAGAUAUUACUGUACAAAUCAUGGCUUCAAGAUUAUUGUGGUCUUGACACAUAAUCCAUUCCUAUUUAUGCUCCAUGUGUGAACAUAAUCUUGUAUUCAUUUAAAGCUACAUCUUAAAGAUCAUAAUCACCAGUGCUCCUUUGAAAGCUCUGCUCUCCCUGAUUACUUAGAUAAUAUUUCUUAUAUGUAUUUAAAAUAUUACAGAUAGAAAUUCUAAACAUGCUUCGGAAAACAAUCAAUGAAUACAUCUGGAAAAAAAGCCACAGAAAAUAUUCCAUUAUUUUAUUUGACUGCCUCCAAAGCUGGGAGGAUUCGGAGUUCACUAUGUAAAAAGAUACUACACAGCAUCUUCCCUAAUUCAACCUAUAACCCUGAGUUGCUAAGCGAAACCUAUAUUGUGGGCCUCCUUGGAAGAAUCUUAUCUAUGUCCAUACAAUCUCAUGCAGGUUUUUUGUUUUCAAAGAGACAAACUACUGUACCUCCUCUGGAUGCUUUCUACAACAUGGUGGACUGAGGCUAUACUAAUGUUAAAGAACCUUCACCCUCUUGGGCUCGCUCUUCUGACCUCGCUAAAGGUGCUCAUCCCUGACAGCUUGGAACUCCUAUAAUUAGACACGUGUAUCAAUCAUUUGAAGUGGGCCAGAUAAGCCCGUUUCCACACCAAGCUUCAACCUACGAGACGCCCUGCACUGAUUAUUUUACUUACUUUUGCAUCAAACAUACCCUUCAGUCCCAGGGGCUGUCCUAUGAUCUCUGAGACGUGACAUCCCCACUGGGAAAAAUCAUAAGGCUCUGAGAAAACCACUCUCUCCAUGCUAUAAACAUUUGGCCCUGCACGCUUCCUCCAAUAAACUCUCAUACACGAGCUUAUAGGCAACAGAACUAGAUCACAUUUUCUCACAGCAGUAGUCCAAAUUAUAAAAACCUCACAUUGCUCUAAUCACUGUGAGAUGUGUUGGUACCUGGUGCCACCCUGGCGGUCACAUAUCUAUCCAGGUUCCCUGGGUUCUUGCUGGCAUUAUGGUAAAGAUGUAGAUUCACUAUCUCUUGUUUUCUGGGAGUGCCCAGCCCUACGCGGAUUCUGUUCAGAUGAUCAGUUGCUAAUACUUUGCACCACCUCCUUCUCCAUCCCAGACUCACCUAAGGCUCUCCUGCUUGAUAUACUCCCACACGACAUAAAGAGGCCCAGAAAGGUCCUUCUGCUGCAUAUACUUAUAUUUACUUGUAAAAUCUCUUGUUUCAAACUUUGGAAAAUCAAUAAAACAUUAAAUGCUGAAAAAAACACUGCUUAUAUUAUUUUAUAUAUUUUUUUUCUUGUGGAUGUUUUGUUUCAUCUUUGAUUGCAUAGCCCAAAAAAUAAAUAGUGAUAACAAUUAAAUUAUUGUAGUACUUGAUAGUUACAAGAUUACAAGCUCUAGAUUAGUUCAAAUAAUGAGCAUAGUGUUUUUUUUUCUUCCCAAAUGUAUAAACAAAACAAAACUAUAAAAGUUACUUACACUGUAUAUUAAAUCCCUGUGUACAUUUAAAUAAUAUGUUUUUUCUGACCAUUGCCAUUUCCUUUGAAGUGCAAAGCGACCUAUCAACUUCAAGAAAAAACACUUCCACUAGUAAUUCACUUUGCUGCUUUCAGCCAUGAGUCAAAAUCUCUAAUGAGACAGAGGAGAGUAUUAUUAUAAAUCUCGUCAAACUAUCUAACUUUAAGACGGACACAAAUGACGCCUUGUUACAGCUGCCCUGUAACAAGGCGUUGUAAUACAAAAGGAAAUAAAAACAGACAGAAAUCAUCCCUGUUCUCAAACUCCUGCUACCCUUGGGUGGCAUUAACCCCUUAAGGACCAAACUUCUGGAAUAAAAGGGAAUCAUGACAUGUCACACAUGUCAUGUGUCCUUAAGGGGUUAAAGGCUACAUCAUCCUCCUCCCAAAUAGUGCACAUUGCAGUUGAUGCUAAAGAAUGUAAUGACAGUUAGUACACAAGAGACAAAUCAUUUUGGGUUAAUCCACCACAGAAGGAUAUACAAGAGUAUUUAUUAAAAUGAGAAUGGCUGGAAAUUCAAAGUACCGGUAAGUUCCAAAUAAUUUUUACGGUGAACAUUUUUAUUUUUCAAUGUAUCUAUUUUACCCUAUGUGUUGAAAUUCCCUCACAUGCAAAAAUGUCUCGGGAUUUGAAAUGUAAUCUUAAAUCUAAUGUAAGACACCAAAUUAUGGUGUCCCUUUCUUUUGUUAAUCAAAAUCUGUAUUGUACCGAGGGACAAUAUUAUGUCAGUUUUUGUUAUUAGACUUUGAAUAGAAGACUCAUGUUCAACAUAAUUUUACCAGGUCUAUUGUUUCCGUUACAGUAGUACUUCUGUUGAGGAGUUAGCAGCAAACAAAAUUUCAUCCUUAGUUGUUCAUGAUUCGGAUGGCUGGAGCAGUGAGGAAGAAGAUAAUAGAGCACCAACAUCUUAUCCUGGUAACUUUAUGUUUUAAUUGAUCAAUUCUCUCUAAAUACUCUUACUAUAUCUAUUGUUAAACGGAUUAUUUGUUUACAGGCAGGCGACCUUUGGACAUUAAGGCAAGUUUUUUCAAGCUAAAAAAAGCUUGAAUCUAAUGGUUGAUUAAAGGGAUGCUCUAUGCACCAAAACACCUUUGGGUGUACAGUCUCACUGCUUAUCUGCCAUUUAGUGGUUAAAUGACAUGUUUAUGCAACCUUGCCACAGCUCAUCUGGCUGUGCCUCACACAGCCUCCAUGAAAAAAACAGUUUCAUUUUCAAACCAAUCUUUCAACACAGUGUGUUUACUUUAGAAGUUGAAAACAAGAAAUCUCAAUGUAUCCUUCAGACUCUGGAAGACACAGAGCAGGAGAUAUUUUUUUCUAAAAUAAACACAUUGUUCAAUAAGGGAAGUUUAAAAAUCAGACCUAAUUUACAGGAUGUUUGUAGGGAACCUGUGAGAGUUUGACUGCAGGGGCAUGAUCUAUACAACAAAACUAUUAAGUUAAAGUUUUUUUGGUGCUUAAAGUAUCCCUUAAAUACUGUACAAUGCCCCCUUCCACCAAAAUAUACACUGAAAGUUUACCUGUCAUGACAAGCACAGCCUAAUCCUAAAUUAUAUCAAAUAACUUUUCAUAUAUGCAUUGUAUUAGCAGAAUUGCUAGCAAGGUCUAGAUUUAUUUAAAAUCAGAGCGUAAAGCAGCCUUUCCCCCUUCCUGUUAGUCAGUUCAGUCUGUGUCAGCCGGAGAGAAGAAGGCUGUGCUCGGCAUGUCUAUGUAUCCCACUUGCCUUUAUUAUAAGGUAAAGCAAUGCCUGCGAAGGUGAGAUGGGGUAGCGGCUUUGUGACAGAGACAUUACUAUCAUGGAGAAAAAGACUGAUAUAUUUCAGGAGCUUUGUACAGGAAAUCUGAGAAUAAAUACAUCAUAAAGUGCAGGGGACUUUAAACUAGUUAUAGAUAGCAAGUCUGUGCUUCCCAAACAGGGUUAUGCAAGAGAAGUGUGGCUGUCAGCAAGUGUAAAACCCACUGAAACAUGAAGGCAAACCUAUAUCUGUCAACACCUGCUCUAUGUUAGAUCGAAAUAUCUGAACGUUAUAUAAACAAAUAAAUAUGUUUGUGAAAAAAUAUGUAUGUGCAUAAAGGAAAUUUGAAUCAGCUGUCAUUUAAAUGAACUAAUAUAUAGGGCAGUGCAAGAAUUCAAGAAUUUUAAUUUUUUUUAUUUUAGUAGCAGAAUUAUAUUGAUUAAAAUUUUAACUGAAACCUGAAACUUCAAGAUGUUUGCCUAAAAGUUAAAUGCAUUGGUCACUCAUAUGCCAAAUCCACAAGCAGUCACCUGAAUCAGUCCACUCUCUUCCCCUGCCGACAUCAGCAAUAGCCGCACUUGCAUUAGGAUUUCCCCAUAGGAAAGUAUUAAUCAGUGCUUUCUUAUUGGGAUUCCAGUGACGCAGGAAGUCCUCAUGCAUAGCGUGAGGAUUUCCAACGUCAUUUAGACAACCAAAAGUCGUCUAAGCCCCCGGAAAUCCCUCUAGUGGCUGUCUGGUAGACAGCCACUAGAGGAGGAGGUAACCCCGAGAGGUAAUUAUUGCAGUUUCUUUGAAACUGCAAUAAUUACCACUGUAGGGUUAAGGGACAUGGGACAUUGCGCCCAGACCACUUCAGUGAGCUGAAGUAGUCUGGGUGCCUACAGUGUCCCUUUAAAAAGGCCUGCAUAUAACAAAAAAAACAAUUAACACACAAUUAUUCAUUAUAGGGACACUAUAGUCACCAGAACAACUACAGCUUUUUGUAUUUGUUCUGGUGAGUUUAAUCAUUCCCUUCAGGCUUUUUGCAGUAAACACUGUCUUUUCAGAGAAAUUACAAUGUUUUCAUACCUCUACUGGCCACUCCUCAGAUGGCUACUAGAAGUACUUCCUGGGGAAGUGCUGCACAAUGUGACUGAUAUUCAGUGUCUCCACCCUCAGCAUGAACUUUCCUCAUAGAGCUGCAUUGAUUAAAUGCAUCUCCAUGAUGAGAUGCUGAUCUGGGCCAGGGCUUGUGCUGGCUCUGCCCCUGAUCAGUCUCAGCCAAUCCAAUGCUUUCCUAUGAGAAAUCAUUGUGAUUGGCUCAGAUCAACACUUUUGAUUAUGUCAGCCAAGCAGGCAGAUAAGAGGCAGAGCUAGCAGCAGCAGACUGCAAUAAAAUAAAUAAUUCACUAUAUUUAGGGGCUCAAGGGGGGGCAGGGGAGCUAAAUUUUAACAUAAUAGUGUUAAGUUGCUGUCCAAAAGCCUGUCUAAAUCACUUCUUCCAAGUACUCAUUAAUGGAGAGCUAGAGGUCUACAUUCUUCAAAUCAGAAUAACAAUGCAAGUGGAAAGGUUGUUUUAGUCUGGGUUUGUGUUUGUGACAUAGUUGUCCCUGUGUGCAGGUUCACAAAGUGAUCGUAAUGAAGAGCUGCAUUUCCUCAAGGUGAAAAAGCAAUAUUCAGAGUCUGAGAUCCAGACCCUGCUCACCUGUGCUCUCCAUGGUGGUCAGGAUCACAUUGCCUAUAAGGAAUUUGCGGUGAGUCCUAAUUUACAACUCAUCAUGUAAUUACUAAAAGAAACAGGUGUAUAUAUACAUUAUGCAAACUGCCAAGAGGAAGAUUAUACACAGAAUCAUGCACUAAGCAAGUAAAUAAUAGUGCUGAAUAUUUUUAUUGACUGAUGCUUUGUACUUUACUUGUUUAAAUUUCAUUAGAAAAAUUGAUUAUAUUAUUUAACGGCCUGUAGUCUUGUUUGACCAUUUCUAGAUCGUUGGAUAGGAAUAGUGUGAGUGAGUCUCGAAGAUCUAGAUCGUGACUCCAAAAUUGUAUGUGACAAGUAGAAUGUGUUGAAACCAAUAUUAAUUCUAUAAGAUCAGCCAACUAUGCAGGUGAUUUUAGUAGCAUACAUUGUUUCUAUUGAUAUCAUCAGACCUUUCUUAGGCAGCUUAUCCUUGGGGCCCAUCCGAUGGCCCACACACUUAGGGCCACCCGAUGGGCCCUAUAUCUUCAGGGACCUGGUCAGCGCUGUGGCCGUGGUAUAACCCUUUAAAAAAAAAAAAGCAGCCGCAGCAAGUGCUGCUGAGAGGAAGUAGUCACUUCCUCCCAGCUCACUCCGCGUGGGAGGAGAGACAGCCCGACAGUGAGGGAGAGCAGCGCCGACUCCCAUCAUCCCCAGCCACCCUCCUGCAAAGAAAAGGUAAGAAACAGGAGGGAGGCUGAAAAAUGAGCUGUGUGUAUGUGUCUGUAUGCAUGUCUGUCUGUAUGUAUGUAUGUAUGUAUGUCUUUAUGCAUGUAUGCAUAUCUGUCUGUAUGUAUGUAUGUCUGUAUGUAUGCAUGUAUGUAUGUCUGUGUGCAUGCAUGCAUGUAUGUCUGUAUGUCUGUAUGUAUGUAUGUAUGUAUGUAUGUAUGUCUGUAUGCAUGUAUGCAUGUCUGUAUGUAUGUCUGUAUGCAUGUAUGUAUGUCUGUAUGCAUGCAUGUAUGUAUGUAUGUAUGUAUGUCUCUGUAUGUAUGUAUGUCUCUGUAUGUAUGCAUGUCUAUAUGGAUGUAUGCAUGUCUGUAUGUAUGUAUGUAUGUCUGUAUGUAUGUGUGCAUGUCUGUCUAUAUGUAUGUCUGUAUGUAUGUCUGUAUGCAUGCAUGUCUGUCUGUAUGUAUGCAUGUCUGUCUGUAUGCAUGUCUGUAUGUAUGUAUGAAUGUAUGUCUAUGUCAUUAUGAAUGCGUCUGUAUGUAUAUGUGUAUAGAUGUCAGUGCCUGUAUGAAUGUCCGUCUGUAUGUCAUUAUGAAUGUGUCUGUAUGUCCUUAUGCAUGUGUGUCUGUAUGUAUGUUAGUAUGUGUCUGUCUGUCACUAUGUACGCCUGUGUGUCUGUAUAUGUGUGUUUGUCUCAGUAUGUGUGUGUGAGUAUGUAUGCGUAUCAGUAUGUGUGUCUGUUAGUAUGUAUGUGUGUGUGUGCAUGUAUCUGUGUCCUUUUGUAUCAGUGAAUGUGUUUGUGUCAGUGUGUGUAUUCCUGUGGGCGGGAUUUGGAGGCGGUCCCUGUGCGCGGUCUUGGAGUUAGGGGCCCCAAAAUUUCUGUUGGCGGCCCUGCCUAUGUCUCUCGACGCUGGGUCAGGCUCUGUCCACGCUCCUCGUCGGAAGGGGAGACCUAAUACGCAUGCGUGGCAAUAGCCGUGCUCACAUUAGGAUUUCCCCAUAGGAAAAAAAAAAUUAAACCAAUAGUGAAGCUAGACAAUGAUAGUAAGUGGAGAAUGCCCUUACUAUUAAAUGAACAAUUAGAUGUGCUAUGUGAUUCAACAUCACAGAUUUCUGGGGUGGCUUGCUUGAUAUCCCGUGAAGAUACCAAUAGAAAUACUAUAUUAAAUACAAUUAGAAAUAAAAGCAAAUUAAAUGGUUUAACACUAACUUAAUAAAUCUUACCCUGUGUGAAACAUUAUGCCUACAACCUGCCUAAUAGUGGGUGCAAUUUAGAGUGCAUUUUGUGAAGAAUAAUGAAACCUAAAUACUUAUCUCAUGCUUUGUUAUUCUCAGGCCUUGGCACAUGAGACACCUGUAGACACUUUUUGUGUGGCUUCUGCACCUGAAAACCGAAACAAGAACAGAUAUAGAGACAUAUUGCCAUGUAAGAUGGGGAAUGCUUGGUAGCAUUUGAGAGGUACCCUUUGGAAGACUGCACAAAUAUAAAACUACAGAGAUCUAUGCCGUACUGGGCAUAUUAGAAUUAGCAGAAUAGCAUUAAAACACUGAUUAGUUACCACAGACCAAAUGUCAAAAUAUAAUUUGUAAGUAUAUUUAAGUAGUAGUAAUGUAUCAUAUAUUAAAUAUAAAUAUUAAUAUGCAAACAGAAAAUAUUUUAAAAAAGGAGGAUUUUAUUAAUGUUUCUGGAAGAAUUUGUGGAAUUAAGAGUUUCGGGUGAGAAUUUGGUGUUGACUAAAUGAUCAUAUGGUGCAUUUCUAUUUGAAUAUCUUCCAAAACAAUAAAAGAGUUAAAACCUAUGUAAAUUGCACUCACCAAACAGAAGUACUGAAAUACUUUUUUUAAAUAAAACUAAAGCAGGUGUGUGGUGACAGCUAGGAUCCUCGAGGACUGGAUCAGAACUAACGUGUCCUAUAAUGAUUCCUCAGAGACAGUACUUCCAUAUCCGUCUACUGCCACACCUCCAAUUGACACGUUUCGUUGGAGGACGUCCCACUUCAUAAGAAUUAGAAGGUGUAUGUGCGCCUCCUCAUAUAAUAUAUAGUAUAUAAAGUACUCGUAAAUUUUAGGAGAAACAAAUGUAUUGAUACAGUAUUGUAUAGCGGUCAUUGAUCGAGGGUCUAAGGCAGUCAGGGACCCGGCUGAAUAGCCAUGCUAUGGCUGGGGAAAUUUCCCAAGCCAGAAAGCCAUAAUUCCACACAUACAUAUUCCAGUGAUAGGUUGUGAGACCCCUGCAACCUAUCGCACUGUAAGUGAUUCCCCCAUUCUCAGUGAGACCUGGCAACGAUCUUGCUGUUCUUGCCAUGAAGAUGAGGAGCAGCCUGCCAGAGAAAUCACUCACAAAGUAUGCUUCUUGUAAAUAUUUUCCACAGUCCCUAUGCAACCCUGCACCCACCUCAGGCUCUAUUCCUCCUUGCACCCACUAGAGCCUCCAUGUCGCUUCCAUUGCAGCCUCUAUCCCUCCCUGCACCCACUAAAGUUCUUACCCCUCACUGCACCCACCACAGCCCCUAUCUGUAAUCACCACAGCCCCUAGGCCUUCCUGCAUCGACCUCAUCUCUUAUCACUCCCUACAUCCACUUUGGUUGAAUUUAAUAUGGCCAUGUUUGGAAUCCUGCAGGUGUUAUGUCAUGACUGUGUGGCUCUCACAGGACUAUCCUGGGCACUGGGUAGCAUGCACAUAAUAUCUGUGUGAGAGGUGCAUUAAAAAGGGGGAGAAGAUUAGUAGUGGCCAAAAAAAACUUGCACCAAGAGGGGGGCCCCUGAUCCCCCAUUGCCCAAGGGCCUCUGAGUUGGCAGACUACCCCUGGAUUUAGAUUUAAAAAAAUGAAAUCUUAUCAUGUACAGGCAGAAAAUAACUUAAGUAUAAACAACUUGUGUAUAGAGUCAUAACUAUAUGAGGGCUAAUUACAGAAAAAAAAAUACACACAUAUAUAUAUAUAUAUAUAUAUAUAUAUAUAUAUAUAUAUAAAUAAAAUGUGAAAACCUAAGCAACGAAUAAAACAGUCUGCAUAAACUUAAUUCAAGUGGUAAAUGCUGCUAAAUCCAAAUGUUUAUUUAAAUCACUCUCUUGUAACGUAUCUGAUUGGUAAAUCCAAUACGAUUUUCUCUGCCUGUGUUUAAGCAAUUUAUCUCCUCCUCUGUCUGAAGAGGGUUUUUUCAAUGCCUUUUACUGUAAGUCCCUUUACUUUACUAUACUGACAUUUUAAAAAAUGAACUUGAACUCCAUGUAGAUAUAUAUAUAUCCCUACAAUGUUCCAAAAAGCUAUCCUUUAGUGAUCUACAAGUGCAACCUAAAUAUUGAAUGUCACAAGGGCAUUCUAAAAGAUAAACUACAAAUGUACUAUUAUAAUGAAUUAAGCUAUUAAUAGCAUGUUCCUUAUCUUGUAUAUUUCCUCCAGUUAUAUACGUUUCAUAAUUCCUCCUAGACACAUGCUCACACAUUUUACAUCCUUCCCUUCCACAUGGAUAUAUACCUUUCACGUUAAAAUAUUUUGUCUCUUUAUAAACUUAAAACUUCUAAAUUUCUAAGUUUGCUAUGGGCUAAAGGAUUUUUGAUUGUGGUGUUUUGUCUAUAUAUGCCACUCUUGCUUUGUAUUCAAUCACUUCUUUCAGGAACUUAUCCUGCUGUAGUACACUACAAUGUUUAUACAUAAUUUUCUUGAUAUGGUUUGCUCCAUGUCAAAAUUGGUGUCAUUUUUUUUUCUUCCCCAAAAAAGUGAUUGUCUACUCAUAUUUUUUAUUUCUAUCAAUGUAUUAUCUGAUAAUUGUGGGUCAUAAUAUUUUUCUAAAAAUGAAUCUGUGGGGAUCGUAAAUUCACUUUCCAUAUCUUCUAGUCCACUACGGUUCCUUUUUGUUCUCGUGUAUUGGCUUUUUGGAAUAUUGUUGGUCACUCUUUUAUGAUGAUUACUCCUAGCAUCGAAUUAGCCAUUCCUAUCCACUUUUUUACUCAGAUUUUAAGUUUGCAAAAUGUACAUGUGAUCCUUAAAGAUAUACAGGUCCAAAAAUUUUACUAGAACUUUAUAUAUAUAUAUAUAUAUAUAUAUAUAUAUAUAUAUAUAUAAAGUUUUAUAUUCAUUCUAUUUUAUUAGUAUUCUAUUUUAUUAGUAUUAGCAAACUUAACCAACUACCCCAGCUCAUCCUUAGUGCCUUUCCACACAAUUAAAAUAUCUAUGAAUUUUUAUCAAAUAAAAUGAUUUUGUAUAACUCAGUUGGGGCCCAUAUAUUUUCCCACCAGCCCAUGGUAAGGUUGGCGGAUGAGGAAGCAAAAUGUGUCCCCACCACAUUCCCAGUAUCUUGUUUGUGUUGUAAAACAAAUGAAAUACAUUCUCAAAGAAAUUGCUUUAUUUUUACAUUAAAUGAUUACUUUGGCAUUUCUACUUGGUGAGUUCAAUUUAUGUAGUUUUAACUUUGGUAAUAAAGGUACAAUCAUGACUGGAGCUCCCAUUUCCGGCCUUUCCUUAUACAUAUUUUGUUUUUUUUGCAUUGAAGUUAUGGGCUUCUGUGGAGUUGGCUGCAGAUAAGAUGGGAUUGUUAUAUACAGCUGUAAAAAAAAAAGCACAGUGCAUCAUUAACCUUAUUUACAAUAAGGGAUGUAAUUAUAUUGCGGGAGACUACUGAGGUGCAGAAAUACAACACAGUGGGACUGGUGCAUUAUUAUCCUGAUAAAAAGUGAUUAUUAUUUCAUUCAUACAUAAUAACUAAUAUUCUAAAUAAGUGCAAGCUUUUGCUAAAACAGAAGAUUAUGAAACAUGCACCACUGUAAUUAAUAUUAUUAACUGAAUUUAUAAUAUAUGUACACUCACGUUUAUAAGCGCUGCAUCAAGCUCUAGUAUAAUGACUUAGUAGUUCCAAUCCACUUAGGGUUGCUUAAAAGUUAUGGUGUAAUAUAAUAUGAAAUAAAAGAAACCCUGAAAAAAUUAUUUAUAUGGUGACUUAUGUCUUCAAAACAUCAUUAAUAUAAUCAUAUAAUAUUCCACUCACAAUUAAUUAAGCGUUUCAAAAGCUCAAAGUAAAACGCACUGAGCAGAACAAUCCCCACUCUGGGAUAUAGUACCAAUUUUUGUGUUCACUUUAAGCAGUACGAUAGAUCUGUAAAACAAACAGAAAGACAAAUAGUGCAGACGGUAUUUGAAACAGUACGGUAUUUGCAAACUGACUACUUACAGUAUUGGAAUUCUCACAAAAAUCACAUAGGUGGAAUCCCCACCAAGGAUCUGUGUGGAAGUGCUCUAAACACUUUGAUCAGCUUGUGUGUAGAUCAAGCAGAUUAUCUCAUAUAUAUAUUUUUCAUAUAUUGUGUUUUUUCUUUGCAAACAAGAAAUAGUCCAGUAGCCAAAUGUUAGUUACGCAUAAUUACUUUGUUCCAUUUAUUAUUUUUAACGAAAAAUAUGAUUUGAUAUUUAGUGUAUCCCCAUGCCAAGUAGGCCAAGUUAUUCCUUUUAAGACUAAAAUAUAACCAUGAUCUAUACUGAAAGUUUUAAAAAGGGUGUAAUAGCAAACAGUUUCUUUGCUGUUUAAAUGUGACUCUGGAAUUCUCUCUUAAAGAUGAUGAAACUCGAGUGCGACUUGGAGAAAGUGAGGAGUACAUCAAUGCAAGUCACAUUGUGGUCCCUGUAGGUCAAGAGAAACUGUGCUACAUCUGCACACAGGGUCCACUCCCAAACACUAUUCACUCUUUCUGGGAGAUGGUUUGGGAAAAUUCCUGUCAUGUGAUUGUAAUGAUGACUCAAGAGAGAGAGAACGGCAAGGAGAAAUGCAACAAGUAUUGGCCAGAAGAAGUCCAUGGAGUUUUGGAAACAGACAAUUUAUCCCUGAGGCUUGAAAAUCUCGAAAUACGACAAAAUUUCAUCAUUAGAUCUAUGACUAUCAUGCAUAGAGGAGUAAGUGCAAUAGAAUAGAACAGCGUUUCCCAAACCAGUCCUCAAGACCCACCAACAGUCCAUGUUUUGUUAGUAUUUCCAUUGGAAUAAAACAGGGAACUACAUAAAUCCUGGACUGUUGGUGGGCCAUGAGGACUGGUUUAAGAACCACUGGAAUAGAAUAUGAUAAUAAAGGGCCCCCACAUAUGAAAAUCUGGUAUCACUCAACCAUGCUCAUUUUUUUCUGCUUUAUAUGAAAUUGUCUGUCCUCUAACUCUAAUGUUGCACCGUCUUCAAAAUUCCUUGCUUAGGCAAAGACCCAGAAAGGUCUACGUAAUACCCUUGAAUAAACUAGUGCAUGGCAAUAACUUCAACUGUGGUUUGCAUCUUCUUGUUUUAGACAAGAGAAAGCCGAAAGGUCACACACCUCCAGUUCAUCAGAUGGCCAGAUCACAGAAUUCCUGAGUCUUCUCAAUCUCUGCUGCAGUUUAUUUGGUACCUUCGGCAGAUCCAUGAUGGAAAACCUAUUGUCGCCCAUUGCAGUGCUGGAAUAGGCAGGACUGCUGUUUUAAUCUGCAUGCAUGUUAUGGUGGCCCACCUGGAACAAGGAAUACUGGUGAGAACGUUUUCAAAACAUUUAAUGCUUAAAAUUAUAUUUCAAAUAGAUUCAUAUUACUCUAAUAUAACAAAACAGAUAUUUAGGCAAUUGAUCAGUGUAAAGUAAAAGACAUUUGCCAAUGUUGUCCAGGCUUCCAAGAGUGAGUUCACAACUGUCAAGACCUGUGCAUUGCCGAACAUUGGAGUGCCUCUAAUGUUGAAUAAAACUAUCCUGGCAAUCUAGCACAAAUAGACAAAUGGGUCACUAUAUUUUUUCUAUUAUGUCCAGUAAAUAUUUGAGUACUUUAUUUCCAAUGGAGCAAGAAUAAUGUUUUGUUGUACUUGAGAUUAUGAUUACUUGCUAUAGAAUUCACGUAUCUAUAAUGUUAUAUUACACCAUAACUUUUAAGCAACCCUAAGCGGAUUGGAACUACUAAGUCAUUAUACUAGAGCUUGAUGCAGUGCUUAUAAACGUGAGUGUACAUAUAUUAUAAAUUCAGUUAAUAAUAUUAAUGACGGUGGUGUACUAAUUCCAGGUAUAAUCAAACAGAAAAUAUAAUAGGGCUUGUUUCCAAAGUAGUUUUUAAAAAUCAGUCCCAAUUUAUUGCUAUUACUAACAGCCUGAAGUUUCCAAGGCCAGGCCAAUGUUUUGCAGCCAAUGAAAACUAACUUAAGCUCCUACUAUUAUUGUCCUUGUCGCAGAGUUUGCCUGUGAUUGACUUGAAUGUAAAUCAGCAAAGGGUGUAUUGUCUUAUUCAGCUGUGUAACAAUCACACCUGGAAGAUUUAAAAGGCACACUCUGUGCAUGUGCACUCGAGAAGCACAUUGUAAACAAAGCCUAGAGGAUUCAUUCAGUUAUAGGCAAGUGAUGUUUCAACAGUGUAGUCUGUUUGAUCAUGGAAAUUAAUAAAAAGACCUUCAGUGCAAGUUACCUGUGUUUAGAGAAAAAAAACAAAAACACUGUUUAGUAGAUAUACCACGCGCAUGGAUUUAAUUAUGUAUUUUUACAUUGUGAGUGUAUCUUAUAACAGCUGGCAACACUUGCAGUUCUCUUGUCUGCUGCCUUUGAAAAUGAUCCCCUUCUAAACCUGCUCAGACUUUAUGUGGCUGUCCAAUCACAGACUUUCCAUUACAGCUCAUUGAGAGUCUUUGCAAGGCAGGUGCUCUGGGCAAUUGCAGCCUCUUGAGUUUAGCUACACUGAGCUAAACAAAACAGGAUGUAACAGGACUGAUUGCUUGCAAACCAUAGGGGUGUAGGGUGAAGCGAAACUAAGGGCAUUCCGGCCCAGGCGGGCGAAAUCACCAGGUAACUGGCAGGAGUGGAGAGCAGAACACAGUGUUACCUCCUGCCAUUCACUUCAUGUAGCUAGACCAAGCAGAUCGCAGUAGAAUAUCUUUAUACUCUACCCGGUCUGAUAGGAGGUCCUUACUGAGAGCAACAAACAACUUCCUGUCAGUCCAGACAGAGGAUACAGAAGAUCCUCUAAUGCUGUCUGUUUGGCCUAGCUACAUGAAGGGAGGUCAGCAGGCACAGUAGGGCGAGGAAACCACAGAGGGAAGGGGGGAUGGAAGAAACCACAAAGGGAUGGGAGGAUGGAAGAGACACAUGCAAAAUGGGCUGGGGAAAAGUGACAGACAGAGUGGCUGAGAGAGAGACACAUAGAUGGGCUGGGGGGAGAAUGAGACAUACAUAGGAGCUAUGGGUGCCCAUACAGUUCCUUUAACAAAUAUAUAUUUGUGAGGUGUGAAAAAUAACAUUAAAUGUAGAAACACACAACUUUAUCCUUCAACCGGGUGCGUCUAUUUUAGUUCCAUGUCAGUCAUUACUAUAAACUAAAUCCUUUGCACUUGGCAGUCAGCAUAGACAAAGGAGGGGGAGAGAAAUAAAACAAUGUUUACAAUUUGCCUCUUCAUUUGCAAUGUUUGCUCUAGCUUUGUCUGAACUGGAUAAUAAAGUUAUAUGGUAAAUCUUUAACAUAAAUGUAAAAGGAAAUUUGAUCUCAUAAGAAGAAGGUUAACACUAUUAACUAAUAAUUGGUCAUUUUAAAUUUAUGAUUCAAUGUAAACAGACUUUUAUUCCUGCAAAUGCCAGGUACCUUAAGAUCAAUUUUAGCAUGGGUGAAAUAUUAAUACAGUUUUUUGCCCGUUGGCCAGCCUGUAUUUAGACAGCAUUGUGUAGCCUGAACCUAUUUCUUUGCGUUCUUUCUAUGUAUCUACUCUUCUACAUGUACAAUAGUCCUACUAAUAUCUCUUUGAUAAUGCAAAUUCAUAAUUGAGAUUUAAUAAAUAGCUAAAAUGUUAUUUGGUUCUAAUUGUGUGUUUGGUGAUUAGUUUCAGAUACGGGAUAUUGUAAGGUGCAUGAGGCAGCAAAGACAUGGGAUGAUACAGAACAAGGUAUGAGAUCAGCCAGCUUUACCUGCAUUUGCACUAUUACCCCCCCUGCAGCAGACUGUAUUUAUGUAAAUGAUGUUACCAUUAUAGUAAGACUGCGUCUUUAAGAUUAGUGGCCAUUGUGAUAUAGUGUGACUGUAAGCUCUGCACUCCCUGCACUAAACUGCUAUUACUUGUUUUUCUGCCUUUGCACUAUUAUUUCAGAUAUAUCUGCACUGCCUUUGUAUUUGAGGAUUUCAAACCUUUUUAUAUGACAGCACUGUAUUUAGCGCAGGGCUGACAGGGCAUUUGCCUUGGGCGGCACUUUCAGGGGACGGGAAAAAAAGUCACCCCCCUCAAAUGCCCUGGCAAAUACAUUGCCAAUCUCUUGUCCUAGGUGUGGUAUAUCACCAAACUCUAUAAAUUAUUAUGUACGCAUACACAUAUAAACUCUGGUCCGUCUACUUUAACAAAUAUUUAUUCAGAGACAAAACAACAACAACAACAACAUACAAAUAAUGACACACAAUCUAACUUACUAUACCACCAACAACAGCAACAACAACCUAACCAACAAUAACAACUACAUCUUAUAAAAUCCCACUCACAGUUCACCAUGAUAGAAAUUAGGCCAUGUCUGCUUAAAGGACUGCUCAGUAGCACAGCCAAGAAGGAACAGGGAGGAAUGGAGAUAGGGGGAAGUGGUUACCUCUUUCCUGACUUGUAAAGGUAUUGAAUUACUCAAUUACCAUUUCAAAAGGUAAAGCUUAUCCCACUGUACAUGAGCUUGGUCACGUGAUCCCUGGUCACCAUAUUAGUUUGAUGACAGAAUGUCACCACACUAGGGGGCCCACGAGCUGGCCGGCUGGCCACCUCAGUGCCCCCUCCCCCCCCCGCCGUUAGCAUUACCUGAUGUAGGAGGCGGGCGGCGAGGGAGCACCUCCUGCUCAGCUCCCUCGCACGCCCCGCAGUGAUGCCGGAGCCGGAAUAUGACGUCACUCCAGCCCCUGCAACACUGAGAGGCGUACAAGGGAGCUGAGCAGAGAGCCACUUUCACUGACCGCCCGCACGCUCAGCAGCCCCACUGGACCCCAGGGACAUAGAGGGACAAAUGUGUGUUUGUCAGUAAGAGUGUAUGUGUGUGUUUGUCAGGAAGAGUGUAUGUGUGUGUUUGUCAGUGAGAGUGUAUGUAUGUUUGUCAGUGAGAAUGUAUAUGUGGCGUUCGGUGAGAGUGUAUGUGUGUCUGUCAGUGAGUAUGUAUAUGUGUCUGUCAAAGAGUAUGUGUUUUUUGUAUGUGUGUCUGUCAAAGAGUAUGUGUUUUUGUCAGUGAGUGUGUGUGUGUGUCUGUCUGUCGGUGAAUGUGUCCAUCUGUCAGUAAAUGUGAGUGUGUGUGUGUCAGUAUGUGUGUGUGUUUCAGUGAAAGUGUGUGUUGGUUAACAGUGUGUAUGCCAAAGACUGUGUAUCGGUCAGUGAGUGUAUUUCAGUGUAUGCAUCGGUGAUGGCAUGUGUCUGUCAGGCAUGUUGUUGUUUUUUUAAAGGAAAAGAAAUUUGGAUGGGGGGAGGGGACGUGUUUUAUCAUGCCUAGGGCAGCACAAAACCAUAAUACACCACUGAUAUAUGAAACUUAACACAGUCGUAAUGUAGCUUGUUAUAUCUGCAGUAAGAUGGUAUAUUGCCUUUAGCAGUGUUUCCCAAAACAGUUCUCAUGGCCCACCAACCGUCCAGGAUUUGUCAUUAUGUUCAUUGGAACAAAAAAGGGAAAAUAUAAAUUCUGGAUUGUUGGUGGGCCAUGAGGACUAGUUUGGAAACCACUGGCAUAUAGUACUAUUUGUGCUUUCUGAUUUUACACAUCCUUUUAUUCACCCACUAAAAUCACUCUCUCAUCUCUGCAGGUUCAGUACCAAUUCUGUUUUAAGGCACUGCUGGAAUGUCUACGACUUCUUCCUUAUGUGGACCGAACAGACCUGUGCAUUGCCGAACAUUGGAGUGCCUCUAAUGUUGAAUAAAACUAUCCUGGCAAUCUAGCACAAAUAGACAAAUGGGUCACUAUAUUUUUUCUAUUAUGUCCAGUAAAUAUUUGAGUACAUUAUUUCCAAUGGAGCAAGAAUAAUGUUUUGUUGUACUUGAGAUUAUGAUUACUUGCUAUAGAAUUCAUGUAUCUAUAAUGUUCCAUGUAUAAUAAAGUUUGGUGAGCAUGGAUGGAAUAACUAUCCGGAAUGAUAACAUUUUCACUUUAAUACCAUUCAGGAUUAUGGGACAUAUCACGUUAUUGUAAAAGUCAUCGCAUGUUGGCUGUACUAGAGCUAGCACACAUUAAAAGAACAUUAUAGUAUCAGUAAUACAAACGUUUUCCUGACACUAUAGGUCUAAAUGCACCGUUUAAGUGACCAGCCCCCCUGUCAGCAAAAUAAAAAGUUAGUCAACUUCCCUUUUUUCCCAGCACCGUGCGGGUCUACUCGCGGCUUGCCCCACCUCCGCUCCGCUUCCUUGGCUGAGAUCAUCAGAUUGAUGAUUUCAGCCAAUCCAAUGCUUUCCCAAACAGCAUCUUCUAAUGAGGAGUGUUCAGCGCUUCCAUGCAAACCGUAGAGACGCUGAGCGUCAGAGCUGCACAUUGUGCAGCACAGACCCAGGAAUCACCGCUAGUGGCCAUCUAGAGGUGUUACUAAGCAGAAAUGUAAACACUGCCUUUUCACUAAAAAGGCAAUUAUAUUACAUUGAUUACAUUAAAAUGCCUGCAGGAACAGGCAGUAGAUACCAGAACAACUAAACACUAAAGUAUACCUUUAAGUUCAGUUGUUAGGCUUUUAGCGUAUUUGUGGUUGCAUGUAACUGAAUCUUUGUUUCAUGUAGAUUGUGAAAAUUAAUCAACUGGUGUUAAAAAAUCUUUAUGCAAUGUGUUAAUAUUGUAGACGUUUAUUGUAAUGCUCAGAUUGUUUGUGGUUUACCAUAAAAAUAACAAACACAAUUAUUUUCAUGUAAUUUAUAUUGUGAAAUGGUUGAAAGAUGAGAGAGAGAGAUCAUUACACAUGUAAUUACACAUGUAAGUUGUUUAAUGGUGUUUUCCAGAGCUGUAGGGUAAUAACUUGUAAACCAUAACAUAGUAAAUGGUUUUUACAACGCCUCAC
Molecule: messenger RNA, 98876 nt
Organism: Pelobates cultripes (western spadefoot toad)
Lineage: Eukaryota; Metazoa; Chordata; Amphibia; Anura; Pelobatidae
Source: the annotation of a GenBank genome assembly